UUCCCGGCCUGGACGCCUCGGCUGGAGGGACUGCUGUCAGGAGGAAAAACAAAACUACACGGCGCUGACGGCCUGUAGUUUUGUUUUUUUCUGUGGGGUUCCCUCGAGGCUCAGCUGUUCUCCUUUUGGAUUUUCUGACUACACUUUCUGGAUAAAGAGGUUUUUGAUCUUCUGAACUCAGCCCUCCUCUGGGCAUCCCAGGCAUCCUUGUGCAGACAAGGUGCCGACCAACAUGUCAACACAGGCGCCAACAUUCACACAGCCGCUGCAGAGCGUCGUGGCACUUGAGGGUAGUGCCGCGACGUUCGAGGCUCAAGUUAGUGGUUCUCCAGUUCCUGAGGUGAGCUGGUUCCGUGAUGGCCAGGUUCUUUCCGCCGCCGCUCUGCCCGGCGUUCAGAUCUCGUUCAGCGACGGCCGCGCUGUUCUGAGGAUCCCCGCUGUGACCGCCGCACACAGCGGAAGAUUUUCCGUCAGAGCCACCAACGGCGCUGGACAAGCCACAAGCACCGCUGAACUCCUCGUUACAGCGGAGACGGCGCCUCCAAACUUCCUUCAGAGACUGCAGAGCUCCUCGGUGCGACAGGGCAGCCAGGUGAGGCUGGAUGUCCGAGUCACAGGUAUCCCCACACCCGUGGUGAAGUUUUACAGAGAAGGAGCCGAGAUCCAGAGCUCAGCCGACUUCAGGAUCCUCCAGGAGGGAGACCUGUACAGUCUGCUGAUCGCUGAGGCCUUCCCAGAGGAUUCUGGGACAUAUUCUGUGACUGCCACCAACAGCAGCGGACGGGCCACUUCCACUGCUGAACUGCUGGUUCAGGGUGAGGAAGCUGUGCCGACUAAGAAAACUAAGACUAUUGUGGCCGCAUCUCAGAUGGCGACUUCCCAAGAGACCAGAGUGCAGAGGAAGGUGGAGGCGAGUUUCCAGGCCACCACCAUGAUGGAGAUGCAUGUAGAAGGAGGGAUGAUGACUCAGCAAUUGGCUCACAAAACCCCCCCGCGGGUUCCCCCAAAGCCAACCUCCAAAUCCCCGCCGUCAUUUGUUUCCAAGGUGACGGGAGGACGCCAGCAGUCACCCUCACCUGUCAGACAUGUGAAAGGGCCGACACCCACACCUGUCAGAUCCGUUUCUCCCUCCACCCGACUGUCCAUCUCUCCCAUCAGACCUGUCAAGUCUCCUGUCAUGACCAGGAAACAGGUAUCUGCCGGUGCAGAGGUCCUGCCACCCUGGAAGCAGGGAGACUACGUGGCUGAAGCCGGCUACACCACUAUGACCAGCAUGACCAGUGUCAGCAGCGCCACCCAGCUGCGUAUGGAGAAGCACUGGGAGCAGCAGGUCACCGCCACUAGAGAGGCUGAGGGAGGGAAAAGAGCCGGGGCGGUGGCCACAGUGGUGGCCGCCGUUGACCUUGCUCGCGUCCGCCAGCCCGUGCAUGCAGAGGGCGGGCUAGCUGAAGAGGAGGAGGCAGUAGAGGUGGAGAUAAAGAAGCAGGCGGCAACGGCUGCAGAGAAACAAAUUGUUGCAACUAAAACAGUGUCCGUUGAACUGCCGGCUGCCGCCACCGCCGCCGUCGCAGUGACCUCAGAGCAGCACAGAGUCAAGGUCUCCCAGAUUCAGAGAACAACAGAAAUCUCCUCCCGUGUGGACACUGGUGUCACCCCGUCCCCAGUACCACAUUUCACAGUUUCUAAAGUUUCUGUUCCUAAACAUGAACCUAGCCACGAGGUGUCCAUCGCUGGCUCUGCCAUCGCUACUCUGCACAAAGAGUUAUCCUCCCCCGCUUCUCCAAGAAAGAUCAUCAAGCCCGUCAAGUCUCCCAGUCCGUCUCGCAGAGCGGCGACUGUGGAGGUUCGAGUGGCGCCGGAGCCCGUCCCCCCGCCGUUUAAAGACAUCAGAUAUCAGAGUCAGGUUGAGUUACAGCCGAGCGGGGCUUACGCUGUGAGUGAAGAGGAGUUUGAGGACUGGGAGCCUCAGGAGGCGGCUGCAGUGCCCACCAGAGCCCAGGAGCCUGUUAUUCCUCCUACACUUAACGCUGGCCUGAAGAACCUGACUGUGACGGAGGGUGAGUCGGUGACCCUGGAGUGCCAGAUCAGUGGACACCCCACUCCUGUCAUCAUGUGGUUCAGAGAGGACUACAAGAUUGAGAGCUCCAUCGAUUUCCAGAUUAGCUAUGAGAAGGGAUUUGCCCGGAUGGUGAUCCGAGAGGCGUUUGCUGAAGACAGCGGCCGCUUCACCUGUACCGCCACCAGCGAGGCGGGAACCGUCAGCACCUCCUGCUACCUGCUCGUCAAAGUGUCAGAAGAAAUUGAGAGCAGAGAGGAGACGACUCUCACAGAAAUUGGAAUCACACAAGAGAAAACUGUUGCUGUCGAGACAAAGGCACAGAUGGUGGCAGAGGUGACUACAGGAGAGUCUGCUGCUCCCUUCUUCAUCAAGAAACCGACCGUUCAGAAACUGGUGGAGGGUGGAAGCGUAGUCUUUGAAUGCCAGGUCGGAGGAAGCCCAAAACCUCACAUUAUCUGGAAGAAGAGCGGUGUGCCACUCACUACUGGAUACAGAUACAAAGUUGCCUACAAGAAGGAGACUGGAGAAUGCAGACUGGAGAUCUCCAUGACCUUUGCUGAUGAUGCUGGAGAAUACUCUGUCUUUGCCAAGAAUCCUCACGGAGAAGCCUCAGCCUCAGCUGGCCUGCUGGAGGAAGAGGAAUAUGAGGCUUAUAUGAGGCAGCAUGAUGUGACAUAUAAAACUGAAGUGGUGACGACGACGGUGGUUCAGGAGCCCUCUGUGGUCGUGAGUCAGUAUGAGCUUGAACAGAGGAGGAUGACAACCCCCAUGAGCUUUGUCUCAGAAACGGAAUUCCUCAUUUCAGCCUUUGAAGAGAGGAUCAUCCAGGAGAUUGAGCUCCGCAUUAUGAGGAUUACCUACAGAGAGCUGGUGACAGAGGAUGGAGAGCUGAUGGUGACUGCAGCAGAAGAGGAGGCUGUGCAGCCGGCCUUUGACACACCGGUCAAAAACUACAGGAUCAUGGACGGAAUGGGCGUCACUUUCCACUGCAAGAUGGCUGGAAAUCCACUGCCAAAGAUUGCUUGGUAUAAAGAUGGCCAGCGCAUCAGGCCUGGUGGCCGUUACCAGAUGGAAGUUCUUCAAGAUGGACGAGCUAGCCUUCGCCUCCCUGUUGUGCUACCAGAGGAUGAGGGUGUAUAUACCGCCUUUGCCGCCAACAUGAAAGGAAAUGCCGUCAGCUCUGGAAAGCUCUAUGUAGAGCCAUCUGGAGCUGUAACACCUCAGAGAUACACACCACAGCCAGCAGUGCAGAGGAUCAGGUCCACAUCUCCUCGUUCUCUGAGCCGCUCACCUGGUCGUUCUCCCAGCCGUUCUCCUGGACGUUCUCCUGCCCGGAGGCUUGACGACACAGACGAGGCUCAGCUGGAAAGACUCUACAAACCUGUGUUUGUCAUGAAGCCUUCCUCAAUAAAAUGCUCUGAGGGGCAAACUGCCAGAUUUGACUUGAAGGUUGUUGGUAGACCCAUGCCUGACACAUACUGGUUCCACAAUGGACAACAAGUGGUCAAUGACUACACCCACAAGAUUGUGAUUAAAGAGGACGGCACUCAGUCCCUGAUCAUUGUCCCAGCCAUGCCACAGGACUCUGGAGAAUGGACAGUUGUUGCUCAAAACAGAGCUGGACGUACCUCUGUCUCUGUAAAUCUUACUGUUGACGCUCGAGAAAGCCUAGCACGCCCUCAGUUUGUUGAAAAGCUGAAGAACCUCACUGUAAAGCAGGGCACUCUGGUUGAACUGGCUGUCAGAGCCAUUGGAAACCCCCUGCCUGACAUUGUCUGGCUGAAAAACAGUGACAUUAUUACACCACAAAAGCACCCACAUAUCAAGAUCGAUGGCACUAAAGGAGAGGCCAAAUUCCAGAUCCCAGCUGCUUCAGGCUCAGACAGUGCCUGGUACACAGCUACAGCCAUUAACAAGGCUGGAAGAGACACCACUCGCUGCAGAGUCAAUGUUGAAGUGGACUUCACUGCCCCUCAAGCUGAGAGGAAGCUCAUUAUUACCAGGGGUACCUACAAGGCCAAGGAGAUUGCUGCUCCAGAAUUGGAGCCCCUUCAUCUGCGAUAUGGUCAAGAGCAGUGGGAGGAGGGCGACCUUUACGACAAAGAGAAGCAGCAGAAACCAAUGUUCAAGAAGAAGCUGACCUCUAUCAGAAUGAAGCGUUUCGGCCCAGCUCAUUUUGAGUGCAGACUGACCCCUAUUGGUGACCCCACCAUGGUAGUGGAGUGGCUGCAUGAUGGCAAGCCUCUGGCAGCUGCUAACAGGUUGCGCAUGGUCAAUGAAUUUGGCUACUGCAGCCUUGACUAUGAAGUUGCCUAUGCUAGAGACAGUGGUGUCAUCACCUGCAGAGCCACAAACAAAUACGGAGUCGACCAGACCUCAGCUACACUGAUUGUCAAGGAUGAGAAGGGUCUUGUUGAGGAAACACAGCUUCCUGAAGGCAGGAAGGGAGCCAGAAUCGAUGAGAUCGAGCGCAUGGCUCACGAGGGAGGACCUGCAGGAGUCAGUGCUGACGAGGAAACUGAAAAGACCAAACCUGAAAUUGUCCUGCUUCCUGAGCCAGCCAGAGUGCUGGAAGGUGACAUUGCACGAUUCCGCUGCAGAGUGACUGGUUAUCCAGCACCUAAGGUCAACUGGUACCUUAACGGACAACUCAUCCGCAAAAGCAAGAGAUACAGACUUCGUUAUGAUGGUAUUUACUAUUUAGAGAUCGUUGACAUCAAGUCCUAUGACUCUGGAGAGGUCAGGGUGGUUGCAGACAAUCCUUUGGGCACAACUGAGCACACUGUGAAGCUGGAGAUCCAACAGAAAGAGGACUUCAGAUCCGUCCUGCGCCGUGCUCCAGAAGCGAAGGCUGCAGAGGCUUCACAUGAGCCUGGAAGAAUGGGAUUUGAUGUUGUGAAGGUCGACCGGCCUGGCGAGGCCCCACAGGACAGGGAAGUCGUUAAACUUCGUAAGACACAGAGAAUUGUUCAUGAGAAAACCUCAGAGGAGUCAGAGGAGUUGAAGAGCAAGUUCAAGCGCAGGACAGAGGAAGGUUUCUAUGAGUCCAUCUCUGCUGUGGAGUCCAAGGCUCGCAAGAGGGACGACUCUUAUGAGGAUCUACUGAAGAAGACUAAGGAGGAGCUUCUUCAUCACAUGAAAGAGAAAGAAGAGGCUGAGAGGAAGAAGAUGGAGGAACAAGGCAAAGUCACCAUCCCCACAAUCAAACCAGAGAGAAUCCAGCUCUCCCCCAGCAUGGAAGCACCCAAGAUCCUGGAACGCAUUGCUAGCAAGACAGUUGCUCCAAUGGAUGAGGUUCGUUUCCGAGUCAGAGUCGUAGGAAGACCAGAACCUGAGUGCCAGUGGUUCAAGAACGGCAUUCAGCUGGAAAAAUCUGAGCGUAUUUACUGGUACUGGCCUGAGGACCAUUUGUGUGAAUUGGUGAUCAGAGACGUCACAGCAGAGGAUUCUGCUAGCAUCAUGGUUAAAGCCAUGAAUGUUGCUGGGGAGGCCUCGAGCCACGCCUUCCUGCUUGUGCAAGCCAAGGCAGCAAUUAACUUUACCCAAAACCUGGAGGAUGCCAGUGCCAAUGAGAAGGACACAAUGGUGACCUUUGAGUGUGAAACAAACGAACCUUUUGUUAAAGUCAAGUGGUUCAAAAACGACAUGGAGAUCUUCUCCGGAGACAAAUACAGAAUGCACUCAGACAGAAAGGUUCAUUUCCUGUCUGUGCUGAUGAUUGAAAUGAGGGAUGAUGCCGAAUACACUUGUGUGAUUGCAGAUGACGAGAACAUCAGGACAAGCGCAAGGCUUCACGUAGAAGGCGCUGCCUUGGAGAUCAUCAAACACAUGGAGAACAUUGAGGUACCAGAGACCUAUGCUGGAGAGUUUGAAGUUGAACUGUCUCGUGAGGACGCUGAGGGCAGCUGGUUCUUCAGGGACAAGGAGCUCUCUCCUAGCAGUAAAUACAUCAUGUCCUCCCGCCGAGGAAGACACACCCUGUCUGUCAAAGAUGUCAGGAAAGAGGACCAGGGGAAAUACACUUUUGUAUGUGGAGAUCUGAAGACCAGUGCCUCACUGAAGAUGAAAUUGCGCCCAGUGACCCUAAUGCAGCCCCUGGCCGACCUCACGGUCUGUGAGGGCGACAUUGCUCAGCUGGAGGUGCGGUUCUCCCAGGAGAACGUUGAGGGAACCUGGAUGAAGAACGGCCAGGCCAUCUCCGCCUCAGACCGCAUCCACAUUGUAAUUGACAAACUAGUCCACAAGCUGCUGGUGGAGAACGUCACCAGAGAAGAUGCUGCUUCCUACUCUUUUGUGGUUCCCGCCCAAGAUAUCUCCACCUCAGGCAAACUCAGUGUUCAAACUAUUGACAUUGUGGUUCCACUGAAAGAUGUGUCCUCCGUUGAGGGCACCAAAGCUGUUCUGGAGGCCAAGAUUUCCGCUCAGGACAUCAGCUCAGUCAAAUGGUACCACAACGACAAACUGCUGAUGCCCAGUGACCGAAUCCAGAUGGUGGCAAAGGGAGCCAAGCAGCGUCUGGUCUUCACUAGGACAUACGCCUCAGAUGAAGGACACUACAAACUGGUGGUCGGCAAGGUCGACACCAGCUGCAACCUGUCUGUCGAGCAGGUACACAUUGUGAAGCACAUGGAGGACAAAGUGUGCUCCGAGUCCCAGAACGUCACCUUUAACGUUGAAGUUUCUCACCCUGGCAUCGACCCGAUGUGGACAUUCAGGAACCAGCAGCUCAAACCUGGACCCAAAUACAAGAUGGAGUCCAAGGGAAAGGCUCACUCUCUGACUGUCAUUGAUGCCAUGAAGGAUGAGGAGGGCCAGUAUAUGUUCCACGCUGGUGAAAAGACAUCCAGCGCCAAACUCACUGUCUCUGGUGGAGCCAUCACACGGCCCCUGCAGGACGUGACAGUGGCAGAGUCUCAGACAGCUGAGCUGGAGUGUGAGGUCGCCAAUGCUAACGCUGAAGGGAAGUGGCUGAAGGAGGGUCAGCCUGUAGACUUUAAUGAGAAUGUGGUGAGCGAGGUGAAUGGAGCUGUCAGGCGCCUUAUCAUUGUCAUCACCAGACCGCAGGAUGUUGGAGAGUACACCUACCAGGUGGCCAACUCCAAAACCACUGCUAACCUCAGGGUGGAGGCGGUGAAGAUCAAGAAGACUCUUAGGAACCAGACUGUGACGGAAACCCAGGAGGCGGUGUUCAUGCUGGAGCUUACCCACCCUGAUGUGAAAGGAUCCCAGUGGAUCAAGAACGGUGUGGAGCUGCAGAACAGCGACAAGUAUGAGAUCAUCUCUGAAGGCAUGGUCCACACCCUGAAAGUCAAGAACUGUAACACACAGGACGAGUCUGUUUAUUCCUUCAAGCUGGGAAAACUGUCUGCCAAUGCCAGGCUCAAUGUGGAGACGAUCAAGAUUGUGAAGAAGAUAAAGGACGUGUCAUCACUGUUGGACGGUACCGCCUCCUUUGAGAUGAGCCUGUCACAUGACAACAUCCCUGUCAGGUGGAUGUUUAAAGGCGUGGAGCUGAAGUCAAGUGACAAGUGUAAGAUUCUGUCAGAGAGGAAAGCUCACAAGCUGGUCCUGCAGAAUGUCGACAGCAGUAACGCAGGAGAGUACACCGCGGUGGUCGGACACCUGCAGUGCAGCGCCAUGCUCACUGUUGAGGCUCUGAGAGUCACCAAACCCAUGAAGAGCGUGGAGGUCCCAGAGACUCAGGUGGCCACAUUUGAGUGUGAAGUCUCUCAUUUCAACGUACCAUCCACCUGGCUGAAGGACGGUGUGGAGAUUGAGAUGAGUGAGAAGUUCAGGAUCGUGGUUCAGGGAAAACUCCACCAGCUGAAGAUCAUGAACACCAGCAGGGACGAUUCUGCAGAGUACACCUUCAUCUGCGGGAAUGACAGAGUCUCUGCAACACUCACCGUUAGCCCUGUCCUGAUCACAUCCAUGCUGAAGGACCUGAAUGCUCAGGAGAGAGACACCAUCACCUUUGAGGUCACCGUCAACUACGAGGGCAUCACCUACAAAUGGCUAAAGAAUGGCGUGGAGGUCAAGUCGUCAGACAGAUGUCAGGUCCGCAGCCGGCAGCUCACACACUCGCUUACCAUCCGAAACGUUCACUUUGGAGACGGAGGAGAGUACCAGUUUGUGGCUGGCUCCGCCGCCACCGCUGCCAACCUGUUUGUUGAAGCUCGUGUGAUUGAAUUCACCAAGAAAAUCAAGGACAUAAAGAUCACAGAGAAGAAGAAGGCGAUCUUUGAAUGUGAGGUUUCUGAGCCAAACAUCCAGGUGAUGUGGAUGAAGGACGGACAGGAGCUGGACAUGUCUGAGGAACGGUACAUCGUGACAGCAGAGAAAUAUGUUCACCGCCUGAUGAUCCAGACGGUCCGUAUGUCUGAUGCUGGAGAAUAUUCGGUGGUGGCUGGAUCGAGCGUCUCCAAAGCCCAUCUGACCGUGGAGGGUCGCGACAUCCGGAUCUCCGAACCUGCUGAGCGGGAAAUCACGGUUCUGGAGAAACACAGAGCGACCUUUGAGUUCGAAGUGAAUGAGGAUGACGUGGAGGGCCACUGGCUGAGGAACGGGGUGGAGAUCCAGUUCUCUGUGGAGGAGAGGUUCAACUAUGUGGCCAUCAGGAAGCUGCACCGCCUCACCAUCUCUGAGACCUACAGGAGCGACGCUGGAGAGUACACCUUCAUUGCCGGCAAGAACAGGAGCACCAUGCACCUCCGUGUCAACCUCCCAGAGCCUCCUCAGAUCCUUCGCCACAUGGAGCCCCAGUCUGUUGAGGCUGGUAAACCGGCUCGGUUCUCGGUGCAGGUGAGUGGUCUUCCUCACCCCCAGGUCUUCUGGUAUAAAAACUCCCAGGCUCUGUCUCCGGGCUUCAAGUGCAAAUUUCUUCAUGAUGGCAACGAGCACACACUGCUGCUGAUUGAAGUCUUCCCCGAGGACGCUGCAAUCUACAACUGUGAGGCCAAGAACGACUAUGGCACCGCCACGAGCACCGCCACACUCAACGUGGAAGUCUCAGAGGUGGUUUCUCCAGACUCGGCUGCUCCUGUUGCUCCUCCUGUCGUCAUCUCGCCCAUCACCAGCACUUCGGCCCGCGAGGGAGAACCGGCUCGGUUCCAGUGCAGAGUCCGUGGAGAUGAUGUGAAGAUCAGCUGGUUCCACAAGGAGAAGGAGAUCAAGCAGUCAGACUUCUUCAGGAUGUCUCAGUUUGACGACAGCUGUCAGCUGGAGAUCUCCAGGGUUUACCCAGAGGACGAGGGCGAGUACACCUGCAUGGCCACAAACAACGCUGGGACCGUGUCCUGCUCUGCCACACUCACACUGGACGUGACUCACGUGAGAGAGCAGAUUGAAGCCAAGAUUGAACAAGAAGUCAAAGAGCGUUGUAGCACCACCAUCACCACUGUUGAAGAACAAGAGGAAACCUACUACACUGGUGUCCAAUUACCACAGAAAACAAAAACACUUGAACUCAAGCCAGAGUCCAAACGUUACUCUUCCACUUUGGAGAAGAAAAAAGAAAAGCCAGUUUUCCUCAGCCAGCUCUCCCCAGCAGCUGUAUCCAGUGGGGAAACAGCUAGGUUUACAGUCAAAGUGUCCGGUUUUCCAAAACCGACUGUUCAGUGGUCUCACAAUGGAAAAGUCAUUAAGAGCUCCUCUAUAUAUAAGCUGAUAGAGGAGAGGGAGGAGUACACACUAGUAAUCACCAGGGUCACAACUGAGUAUGAGGGCGAGUACUCUUGCACUGCCACCAACAGAUUUGGCCAGACAACAUGCACCACGUACCUUGAAGUGAAAAAACCUGAUGUUAGUCAGGCAGAGAAAUGGGUUGAGAAGAUGUUUAAGGUCACAGGUCAGCCUCCUACUUUCACAGUUCAGAUCCAGCCUGUGAGGUGCUCAGAGGGAGGAGAGGUUCAUUUUAAUUACAAAGUCAGUGGUGAUCCAAUGCCUGAUUUGAAGUGGUUCAAGGGUGCUUUCCAGAUCCAGCCCAGUAGAAACUGUAUCAUUUUAGCCAACCCAGACGGAUCUGGCUUCAUCAAUAUUAAGAGUGUCAAACAGGAAGACAGUGGAUUGUAUACAUGUAAGGCAUCCAACCAGUUUGGGGAGGCAUCUUGUAGUGCUGAGCUUGUUGUGUUCAGAGAAUCAGUCUCUGUUUCUCACAAACAGGAGCAGUUGACAUUGGUUCAGAAGAAAGGCUAUAAGGUUUCAAUGACAGAACAGGCAACAGAGUCUCGCUUGUACCAGGUCAGCCUCCCGGGCCAGGACAGAGCUAGGUCAGAUCAGAUGGUUUACACCAUCGGCACUGAAGACCGGCAGAUAAUUCCCAGUGAGCAAGUGAGCUCCCUGAGAGAACUAGAUAUCUCCGCUGCAACUAUUCAUCGUGAGCAGCUGACCCACCAGGCAGCAGUGCUUCAGUCUCAUGAGAUAGAAGAGAGGGUGUCUGUGGUUCCUACCCACCCACCUCAGGUUUCAGCUGUUCCUGCAAAACAGCUUCAUUUGGCAGCAUUUACGUCGUCUGUUGAAGAGAGUCAAGACUUCACGGAGCAGCACUGUGAUCGCAUUCAAAGCCCUGAGGUCGUUGAGCUUCAGGCAGCUAGAGAAAAGAAGUCAAAGGUGAUGUCAGCUGUUGCUGAGGAGCUCACCACACUCUCUACUGUUAGCACAGAGCGUCUGGCUGACAGGAAGUCUGCUACAGUCAGGCCCACUUCAGAGCCUAAACAUCUCGUCAGUGGGCAUCAAGUUGAGUCACAAUUGUCCAUCCUGAAAGAGCAAUCUCAAGACAUCCCUAAACCACAGGAGGAGAAGGGUUACAAGGUUAAAGAAGGUGUUAAGAUUUUAUACUCGGCCCAGUCUACAGAGAAACGGGUGCUUGCAGAGGGUCACACAACUGAACUAGCAACAGCAGAUUCUGCUGUAAAGUCCUCCAUUAGGAAAGAACAGCACCGUCCUGUUUUGGCCUCGGUCAGUGAGUCUAAACAGACUCUUUCCAAGGAGAGUGAGAUCUCCAUGGAGAAGCCCACUGAGGAGACAGCCCAUCUCUCUAAGGAUAAAAUGAUGAAGGCUGCUCUAACAGCUGAAGAGAAGCAAACGCUACAGGCUGAGCCUACUCAGCAGCUGCCAAGUAUGGACAGUGCCAUGUCCAUUCAGUUACAGGUGGAAGGGGAGCAGUUGUUACACCUGCAGGUUAUCACAGACCAGGACCUCCUUCCAUCUGAAAGGAGCUUCACAUGUGAGAAACCAGCACCAGAGCAGGCAGGAACCAGAAAGAGUCCCACUCUGCUGCACACUGUUAGCCAGGAUGAGCAGAGGACAGUAGUUUGUGAGGAUGCAUCUGAGUUUGAGGCUAAGGCUAGCACCAUGACAAUUCAACCCCAGAAAGAGGCCCCUACUCCGUUGCAUCUUCAGUCAACCCAACCUGUGGAAGCAUUACCAAAAGAGGGUAUUCUCAUUAUUGAGAAGCCUGACCAGCAAGUGGCAGCACAGAAACAAGAAAAGACAAGGAGCCAUGCAGCCACAUCAGAAGAGCGAAGGGAGCUCAUGGCAGAUUAUCACACAGAGCUGGAUUUGUCUGUGACUGGAGUUCAGUCUCAACUUCGAACUGAGCCCAGGCCUCAAAACAUCCUCCAGCUCUCCUACCAGCCUAUGCAGCUGCCAAAAGAGACGCCAGUUACCACUGACGUUAAGCAGCAGCGGGCUUUGGUGCAGAAGGAGGAUCGCUGGAACGUGAUGCAUGUCACCAGUGUGGCAGAUAGUUAUGCCUUAGAGGAGGGUCACACAGAGAGUGUUAAAGCUGUGGAUAAAUUUACCUGCCAAAUGGCUUUAGAGCCAAAAGUUCCCACUGAGCCUAUUCAGAUUGAGGAGAAGGAGAUCUCCACUGAAAGUAGUGUUCUUCUAGAGGCAGCAGAACAGGACUUUGCUGUUCAGAUCCAGGAGGGCCAGUCAGUCAGGCAGUCGAUAGUGAUGGAUGAGAAGCAAGUGCUGACAGGUGAAAUUUCUCAGGAGAUCACCAAGUCUGAGUCCACUAAAGUUGUUGUCACUACACAGCCAAAACUGUCCCUUAUAGCAUCAGAAUCAAAAGACAGCACAGCUCUUCCCAAAGAGAUGACGUUUGUGAUUCAGAUCCCUAAACCAUCCAGUCUGAAUAUACGGCGUCAGCUCAGAGAUGCCCUACAGACAGCUGUAGCCAGUGAUCAGCCAGUGUUACUGGCUGAUGUUGUGGGCAGAUUACAGCCUGUAGAAGUACAGGAAGUCAAGGUUCAAAGAGAGCCCAAACGGUCCAUGUUCACAUACCUUAUCACAACAACAGGUGCCCCCAUGGAGAUCACCCUUGCUUUUGAGGGUAAAUACCCUCAAACAGCUGACCUCAGGACUGAACUCCAGGCUGCUCUCCAUUCCAUAGUGUACCAGGAGACCCAUGUUCUUACUUCAGAACAGCCUGGCACUAUGCAGCUAGACAAACCUCAGAGGGCACAGGUCACCUCAGCCCGCACUAAGCAAAUGCUGUCAUCCAUGGUAGAGACAGUUAGCGUGGCAGAGAGUACAGUAGAUAUUACUGCUGUUAAAUCUCAGGCUGCUGCACUCAAGACAGAGUCUAAAAUGGCAGUUGAAUGCACGGCAGCUGAGCAACAGGUUGUGGUGCAGGAAUCCAAAGCAGCAAAGAUGGAACAGUCCAUCUCAUCCCAGAUCAAAAUUUCCACUGAAGCUCACAUGGCUUUUGAGCAGUCAGUGCAGGUGUCAAAGCAGGAGAUGAGGUCGGUGACACUGAAAAGCACAGAAAAAGAUGUAGGAGCAGCUAUUGUUACCACUGCCCUGCCCCCCACCCCUGUCCCCACCGAACAGACAGUGGAUAUCAGCAUCCAGAAGGAGCUCAGGGAGGAGAUCUUCAAAGAGGAGAUCACAGUGUCCAGGCCAGAACAGAGAGAAUGCCCUGUAAUAGUUACCUUCCUCGAAGACUUAUCUAUUGAAGAAGAUAGUAAGGUAACUUUUAGCACCACCAUUAAAUAUGUUACAAAAGUAAACUGGUUUUUCAAUGGACAGUUGGUGAAAUCUGGCAAAGAGUUCAAGUGUUCCAAAGACCAUGACACAUACACACUGGUUAUCAACAAAGUUGUCAAGGAGAGGCAUCAAGGAGAGUAUGUUUGUGAGGCUGAGAAUGAAGCCGGCAGGACUACAACAUCUUCAAGACUCACUGUGGUCUCAAGAGUGCCACCUGUCUUUAGGCAGAAAAUCACACCUCUGGAGAUAAACGUUGGCAGCCACGCCAAGUUCGAAUGUGAGAUCGAGGAUGCUCCGAGUGUGACCUUCAAAUGGUACAAGUCUGGCAUUGAGAUCAGACAGAGUGAGAAGUAUCGGAUCCUCAGCCGCUACACCAGUUCCUCUCUGGAGCUCCUGAACCCAGUCAAAGCCGACAGUGGUGAAUACACCUGCAAAGCUUCAAACCAGCAUGGCACAGACAGCUGUACUGCCUCGCUCAUUGUUACCGAAAUGUACCCACCGGUAUUUGUAUCAAAACCAGACCCAAUGACUUUAUAUGUGGGCAAACAAGCUGUGUUCCAGUGCUCCCUUACUGGAUCCUCACCCAUGGAAGUUGUCUGGCACAAGGACAACAUAGCCAUCUCCUCCGAAGGGAACUAUGUCAUGAAAUGUGAAAAGAACAAGUAUUCCCUUCAUAUUAAAAGUCUUGAGCUGACUGAUCAGGGCGUGUACCUGUGCAAGGCCUCCAACAGUGUCGGCACUGCUACCUUUACCACAGAACUCAAGGUUAUCAACAAGCCCAGCUUUGUUAAGACCAUUGAGCCAGCAUCAGCUGCUGUCAAUGACCCGCUGAGGCUGGAGUGCCAGGUGGAUGAGGACACUGGUGUGACCAUCACCUGGACCAGGGAUGGCAAAAAAGUCCACCAGAGCAUGGAGUGUAAACUGUCCUUUGAGGACAAGGUGGCUGUUCUUGAGAUACCCAAGUCCAAACUGAAGGACUCUGGGAAAUAUGUGUGCACAGCCACUAAUGAGGCUGGGAGCUCAUCCUGUGAGGCUGUGGUAACAGUUCAAGAGCCCCCUACCUUUGUCAAGAAAAUGGAACCUAAGAUUACGUGGAAACAGGGAAUAGCUGCACGCUUACAGUGCACUGUUAAAGGAUCGCCCGAACUUCGCAUCCACUGGUUCUGGAAUGAGAGAGAGCUUAGUGAUGGAGAAAAAUAUAAAAUCUCUUUUAAGACUGGAGUUGCCACUUUGGAGAUAAUGGACCUUCUGGUCACAGACAGUGGGAGUUACACCUGUGAGGUGUCAAAUAAUGCUGGCAGCGAGAGCUGCAACACCCUUGUAGCUGUUAAAGAGCCACCAUCCAUCAGAAAAGAGCUGCAGACAGUAGAGGCAGUGAAGGGAACACCAGCUCAGAUGGAGUGCGAGAUCACAGGAACAGCUCCUUUUGAAAUCAGCUGGUUAAAGAAUAAGAAAGCUAUCACCAGUGAUAAGAAAUAUAAAAUAAUCUCCCAAGAUUCCUUGUCAAGGCUGGAGAUCCAGACCUUUGAAAGUGCAGAUGUUGGAGAUUAUCAGUGUGUUAUAUCCAAUGAUGUUGGGAAAGUCACCACUAAGGCUUUAGCUAAACUUAAAGAGCCACCAACUUUCACAAAGAGGGUUGAGAGUGCUACAGCAGUGUUGGGAAAUACAGUAAAACUACAGGGAACCAUCAAGGGCUCGGCCCCCAUCACUGUUAAAUGGAUGAAAGACUCGGAAAUACUAAGAGAUGAUGAUGCAAAUAUCAAGACGGUGUUUGAGAGCAACGUUGCUAGCUUGUUGAUAACAACAGUGGCCAUCAGCCAUGGUGGCAAAUAUUCGUGCCAAGCUGAGAACGAGGCUGGGCAACAAAAAUGUGAAGCCACCUUGACUGUGCAAGAGCCUGCCAGAAUCAUAGAACCUGCAGAGUCCAUUAGUGUGACUGCAGGGGAUUCAGCCACACUGGAGUGCACACUUUCUGGAAGCCCAGAACUCAAAGUGAAGUGGUUCAAAGAUGGGAAGGAGAUGAUCAGUGGCCGUAAAUAUAAGAUGACUCUGAAGGACAAUAUUGCCACCAUGAAGAUUCUUACAGCAGAGAGAGGAGAUACUUCAGAGUACAAGAUAGAGGUGUCGAAUAAAGUUGGGAAAGACCAGUGCACAUGCUCAGUCACUGUCCUAGAUCGGAUAAUGCCUCCAACUUUCACCAAGUCCCUGAAAAGAGUUGAUGGUAACAUUGAUAAUGACAUCUCCAUGGAUUGUAAGGUGUCUGGGUCCCAACCUAUGACCAUAGUUUGGUUCAAAGAUGACCAGGAGAUCAUUUCUGGAUCCAAAUUCCAGCCUGAUUUCAAGGACAACUCUGCUACACUGAGAAUUAUUCGGCUGGAAAAGGCUGAUUCUGGAGUUUACAAAUGCAGAGCCACCAAUUCAGCUGGCUUUAAAGAAACCAGCGGCACACUCUAUGUCAAAGAGCCCCCAGUGUUCACCGUGAAACCAGACAACCAAGAUGUUAUACCAGGAACCACCGUUUCCUUCAAAGCAGCCUUCACUGGCACAGCUCCUUUGGCUGUUAAGUGGUUCAGAGAGGAAAAAGAGAUUGUAACUGGAAGCACAUGUUUCAUAAAGAAAGAUGCCUCUUCGAGCUCUUUGGAGCUUCACUCUGUGAAACCCAGUGAUUCUGCUAAAUACACAUGCCAAGUAUCCAACGAUGCUGGGAAGGUGGAUUGCACCACAGUGCUCUUUGUGAAAGAACCUCCCAUGUUUGUGAGGAAACUUGAGGCAACCAAGCUCAUCACCAGCGGCGACUCCGCCAGGCUGGAGUGCAAAGUGACAGGCAGCCCUGUUAUCAGUUUCAGGUGGUUCAAAGAUGAGAUGGAGAUCAGCUCCAGUCCUAAAUACACAAUGGCUGUGACUGACUUAGUGGCAUCCCUGGAAAUGGUCAGUUGUACAGUAGAGGAUAGUGGAGAUUAUGUUUGUGUGGCAUCCAGUGAGGCUGGUAGUGACCGCUGCAGCAGCACUGUUACAGUAAAAGAACCACCAUUGUUUGUGCGUAGCUUGGAGCCCAAAGAUGUGGUGAAAGGUUCUGAGAUGAUACUGGAAGGCCAAGUCUCUGGUUCUGCCCCUUUCACUGUGUCAUUUUAUAAGAACACAAAGCUGAUUAGGAAUGACAAGAGACACAGGCUCACUGUUAAAGAUGACCUGGUAGCCCUGCAGAUUCUGGCAGUAGAGGCAGGAGACGUUGGUUUGUACCAGUGUACUGUUGAGAAUGAAGUGGGGAGGGCCUCCUGUGAUUGUCAAGUAACACUAAAAGAUCCACCGUCAUUUGUGCGAAAGCUGGAGAACCUCAGUUCGUUGGUGGGUAGCGAGGUUUCAUUGACGUGCACUUUGAAGGGCUCAGAGCCUAUGACUGUGUCCUGGCUUAAAGAAAACCAUGAGCUCAAAGAGGCUGAAAACAUUCAGAUUACAUAUGAGAACAAGACUGCUUUGCUGCACAUCACCAACUUACAGAGCAAACAUGGCGGCAAAUACUCUUGCCAAGCACAGAAUCAGGCCGGGAGCCAGACUUGCUCUGCUGUAUUGACAGUCAAAGAGCCAGCUAAGGUUACAGAGGAGGCCAAGUCUAUUAGUGUGACUCAGGGGGAUCCAGCCACACUGGAGGCCAGGUUCUCAGGCACAAAACCCCUGAAGGCCAGAUGGCUGAAGGCUGGCAAGGAGCUGACCUCAGGCCAGAGAUAUAAAGUACAGAGCACAGACACCAGCUCUGUGCUCAAGAUCAUUAAAACUGAGAAAAGUGAUGGUGGUGAAUAUACCUUUGAGGUUUCAAAUGAUGUCGGUCAAAGUUCUUGCGAGGCCACGCUCACCAUUCUUGAUCAAAUCAUUCCACCGUCUUUUACAAGAAAACUGAAGGAAAUAGAGGGUAUCAAAGGAUCUUUUGCUCAUCUGGAAUGUCUUGUAUCUGGCUCCCUGCCAAUAACCAUUCAGUGGUAUAAGGAUAAGAAAGAGAUCCAGACUGAUGAGAAACACAAAUGCACAUUCUUUGAGAAUGUUGCUUUUCUGGAAAUCUCUAAUCUUGACAGUAAAGAUAGCGGCAGCUAUACAUGCAUUGCCAAAAACAAAGCGGGAACGGUCCAGUGCUCUGGGACCUUGUUUGUGAAAGAGCCACCAUGCAUUCUUGAAAAGCCUGAAUCCAUUAAUGUUUUGCCUGGCUCAAAGGUUCAGUUUAACGUAUUGGUUUCUGGCACGCCACCACUGACCAUCAAAUGGUUCAAAAACAAGAAAGAGAUUGUAUCCAGUGCCGACUGUUCUGUGAUCAAAGACAACACCUCAAGCUCAUUGGAGCUCUUCUUUGCCAAAACCUCAGAUUCUGGAGACUAUGUCUGCGAAAUACAGAAUGAUGUUGGUUCCACUUCAUGCCAGGCAACACUCUUCGUCAAAGAGCCUCCCAAGUUCACACGGACUCCAGACCGUGUGUCUGUGGUCCGUCCUGGUCAGAGUAAAGUCUUUGAAUGCCAGGUGACUGGCACACCUGAGAUAGAUAUCUACUGGUUCAGGGAAGGCACUGAGAUCAGCCCCAGCGAUCGGUACAAGAUGACUUUUGUUAACUCUGUGGCCACUUUGGAAGUCUGUGGUGCUGAUACCAAAGACAGUGGAAUUUACUACUGCGAGGCUCGCAAUGAGGCUGGCAGUGAGAGCUGCAGCAUGGAGCUCAAGGUUAAAGAACCACCAUCAUUUAUUAGAGAGCUGUCUCCAGCUGAUGUUGUGAAGGGCUCCAGUGCUUCUUUUGAGUGUCAGGUUGCUGGGACAGGUCCAUUUGAGAUAACAUGGCACAAAGAUGCAAAGGAGAUCAAACCCAGUGCUAAACAUGGCUUCAUCCAGAUGAAUGGCACUGUGGGUCUAGAGGUGCACAAAUGUGAUGCUGUAGAUGCUGGUGAAUAUCAGUGUACUGUUGCUAAUGAAGUGGGAAGCUGUACAUGUAAAACUACACUAAACCUCAAAGAGCCACCAACAUUUACUAAGAGAAUUGAGGACACUGCCACUGUUCUGGGUAAAAUGGCAGUGUUUCAGUGUAUUGUGGUGGGCUCUCCCACUCUCUCCGUGCAAUGGCAAAAAGAUGAGAACUGGAUUUUGGAGGAUCCAAAGAUUGAGAGAACAUUUGAGAACAACGUGGCCACUCUUAGGAUUCCUGCCUGUGAGGCAACACACAGCGGGAAAUACACCUGCCAGGUGGUAAAUGAGGCUGGGCAGGAUAAGUGCUUUGCCACCCUCACAGUGCAAGAGCCUCCUCAGAUCUCAGAGAAACCUGAGGUGAUAAAGGUUACAGUUGGAGAUCCAGUCAAUCUGGACUGUAAGGUAACAGGCUCCCCUGAGCUCAAAGUGAAAUGGAUGAAAGAUGGCAGGGAGCUUCAGUCCAUCAGGCAGCAUAAGCUGAGCUUUGAGAACAACAUCAGCAGCCUGAAGAUUCAGGCUGCUCAGAGAGAGGACGAAGGAGAGUAUGUCUUUGAGGUGGCAAACCACAUCAGUAGCUGCACCUGCAAAAUCAAAGUGAUCGUACUAGAGCAAGUAAUUCCCCCGAGCUUCAUCAAACCCCUGGUAGACAUGCAAGAGAUUUUGGGCUCCUUUGUUCAGAUAUGUUGCAAAAUAUCUGGUUCCCUGCCCAUUAGUGUGGAAUGGAAGAAAGACGGGACCAAAAUCUCUAGUGGUGUAAAACACAAACUCAUUCAGCAGGACAACUCUGUGUCCAUUGAAAUUGAGCAGCUAGAAAGAUCUGACGCAGGAUCCUACUCUUGCAAACUGACCAAUGCAGCAGGAAGUUGUGAAUGCAGUGGAUCCCUCAUGGUCAAAGAACCUCCAAGCUUUGUGACACCGCCUGAGUCCCAGGCGGCUCUACCCAAUAAGGCUGUCCGCUUCAAAGGCUCAUUUAAGGGAACUCCUCCAUUCACAGUCAAAUGGUUCAAGGAUGACACAGAGCUCAUGACUGGUCCCACUUGUUUCACGGGACUGGAGGGGCUGUCUUGCUUCUUAGAGCUCUAUUCAGUGGGUGUCACCCAGAGUGGAGUUUACUCUUGCCAAGUCAGCAAUGAUGCUGGCUCUGCACGUUGUAGUGCAGAAUUGACGGUCAAAGAACCACCUGAGUUUGUGCUGAAACUCCCUGCCACUAAGUUUGUGAAGCAGGGCGAAUCACUCCGCUUGGAGUGCAAAGUCAGUGGCACAGCUCCUCUGAAAGUGACCUGGUACAAACAUGACACCAAGGUCACAGAUGGGGGUAACUACAAGACAUCAUUUAUUGACUCAGUAGCAGUCCUGGAACUGCUCUCAACCAGCUUUGAUGAUGAUGGAGUUUACACCUGUGAAGCUCAGAAUGAUGCUGGCAGUGUCAGCUGCAGCACCACACUUACCGUUAAAGACCCCCCAUCUUUUGUCAAAGUACCUCAGCCUGUUGAAGGGCUGAAGGGUAAGGACGUGAGUCUGUACUGCGAGAUGAGCGGUACAGCUCCGUUCCAGAUCACCUGGUUCAAAGACAAGAAACCUUUGAUGGAGAGCAGGAAGUAUAAGAUGGUGAGUGAGGGCAGUUCAGCCACAUUGCAUAUCAUUGGGAUUGAGCCCUCAGACGCCGGCGACUAUGAGUGCAAAGCGUCAAACAGUGUAGGAAGUGACACCUGCCAGACAUCAGUUAAACUCAGAGAGCCACCAUCGUUUGUGAAGAAACUGUCAAACAUGACAGUAAUACUGGGAGAGGAGGUGACCCUUGUGGCCACUGUUAAAGGCUCUGAACCCAUUACUGUGUCCUGGGUUCAAGACAAGGAUCACAUUCUCAGGGACGGUGACAACAGGAAAAUCACCUUUGAGAACAACCAGGUCGCUCUUAAAGUCUUUAAGGCUGAUGCAACCACGGCAGGCAAAUACACCUGCCAACUCAGAAACGAUGCUGGGAGUGUGGAGUGUUUCGCUAACUUGACUGUUCUAGAACCUGCCAUGAUUGUAGACAAGCCCGAUGCUCUGAGUGUGACGGCAGGCGAUAUAGCUGCACUUGAGGUCAAAGUAUGUGGAACCCCAGAGCUCGUUCCUAAGUGGUUCAAGGAUGGCGUGGAGCUCGCGUCUGGGAGGAAAUACAAAAUUUCAUUUUCUCGGAUGAUAUCCAGCCUAAACGUACUCUCUGCAGAGAAAAUGGACUCUGGAGAAUAUACAUUUGAGGUUAUGAACCAGGUCGGGAAGGACCUGAGUAAAAUUAAUCUCACUGUCUUAGAUAAGAUCAUACCUCCAACAUUCUCAAGGAAGUUAAAGGAUUGUAACACAGUUGUUGGAAAAGUUGGAGAGAUGGAGUGCAAAGUGUCAGGCUCCCCACCUUUUACCAUUUCAUGGUACCAUGAUGGGGAGGAAAUACAGAGUGGACCAAAUUAUGAGAUUUCAUUCAGUGAAAACAACUGCACACUCAAAGUGCCCACUCUGAAACUGUCUGACUCUGGAGUGUAUAAAUGUAAAGCUGUCAACAAAGCAGGAUCCAGUGAAACCACAGCCUCCUUGGUUGUCAAAGAACCUCCAUCUUUCGUGGUGCCACCACAGCCAGUGGAGGCAAUGCCAGGCUCUAACGUGACUUUCUCAGCCAUGGUGAGAGGCAGUGCCCCCCUCAAACUGAAGUGGUUCAGAGGAACAAAGGAGAUCCUGGCUGGACGGGGCUGUGAUUUCUCCCUGAAGGAUAACCAAGUUAUUUUGGAGCUUUUCAAUGUAGACAGAUCUCAUGCUGGAGAGUAUACCUGUCAGAUCAUUAAUGAUGCAGGAAAAGAAAGCUGUCCAGUUAAUCUCACUGUCAAAGAGCCAGCAGCCUUCUCCAAGAAGCUGAAGGAUGUUUCAGUUGAGAAGGGCAAACCAUUAAUGUUGGAGUGUACGUACACUGGAACUCCAAAGAUCACAGUAAACUGGUACAAAGACGGCCAACAGAUCUUUGCUUCUUACAAGUACAACAUUACCACAACUGAGAGCUCCUGCAUCUUGGAGUGUCUCAGCACUGAUGACAAGGAGGCGGCAGGAAAAUACAGCUGCGAAGUGUCCAACGACGCUGGAAGGGACACAUGUGAGGCAGCUGUGUCCAUCCUUGAGCCACCAUACUUUGUCGAGUCUCUGGAGCCCAUGGAGGUGACCACAGGAGACGCUGUGUGUCUGAAGUGCCAGGUGGCGGGCACACCUGAGAUCAAGGUGUCCUGGUUCAAGGCCGAUGGCAAAGUCCGGUCCAGCCCCACCUGUAAACUGGAGUACUCAAAAGGUGUCGCCUGUCUGAAGCUCAGCAAAGCCACCAAGGCCGACAUCGGGGAGUACACCUGCAAGGCAGAGAACCGGAUCGGUUCCGCCUCCUCCACCUGCAAACUCAAUGUUCUAGAGGCAAAAACGCCACCAUCCUUCCCCAAGAAAAUAACCAGCCUGCAGCAGACCGAGGGUCAGCCGGUCAGGUUUGAGUGUCGCGUCGCCGGCUCAUCACCCAUCGAGGUGUCGUGGCUGAAAGACGGCGAGCCUCUGAAGCAGGGAGAUGAGUUCUCUAUGUUGUACGACGACAACACAGCCAUGCUGCAGAUCAGCCGUGGCGAGAUGAGGCACUCUGGGGAGUAUACUUGCGUGGCUACCAACAGCGUGGGCUCUGCCUCCUGCAGAGCCAAGCUCACCCUACAAGAACCACGAUACCCUCCGGUCUUUGACAGGAAGUUGUCACCACAGGAGGUGACAGUGGGUGACAGCAUUGAGCUGGAGUGUCACAUGACCGGCUCUGCCCCCAUUAAAGUCACAUGGUCCAAAGACCAUAAAGAUAUUCGCUCUGGGGGAAAUUAUAAGAUCAGCUGUGUGGAUAACACGCCCCACCUGACCAUUCUGAAGGCAGAUAAAGCCGACACGGGGAGAUACUUCUGCCAUGCCUCUAAUGACAUGGGGAAGGACUCUUGUUCCUCUGAUAUCACUGUCAAAGAGCGUAAAAACCCUCCGGUGUUCACCAAAAAGCCCUCAGAGCACAUCGAGGACAUGGAGGGCAAACUGGUGAAGAUGGAGGGCCGGGUCUCUGGCUCGCAGCCCAUGUCUGUUAGUUGGUUCAAAGACAACAAGGAGAUCUACAGCUCCGACAAAUACGACAUCAGCUUUAAGAGCAACGUGGCUGUGCUGUGCAUUAAGAGCAGCCAGGUGAGCGACAGCGGCAGGUACUCCUGCCAGGCCUCCAACGAAGCUGGAACAGUCUCCUGUGACGUCGUUGUGGGCAUCUCAGAGGCCAAGAAGCCUCCAGUGUUUGACGUCCCUCUCAAACCGGUGACUGUAGAUGAGGGUGAGAAGCUGAGCCUCAGGUGUCACGUCUGCGGGUCUCCUCCUCUGAAGAUCCAGUGGAUGAAAGACAGAAAGGACCUGACGUCGGCCGGCAGCACCAGGAUCAGCUUCUCUGAUGGGACAGCCUGUUUGGAAAUCAGCCAGGCAUCCAGACACGAUGCUGGUGACUACCUCUGCAAGGCUACCAACGAUGCCGGCAGUGAGUUCUGCAAAGCCAAAGUCAUUGUGAAAGAGAAACCAGGAGCAGCUCCACCUCCCGCUGAGGUUCCAGCUGCAGCCCCAACCAAAAAACUGGACAACCUGUUCUUCAUCGAGGAGCCCAAAACUGCUCACGUCACCGAGAAGGGCAUUGCCACCUUCAUCGCCAAGGUGGGUGGCGACCCUAUCCCCAGCGUAAAGUGGAUGAAGGGGAAGUGGAGGCAGAUCACGCACGGUGGCCGGAUCUCCAUUGACCAGAAGGGCCAGGAUGCCAAGCUGGAGAUCAGAGAGGUGACCAAGUCAGACUCUGGUCAGUACAGGUGUGUCGCCUCCAACAAGCAUGGAGAGAUCGAGUGCAGCGCCGACAUGCACGUGGAUGAAAAGAAAGAGACGACGAUGCCCGAGGGAGAUCUCCGAGCCAAACUGAAGAAGACACCGUCAAAGCAGAAGAGUCCACAGGAGGAGAAGGACAUUGACAUUGUUGAGCUGUUGAGGAAUGUGGACCCCAAAGAGUAUGAAAAAUAUGCCCGAAUGUACGGCAUCACAGACUACCGCGGCCUGCUUCAGGCCAUCGAGCAGCUGAAGAAGGAGAAAGCUGAAGAAAGUGGAAGACCGGAACUGGAACGUGGAGACAGAGAGUCUGAUGAGGACAUGGCCCGACUGGUGGCCGACCUGCAGAAGAGGAUGGAGCGCACAGAGCCUGUCACCGUGAUGAAGGACAUCUCUGAUCAGUCCGUCUUCACCAACAAGGAAGCAGUGUUCGAGUGUCAGAUCAAGAUCAACUACCCAGAGAUCACCCUGUCCUGGUACAAGGGCACACAGAAACUGGACACCAGCGAUAAGUACGACAUCAGCAUCAGCGGUGACCGCCACCUGCUCAAGAUCAAGAACUGCAAGUCGUCUGACCAGGGCAACUACCGGGUGGUCUGUGGGCCGCAUAUCUCCAGCGCCAAGCUCACCGUAAUGGAGGCGGAGGUUGAGAAGCACCUGCAGGACACAUCGGGUAAGGAAGGGCAAUCGUGUACACUGUCUUGUCAGUUGUCCAUCCCUAACGUAGAGGCUCAGUGGUAUAAAAACGGCAAGCAGUUAGAGAUGAAGGGCAGGUACAUGUCCGAGGUGAAACACAAGGUUCAGAAGCUUCUGAUCAAAGACCUGAAACCUGAAGACCAGGGUCGAUACACCUGCAGGUACCAGCACCUGGAGUCCUCGGCCGACCUCUGGGUGGAAGCUGAACAAAUUCAUUUCACCAAACGCAUCCACAACGUCGAAGUCAACGAGCGCCAGUCGGCCACCUUUGAGUGUGAGGUGUCCUUCGACAACGCAAUCGUUUCAUGGUACAAAGACACCUGGGAACUGAAAGAGAGCCCUAAGUACAACUUCAGAAGUGAGGGCCGAAGACAUUUCAUGGUCAUCCGAAAUGUGACCAUUGAAGACGAAGGCGUGUACUCAGUGAUUGUGAGGUUGGAGCCCAGAGGAGAGGCUAAGAGCACAGCUGAGCUUUAUUUGUCUGGCAAAGAAAUUGAAUUAGCAAUGGUUCCCUUUGAUGUCCCAGACUCCUCAGUUCAGAGGCCUGAAGUGCCCUCAUCAGUGGCAAUUCAAGAAUCUGCUGAGUUCUAUCAUUAUGAAGAAGAGAUUGAACUUAAAGAAUCAACUGAAUAUACGUAUCACUAUGAAGAAGAGAUGGAGGUGGAGCAGAGAGUCGAGUAUCAGAGCUGGACAGAGGAGGCAGUAACACAACAGGUGUCCACAACCAAAGCAUCUGCCAGAGUUCCCAUUGAGGAGACAGUGGAGACCAAGAAAGUUGAAAUGAGAGAGGAAAUCCCCAAAAAAGUUCCCAAAGCUGAGAAAAAGCCUGAAGAGAAGCCUGCACCAGCUAUAAAGGAGCCAUCACCGCCUAAAGUACCAGUGGCCAAAAAACCAGUGGAGGAAAAGGUUCCUGUAGUUUCAGUCCCAGAGAAGAAGGAAGUUCCAGCUCCCAAAGAACCAGAGGAGGUUAAGAAGCCUGCUGCUCCCUCAUUGCCUGCCGAGAAGCCCGGAGUGCCAAAGAAAGAUGAGCCCAAGCCUCAUGUACCAGCAGAGCCCAAAAAAGUGGCACCUGCAGCUAAACCUGAACCUGAACCCAAGCCCAAACCAAAAGCAGAACCUGAACCAAAGCCUAAGCCAACACCGGCUCCCAAAGCAGAACCUGAGGCCAAACCUGCGAAGAUCGAGCUGGAGCCUGAAGCUAAGCCAGAGCCAGUGAAGAAGCCAACAACACCACCAUCCAAAGUCCCCGAAGAAACUGCAAAACCAGUGCUGGCAAAGGUCAAGCCUGAACCAGCAGUAACCAAGCCAGAACCAGAAGUCCAAAAACCAAAGCCAGAACCAGAGAAACCAAAGCCAGAGGUCCGUAAACCUGUGCCUCCUGUAACAAAGCCAGAACCAGUCAUUGCCAAGCCAGAGCCUCCAGCUCCAAAAGCAGAACCUGCGGUGGUUCCCAAACCAGAACCAGUCAUUGCCAAGCCAGAGCCUCCAGCUCCAAAAGCAGAACCUGCGGUGGUUCCCAAACCUGAAGCAGUCCUUGCCAAGCCAGAGCCUCCAGCUCCAAAAGCAGAACCUGCAGUGGUUCCCAAACCUGAACCAGCAGUGAAAAAACCAGAGGCUGAAGUGAGAGUGCCAAAACCAGAACCUCCACAGGCCAAACCAGAACCAACACCUGCACCAAAGGAACCCCCGAAGAAAGAACCAGAAGCACCAACAAAGAAGAAGGUGGUUACACCUCCACCUCCACCACCACCACCACCUCCAGUCCCACAAAAGGUGGAGAGAGAAGAAGAGGCACCACAGAAAAAACCUGUGGCAGCUAAAGUUCCUGUGGAGGAAAAAAUACCUGAGCCUCCAAAGGCAGUCAAGAAACCAGAACCUGCUGUUGUUCCUCCCAAAGAAGAGCCAACAAAGAAAGAGAAAGCUUUGAAGCCCAAACCUAAACUUGUACCAGAGGCGGUGCCUGAGAAAGUACCUCAGAAGGUGUUUGAUGAGGUAGUUUUCCCGAAGACUGAACUUGAGAGGCUGCCUGAUAAAAUACCUCAAACAGAACCAGAGAGACUGCCUCCAAAGAAAGCUGAGAUGAAGGAGAAGACCCCUGAAAGGGUCCCAGAGAAAAUAUCAGCCCCUGAGAAAAAAGUGGAUAAAGUUCCAAAGGUGUUUCCAGAAAAAACACCCGAGGAAAAAGUGCCAGAGAAGUUUCCUCCUGAGAGGAAACCUGUAAAAGUCCCUCAAAAGGCUGCUGAAGAAGAGAGGAUUCCUGAGAAGAAGCCACCUGAGCUUCCUGUAAAGAUUGAGGAAGUAAAACUUGAAAAGGUGUCUAAGAAACAAACAGAGAGGAUCUCUGUAGAAAAAACUGUUCCUACAAAGACCCCUGAUAAAACACCCGAGAAGGUACCUGAAGCUAAACCUAAACGAGAGGUUGAAGAAGCUCUUCAUAAAGAAAUAGAAACUAAGAAGAUUGAGAAGAUUCGGCCCACUGAGGUUGAACAAGAGAAAAAAGUCUCUCCUCCUGAAAAAGAAACAGAAGCCAAGCCCGAGACCACUCCCACAACCAUCCGUGCUACAUCCCCUGAAAAACAAGUCGAGAUAAAAGGAAAAACACCAGAGAGAGUUCCUGUGAAGGAGAAGCAGCCACCAGCACAAGUCAUAGAGCCACUGGUAAAGCCAGCCGCUCCUCAACAAGAGAGCAAACCACAGACAGCUGUAAAAGUUCAAGAAGCUGUCAAACAACCUGAAGUCCUUGACAAAACUACUAAGAAGUUGGAGAAGAGAAUUACUCCACAAGAAGAACCUAAGCCAGUGACCAAGCCACAGCCUGUCGCAAAGGCUGAAGAACCAACCAAGAUAGUUGUGGAAGAAGAAAAACCAGUCAUGGUAGAAAAGAUAGCUCCUCAGACAGAUGAAACCAAGGGACCCGUCGAAGCACCAGGAGGAGUCAAGAAAGAAAUGGUUUUGCCCAAAAAAGGUAAAAUUCAGUUGGAAGAGGAAGGGACGUUUGAGAUUCCCACCCUGAAGAAAGCAACCAGAGUCUUGAGGGAAGUGGAAGAGGAGCAGGAGAUCAUCAAAUUGAAGAAGAUUCCAUCAGCUCCACCUAAAGAGGUUGAAGAAGAGGAAAAACCUCAGAAGGUCACCAAGACCACUGUGUUCCAUGUUGAGGAAAUGGUUCAUAAAGAAGAGGCUAUUGAGAUGUCAGUCGCAACCAGGAGACCUGUGGAGGAGAGGAAGCCUCGGGAGAAAGCAGAUAUAGUAAAAAAGCCAGAAGUUAUGAAACCUAAAGAAAAGGAACAAACAGAGGCUCCUAAAGAUGCAUGGACCCGCCAGAAACCCGUCCCAAAAGAUGAGAAACCAGAUGAUAAGAUUUCUCUUAAGAAAACACCCAAGACACCAAAGGAAGAGGAACCUGCCCCGCCUAGUGCCGCCUUGAAGAAAGUGAAAAAGUUGCCUUUGGAUGAGGAGGAACCAGAAGUAGUCAAACUAAAACCAUUUGAGAAGCCUGUUAAACCACCAGAGGAGCCAGAGACAGUCAAAACUGAGAGACCGGACAGGGACACUGUGCCUUUCCAGAAAGGAGAGAGAAUUCCAAGAGAGGUAGAAACCAAAGAACUUCCAAAAAAACCUGAGAAAGAACUUCCCGAGGAAAAGGAGCCACCAGCCAAGAUGCCAAAGCCAUUAGAUAAAAAGAAAACCCCAGAGAAAGAGCCAGAGGAGGUAAAAGCGCCCACUAAGGUGAAGAAAGUCCCAACACAGGAACAAGAGAUAGAGAGUGUCAAGCUGAAACCCUUUUCCAGGCCUUCCAGGGAGGAAGCAGAACCUGAGAAGAAACCAGCAGAGGAGAAAGAGAAAAAGCCAAUUGAUGACCUGCACCGACGUCGCAUCAGUCCAGAGGAAAAACCAAAAGAACGAGAGCCAGAGGCCAGACCGAAGAAACCUGAGCUCCCAGAAGCUCCAGCGAAGAAGCUGGAGAAGCCAAAGGAGGUAGAGGCAGUUCCAACUGAGAAGACAGUGUCUCCUGUGCCAGCUCCUGUUAAGAAACCUGAGAAGGUUCCUGAGGAACCCAAACCUCUGCAGCUGAAGAAGGGAGUCACGCCCAAGGCAAAAGAGGAGAAGGAAGAAGUUGCUCUGAAGCCUGUGGAGCAGUUCAAGAAGGUUGAGCUGAAAAAGACGCCAUCUCCUAAAGUUGAGAAGCUUAAAGAAGCAGAGGCAGUCCCUGUUGAGAGGAAGCCUAGUAUUGAUCAACUCAAAAAGGUCCCUAAAACUGUUUCACCAAAAGAAUCUAUUGAAGCUGUGACUCUUAAAAAGGUCCCAAAGAAGCCAUCACCAGAGGAGGAGAAGGCUGCAGAACCAGCAAAACCCGAUAAAGGGAAGGUUCCACUGGUAAAGGAGGUCUCUCCUGGAGCUGUUCAGAUGAAGAAGAUUGCCACCCAACCAGAGGAAGAGGUGUUUGAAGAGGAGUUCAAGGCCGAGGAAGAGGCAGAGCAGGAGGAGGAAGAGGCCUGGGGCUGGGAGCUGGUUCCCAGUGAGAGUUACGGCUCUGAGGAUUGGGAAGGUGAAGGAGAAGAGGGUGCUCUGGAAGUUCCAGGGGUGACCAGCAGAGAGGGACAACCAACAGAGGAAGCAGGAAGAGGGAGAGGUAGAGGGCUGAAACCCAAGCAGACCCCGUCCCCUGGAGAAGGCAGGGGUCGUGGCCUGAGGCCUGGAGGAAAGGGUCCCCCACCACCGGAGGAACCUUUCGCAGGAUUCAAGCUCAAAGCUGUCCCCCUGAAGUUCAUCAAGAAGCUUCAGGACAUUGUGUUGCAGGAAGCCGAGUCUAUUGGCUCGUCUGCUGUGUUUGAGUGUGAGGUCUCACCAUCUACUGCUGUUACUUCAUGGAUGAAAGAUGACAGCAACCUGCGUGAGAGCCCCAAGCACAAGUUCACUUCUGAUGGCAAAGAUCGAAAGUUGCACAUUAUUGAUGUCCAGCUGUCCGACACUGGUGAAUAUACCUGUGUGGCCAAGAACGCUGGCAAGGAAGUAACAUGCACCGCUAAGCUCAUUGUUGAAGAGCUACCUGUGAAAUGGAUCAAAGAGCUGGAGGAGGAGACUUCAGCUCUUAAAGGUCAGCCUCUGUACAUGACCUGUGAGUUGAACAAAGAGAGAGAUGUUGUAUGGAAGAAGAAUGGCGAGAUCCUGAAGAAGCAGGACAACAAGGUUCAGAUCAAUAUCAUUGGUAUGCAGCAUGCUGUGACCAUUCAGAACUGCACAGAGGAAGAUGCUGGUUCCUAUUCAUGUGAAGUGGCUGGCCAGGAGGAUGUCAAGACUACAACAAAUGUUAAAGUGAUUGAAAUCAUCAAAGAUUGGAUUGUGAAACCACUGAGAGACCAGCAUGUGAAACCGAAGGCUACUGCUACAUUUAAAUGCGAGCUGUUCAAGGACACUCCUAACUGGAAGUGGCUCAAAGGAGAUGAGGAGAUCACUCCCUCUGACAGGAUUGAGAUCAAGAAGGAGGGAAAGGAGUUGACACUCACUAUCAAGAAUUGUCAGCCUGAUGACGUAGCAGAAUAUGCCAUGGAGGUGGAAGGACGCCUCUACACUGCCAAGCUAACACUAGGAGAGCGGGAGGCUGAGAUCCUGAGGCCCUUGGCCAGCGUUGAGGUGACUGAGAAGGAAGAUGCUAUGUUUGAGACAGAGAUCUCUGAGGACGAUGUUCCAGGGGAAUGGAAGCUCAAAGGAGAGGUUUUGACCAGAUCCCCGACGUGUGACAUCCAAAUGGAAGGUGGAGUGCGUAGACUCACACUGAAAAAUUGCCAGCUGGAUCAGGCCGGAGAAGUGUCCUACCAGGCACUGAAUGCCAUGACCAGUGCAAUGCUCAAUGUCAAAGAAAUCGAAAUGGACUUUGUUGUCCCGCUGAAGGAUGUUUCUGUGCCUGAAAAGAAACAGGCUAAGUUUGAAUGCACCAUCACGAAGGAUGUCUCUAAGGUCAUGUGGUAUAAAGGGGCUGACAUCAUCACCCCAGACCGAAAGUAUGACAUCAUCGAUGAUGGAAAGAAGCAUAUGCUGAUCAUAAACUGCUGUGAGUUUGAUGAUGAAGAUGAAUAUACCAUUGAAGUUUUGGGCAAAACUUCAACGGCUAGACUCACAGUGGAGGGUAUAAGGCUCAAAUUUAUCUCACCAAUAAAGGACCAAACUGUAAAGGAAGGCGAAACAGCUCGGUUCGAGCUGGAGCUCUCUCACGAGAACAUCCCCGUAACCUGGUACAAGAACGACGUUAAAAUUCAUCCAAGCAGAACAGUGGUCACUCACAUGGACGGAAAGAAACAUGUGCUAGAGAUAAGAGAAGUGACUCUUGAUGAUAUGUGCCAGAUUAAGGCUGAGGCCAAAGGGAUACCUUCCAUGGCCAACCUGACGGUCAUAGAGGGAGAUCCAUACUUCACGGUUAAGCUGCAGGACUAUACUGCAGUGGAGAAAGAUGAAGUGGUUCUAGAUUGUGAGCUCAGCAAAGACGUCAAUGUCAUGUGGUACCACAAUGAGGCCGAGAUCAAGGCCUCUAAGAUGGUGACCAUUAAGGCUGAGGACAAACGCAGAACCCUUGUCAUCAAGAGAGUUGGGGAUAAAGACAAAGGACAGUACGUAUGUGACUGUGGAACAGACAAGACAACAGCAACACUGCACAUUGAAGCUCGCCACAUCAAAGUCGUUCGACCUAUGUAUGGCGUUGAAGUGUUUGAUGGAGAGACCGCUCGAUUUGAGGUCGAACUCAGUGAGGAUGAUGUCCAUGGCCAGUGGAAACUGAACGGAGAGGUCCUCAGUCCAUCCGCUGACGUUGAAAUCGUGGAGGACGGUGCCAAACAUACUCUGAUCUUGUACAACUGCAAAGUGCCUCAGACAGGCGAGGUGGUGUUUACCGCCGCUAAUGCCAAAUGUUCUGCUAACCUGAAAGUGAAGGAACUACCAGUCUCGUUCAUUACACCACUGGCUGAUGUGCAUGUGUACGAAAAGGACGAGGCAAAGUUUGAACUGGAAAUUUCCAGAGAGCCCAAAAGCUACCGUUGGCUAAAGGGAUCUCAUGAGUUGUCAAACGAUGACAAGUUUGAACUCCUGGUGGAAGGAAACAAGCACAGUCUUAUUGUAAAAUCUGCCAAAUAUGAAGAUGAAGGCAAAUACAUGUUUGAGGCUGAAGAUAAGAGGACAUCUGGAAAGUUGUUUAUUAAAGGUAUUCGCCUUGAAUUUAUCAAGCCAAUUAAAGAUGUGACUGUGAAGGAACGAGAAACUGCAGAGUUCAGCGUUGAACUCUCUCAUGAGAAAAUCCCAGUGGUCUGGUACAAAAAUGACAUCCGUCUGCACCCCAGCAAGGUGGUGCACAUGUCGGAGGACAGAAAAGUCCACACACUGGCCUUCAAGGAGGUUACAAUUGAUGACACCUCCAUGAUCAAAGUUGAGGCCAUGGGCAAGACGUCAGAGGCCAUGCUCACUGUGCUCGAGGGCGACCUGUACUUCACAGUGAAGCUCCAGAACUACACCGCCGUCGAAAAGGACGAGGUGAUUUUGUCCUGUGAGCUAAGCAAAGCCGGCGGCGAGGUCAGAUGGUUCAAAGACGGUAACGAAAUCUUUCCCUCCAAGAACAUUCUGUUCCAGUCCGAUGGCAGGAAGCGCAUCCUGGUCAUCAAGAAGGCAGCAAAGAGCCACUUGGGAGCGUACACCUGCGACUGUGGCACCGACAAAACCACAGCCGACCUGAACAUCGAAGAGCGCGACAUCAAGGUCGUUCGCCCACUGUACAGCGUGGAGGUCACAGAGACAGAGACGGCCAAGUUUGAGACAGAGAUCUCUGAGGAGGACCUUCAUGCCACCUGGAAACUGAAGGGAGAGACUCUCCACCCAUCUCCUGAUGUGGAGAUCAAGUUGGAGGGAACCCGACAUAUGCUGAUCCUCUUCAACUGCAAAAUGGACAUGGCUGGAACUGUUGACUUUGCAGCAGCGAAUGCCAAAUCCUCAGCUCAGCUCAGGGUCAAAGCCCGAGUGAUCGGCCUGAUGAGGCCUCUGAAGGAUGUCACCGUGACCGCUGGGGAGACCGCCACCUUCGAGUGUGAGCUGUCGUAUGAAGGCAUUGCUGUUGAGUGGUUCCUGGGGGGUACAAAGCUGGAACCAAGCGACAGAGUGGUGUUGAAGGCCGAGGGUAAAGUCCACAGCCUCACUCUGCGAGACGUCCAGCUGAAUGAAGCUGGACAGGUCAAACUCACCGCCAAAGACUUCCAGACUGAGGCUAGCCUCAUCGUCAGAGAGCCCGCAGUGGAGUUCACAAAGCCUCUGGAGGACCAGACAGUGGAGGAGGAAGCAACUGCCACACUCGAGUGUGAAGUUUCCAGAGAGGGCGCAGAGGUACGAUGGUUCAGGGAUGGACAGGAGAUCAGAAAGACCAAGAAGUACGAGAUGAUCGUCGACGGCCGCAAGAGAGCGCUGGUCAUCCAUGACUGCACUCUGGACGACUCCAGAACGUACGCUUGUGACGCUAAAGACUUCAAAACUUCCUGCUUCCUCAACGUUGAACCUCCACAUGUUGAGUUCACGAAGCCGCUCCAUGAUGUCGAGGUCAAAGAGAAGGAAUCUGCCAGGUUUGAAUGUGAAGUCUCCAGAGAGGACGUCAAAGUCCGCUGGUUUAAGGAUGGAAGUGAAAUCAGAAAGGGGAAGAAGUAUGAAAUUAUUGCUCAAGGUCGCCAACACAUCCUCAUUGUCCACAAGUCUGUGUUUGAUGAUGAGGCUGAAUACGAAUGUGACGCAAAGACCUCCAAGUCCUCCGGCAUGCUUACUGUCGUCGAGGAGGAGGCGAGGUUCAUCAAGAACCUGUCUAAUGUGGAAGGAACAGAGACAGACAGUGUGAAACUGAUCUGUGAGGUCUCCAAACCCAGUGCUGAUGUCACCUGGUACAAAGGAGACCAGGAGCUGCCCGAGGGCGGCCGCUACGAGCACAUUGUUGACGGGAAGAGGAGGAUCCUCCUCAUCCAGGACCUGAAGAUGGCAGACGCCGGAGAGUACAACUGCAGGCUGAGUCCCAGCAUCAAGACCUCCGGAAAUCUCAAGAUAAACGAACUGGCUGCUGAGUUCAUCUCCAGGCCUCAAAGCCAGGAGGUGGUGGAGGGUGAGAAGGCAGAGUUCACUUGCUCCGUCUCCAAGGACACCUACGAGGUCAAAUGGCUGAAAGAUGACAAGGAACUGGAAGCGGGAGACAAAUACCAGAUGGUCAGUGAUGGCAAAAGACGAACUCUGGUCAUCAAGAACUGCGAGCCCAAAGACGAGGGCGGAUAUGUGGUGAUGAUUGGACCGACCAGAGCCAGCGCUGACCUCACUGUGCUCGAGAAACUGAAGAUCAUCACACCACUGAAGGACACAGAGGCCAAAGAAGGUCAGGAGAUCGUCCUGAACUGUGAGGUUAAUACAGAUGGAGCCAAGGCUAAGUGGCUGAAGAACGAGGACACAGUGUUUGAGAGCAGCAAGUAUGUGAUGGUCCAGAGAGACAACGUCUUCUCUCUGAGGAUCAAAGAUGCCCAGAAGGGAGACGAAGCCAACUACAGCAUCAACCUGACCAAUCAGAGAGGAGAGCAGGCCAAGAGCGCCUGCAACCUCACUGUCAAAGAGGAGAGUCUGAGGAUUGUGGUUCCUCUGGAGGACAUCGACACUCAGGAGAAGAAGACUGUCAGCUUCUCCUGUAAGGUCAACAGGCCUAAUGCCACUCUGAAGUGGAUGAAGGGUGGCGAGGAGAUCGUCUUCAACAAACACAUCGUCUACAGAGUGGACAAAGAGAAGCACACACUGACCAUCAAAGACUGCACACUGGCCGACGAGGGUGAGUACACCGCUGUGGCUGCAGACAACAAGUCCACUGCAGAGCUGAUCAUCAGCGAGGCGCCAACUGACUUCAGCAUGCAACUGAAGGACCAGACCAUCACAGAGUUUGACGAUGCAGAGUUCACAUGCAAACUAACCAAAGAGAAAGCAGACGUCAAGUGGUAUAGGAACGGACGUGAAAUCAGAGAAGGACCCAGAUACACAUUUGAAAAAGAUGGAAAGAUGUGCACCUUGCGUAUCAAGGAGUGCAGACCUGAUGAUGAAUGUGAAUACGCCUGUGGUGUGGACGAGAAGAGAUCCAGGGCCAGGCUCUUUGUUGAGGAAACCCCAGUGGAGAUUGUCAGACCACCACAGGACAUGUUCGAACCUCCAGGCUCGGAUGUUGUGUUCGAGGUGGAGCUCAACAAGGACAGAGUGGAGGUGAAGUGGUUGAGGAACAAUAUGACAGUCGUCCAGGGAGACAAAUACCAGAUGAUGAGCGAGGGUAAAGUCCACAGACUGCAGGUCUGUGAGAUCAGACCCCGAGACCAGGGAGAAUACAGAGUCAUCGUCAAGGACAAAGAUGCCAAGGCCAAGCUGGAGCUGGCAGCUGUGCCUCAAAUUAAGACCACAGACCAGAGCUACGUCACAGACGCCGGGAAGCCCAUUGUCAUGGCCGUCCCCUAUAGUGCAUACCCAAAGGCUGAGGCCGACUGGCUGUACAACAAUCUGAGUCUGCCCAAAGACAACAUCUACACCUCCGCUGACCGCACAGAGUACCGACUGAAGGACCCCAUGAAGUCUGACGAGGGCCGCUACAAGAUCAUCAUCAAGAACAAACACGGAGAAGGAGAAGCCUUCAUCAACCUGGAUGUCAUCGAUGUCCCGGGACCCGUGAAGAACCUGCAGGUGAUCGACACCGCCGACGGCGAGGUCAGCCUGGCAUGGGAGGAACCCGAGAGUGACGGCGGCAGCAAGGUCAUCGGCUAUGUGGUGGAGAGGCGCGACGUGAAGCGCAAGACUUGGACGCUGGCCACCGACCACACCGACUGUCCCGAGUACACAGUGACGGGCCUCCAGAAGGACUCCAUGUACCUGUUCAGAGUCUGCGCCCGAAACAGGGUUGGCAGCGGACCAAAUGUAGAGACCGACAAACCUGUACAGGCCAAGAAUAAGUUUGAUGUUCCCGAUGCCCCUCUGAACGUGAUCGUGGGAAAUGUCACCAAAUUCGGGUGCACCGUUUCCUGGGAGACUCCUGAGUCAGAUGGAGGCUCUCCCAUCACCUCUUACAUUAUCGAGCUGCGUGACCGGACAUCGGUGAAGUGGUCACCCGUCCAGGUGACCAAAGCUGAUGAGCUCAGUGCCAUCGUCAAUGACGUCAUUGAGAACAAAGAGUACAUCUUCAGAGUUAAAGCCCAGAACAAAGCUGGUGUCGGCAAGCCCAGCGUGGCCUCACAGCCCGUCAAGAUCAUGGAUCCCAUCGAGCGUCCAAGUCCCCCUCUGAACCUGUCCUGGCAGGACCAGAACAAGAGCUCGGUGCAGCUUACCUGGGAGACUCCUCUGAGGAAUGGAGGCAGCAUCAUCACCGGAUACAUCGUUGAACGCUGCGAAGAAGGCAGCGACAAGUGGCUCCGCUGCAACGCCCGACUCUGCCCAGACCUCUUCUACAAGGUGUCUGGUCUGAAAUACGGAGCCAAGUAUAACUACAGAGUGUUUGCUGAGAAUGCUGCUGGAGUCUCUGACCCAUCAAACAUCAUUGGACCUCUGCUGGCUGACGACACACAUGUCGGUCCGACCUUUGACCUGAGUGCCUUUAAAGACGGCCUGGAGGUGAUUGUCCCUCAGCCUCUCACCAUCAGAGUCCCCAUCACCGGAUACCCGACCCCUGUCGCCAAGUGGACCUGCGGAGAGAAGGAGCUGACCACCGCUGACGAGCGCGUCUUCCUGAUGACCAAAUCCACAUUCACAGAACUGGUCGUGACGCCAAGCGUUCGCCCAGACAAAGGCAUCUACACACUGCAGCUGGAGAAUGACGUCACAUCUGUCUCUGGAGAGAUCGAAGUCAACGUAAUUGCUGCGCCCAGCGCUCCAAAGGACUUCAAGGUCCUGGAAGUUACACGGCAGCACGUUCACCUGACCUGGGAGGCUCCGGAGCAUGACGGAGGAAGUCCUCUGACAGGCUACCAGGUGGAGAAACGGGACGUGUCCCGCAAGACCUGGGUCAAGGUGGCCACAUUUAUCCAGGAUCAAGAGUUCACCGUCACAGAUGUGGUUGAAGGAAAGGAGUACCUGUUCAGAGUCACUGCCUGCAACAAGUGUGGACCAGGAGAGCCAGCGUACAUUGACGAGCCUGUCAACGUCUCCUCUCCUGCCACUGUUCCCGACCCUCCAGAGAACCUGAGGUGGAGAGACAAGUCAGCUAGUGGCAUCUUCCUGACCUGGGAGCCACCAAAGUACGACGGCGGCAGCGGCAUCCGUGGCUACAACGUGGAGCGCUGCCAGAGAGGAACCGAUAAGUGGGAACCCUGCGGAGACCUGGUGCCUGAGCUGAAGUGUGAGGUGACAGGUCUGACCGAGGGCCAGUGGUACGCCUAUAGAGUCAGAGCCCUGAACCGACUCGGAGCCAGCCGGCCCUGCAAGGCCACAGAUGAGAUCCAGGCCGUUGAUCCCAAAGAGCCUCCAGAGAUCCAGCUGGAUGCCAAGCUGCUGGCUGGUCUUACUGCCAAGGCCGGCAGCAAGAUUGAACUCCCCGCGGAGGUGAAGGGUAAGCCUGAGCCCCGGGUGAAAUGGACCAAGGCCGACCUUGUCCUCAAACCAGAUGACAGGGUCUCUAUUGAUACUAAGCCAGGACACUCCACUGUCACUGUCGCCAAGACCAAGAGAGACGACAGUUCCACCUAUAUCAUUGAGGCUACCAAUGACAGCGGCCGUGCUACUGCCACCGUUGACGUCAACAUCCUCGAUAAGCCUGGUCCACCGGCUGCCUUCGACAUCUCUGAGAUCACCAACGAGACCUGCUUCCUGGCCUGGAACCCGCCGCGUGACGAUGGUGGCUCCAGAGUCACCAACUACAUUGUUGAGCGCCGUGCCGCCGACAGUGAGAUCUGGCACCGCCUGUCCUCCACCAUCAAACAGACCACAUACAAAGCUGUGGGUCUGGUCAAGUUCAAGGAGUACAUCUUCAGAGUCUUUGCUGAGAACCAGUUUGGUGUUGGCCCACCAGCGGAACACCCAUCCAUCAUUGCCAGAUACCCCUUUGACCCCCCUGGAGCUCCUUAUAAGUUGGAGCCUUCCGACAUCGCCAAGGACUCACUGACUCUGACCUGGUACGAGCCUGAUGAGGACGGAGGAAGCCCCAUCACAGGAUACUGGGUGGAGAGAUAUGAACCAGACCAUGACAGAUGGAUGAGAUGCAACAAGCUGCCCAUUAAAGACACCAACUACAGAGUCAAAGGUCUUCCCACUAGGAAGAAGUACAAGUUCAGAGUCCUGGCUGAGAAUCUGGCUGGAACUGGCAAACCAAGCAAGGAGACAGACCCAAUCCUUGUCAAAGAUCCUAUCGAUCCUCCAUGGCCUCCUGGUAAACCCACGGUGAAGGACGUGGCCAAAACUUCCUGCUUCCUGAUGUGGACCAAACCAGAACAUGAUGGUGGAGCAAAGAUCGAUGGCUACAUCAUUGAGAUGCUGAAGAGUGGUACUACAGACUGGAUCCGCGUGGCGGAGGACAUUAACCUCCUGGAGCACUUCCUGAAGGGCCUGAUGGAGAAGCAGGAGUACUCGUUCAGGGUGCGGGCUGUUAACGCGGCUGGCGAGAGCGAACCCAGUGAGCCCAGUGAUCCAGUGCUCUGCAAAGAGAGACUCAACCCUCCUUCGGCUCCUCGCUGGUUGGACGUUGUCAACAUCAGCAGGACCAGUGCAGACCUGAAGUGGACAGUCCCAGAGCGCGACGGAGGCUCGCCCAUCACCAACUACGUGGUAGAGAAGCGUGACGUCAGGCGUAAAGGCUGGCAGGCUGUGGACACCACAGUAAAGGAGCUGAAGUACACUGUGACUCCGCUCAAUGAAGGAUCGCUGUAUGUGUUCCGCGUCGCUGCUGAGAACGCUGUGGGUGUAGGACCGUUCUGUGAGCUGGAGGACUCUGUGCUGGCCAAAGACACUUUCACUACUCCUGGGCCACCAUAUGCCCUUGCUGUCAAUGCUGUGACCAAGAGAUAUGUGGACCUCCAGUGGGAGGCGCCUAAAAACGAUGGUGGCAGACCCAUCCUCAAGUACUCCAUUGAGAAGAAGGAGAAGCUUGGUACUCGCUGGGUUAAAUGUGGGAAGACUUCAGGUCCAGAUUGUAAGUACAGAGUGACAGACGUCAUUGAGGGAACAGAGGUUCAGUUCCAGGUCUGCGCUGAGAACGAGGCUGGCGUCGGACAUCCGAGCGAACCCACUGAGAUCCUCACCAUCGAAGAUCCAACAGGUGUCCCAUCACCACCCAUCGAGCUGCAUGUGACUGGAGCCAGCCGGGACUUCCUGUCCAUUGCCUGGAAACCACCACAGAAUGACGGCGGCAGCCCCAUCUCAGGCUACCACAUCGAGAUGUGCGAAGCAGGAACAGAGAAGUGGAUGAGGGUCAAUUCCCGUCCAGUGAAGGAACUGAAGUACCGCGUGGAGGAAGGUGUGGUCCCUGAGAAGGAGUACAUCCUGAGAGUGAGGGCCAUCAACUCCGUCGGAGUGAGCGAGCCCUCUGACAUCUCCGAGAAUGUCUUUGCCAAAGACUCUGACUGUAACCCAACUCUGGACUUCCAGACUCUGGACCUGGUUGUUGUGGAAACAGAGAAGCUGCACAUCCCAGUUCCCUUCAGAGCUGUACCCUCACCCAAGAUCACCUGGCACAAAGACGGCAAAGAGCUGAAGGCAGAUGAACGUCUUGGUUUCAGGAAGGAGUAUACUUCCUGUCACCUGGAGAUUGACAGCAGCCUUCACGCUGAUGCUGGAGUGUACAAAGUGACUCUGGAGAACAAAUUGGGAGCUGCCAGUGCCACCAUCAACGUCAAAGUCAUCGGUCUUCCUGGUCCCUGUAAGGAGAUUGUGGCCUCAGAGAUCACAAAGAGCUCCUGUAAAGUGUCCUGGGAUCCUCCAGACUAUGACGGCGGCAGCCCGAUUCUUCACUAUGUCCUGCAGCGGCGUGAGGCCGGCAGGAGGACGUAUGUCAAUAUGAUGUCUGGAGAGAACAAAGUGAGCUGGACUGUCAAAGACCUCAUCCCCAAUGGAGAGUACUACUUCAGAGUCCAGGCUGUGAACAAGAUUGGAGGAGGAGAGUUCAUCGAGCUCCGCAACCCAGUCAUUGCAGAGGACCAGAAACAUGCUCCUGACCCACCGGUGGAUGUGGAGACACACAACCCCACAUCCAGCACCAUCACUCUGACCUGGAAGCCUCCCAUGUACGAUGGUGGCUCCAAGAUCAUGGGCUACAUCCUGGAGAAGCAGCAAAAGGGCGAGGACAAGUGGGAGAGGUGCAACGACUUCCUGGUGCCCGUCCUGUCCUACACCGUCAAGGGACUGACAGAGGGCAAGAACUAUGCUUUCAGAGUCAAAGCAGAAAAUGCAGCUGGGGUCAGCGAGCCGUCACGCAACACGCUGUAUGUCAAGGCCUCAGACGCUGUUGAUCCUCCAAAGGUUUUCCUGAGUGGCAGCCUGCAGUCCGGUCUUGCCGUGAAGCGAGGUUGUGAGAUCUGCCUGGACGCCAACAUCUCCGGCUCACCAUACCCUGAGAUCACCUGGUACUGGAACAACCAGGUGAUUAGGCCUGAACCACUCCGCAAGAGGCCUGAAAGGCCCCUGAAGAAGAAGGUGGAGAAGAAGGAAGAGGAGAAGAAGGAGGGAGAGGCCGAGAAGAAAGAGGAGAAGAAGGAGGAAGAGGUGAAGGAAGGAGAAGAGAAGAAAGAAGGAGAGGAGAAGAAGGAGGAGAAGAAGGAGGAGGCAGCUGAGCCAGAGUUGGAGGAGUCUGACUACCCAACAAUAAACGAGCGUCUGGCCAUCAACAACAGCCGCAGAGGCACAUCCUCUAUUGUGAUCAGAGACUCAAUCCGCGCCGACCAUGGUGUCUACAUGGUGAAGGUGGAGAACGACCACGGCAUUGCCUCAGCAACCUGCGAGGUCAACGUGCUUGAUGCUCCCGGUCCUCCUGUGAACUUCAAAUUUGAGGAAGUGAGGAAGAACUCUGUGAUCUGCAAGUGGGAUCCCCCUCUGGAUGACGGCGGCAGUGAGAUCCUCAACUACACUCUGGAGAAGAAGGACAACUCAAAGCUGGAAUUUGGCUGGAGCAGCGUCACCACUACACUGAGAGGAUGCCGCUACCUGGUGCCCAAACUCAUUGAGAAGAAGGAGUACAUCUUCAGGGUUGUGGCCGAGAACAAGUUUGGUGCUGGUCCUCCCUGUGUCUCCAAACCACUUAUUGCCAAGAAUCCCUUUGAACCUCCUGAGGCUCCUGAUAAGCCAGAGAUUGAUGAUGUCACAGCCAAAAGCAUGCUGGUCACAUGGAACGAGCCAAACGACAACGGUAGCCCCAUCGUGGGAUACUGGGUGGAGCGUCGUGAGAUUAACAGCUCACACUGGGCACGUGUUAACAGGAACCCCGUCCCAGACACUGAGCUGAACGUUGAAGGUCUGCUGGAAGGCCUGACUUACAUCUUCAGGGUGGCAGCCGAAAACAGUGCUGGCCCAGGAAAGUUCAGCGAACCCUCUGAACCCAAGACAGCCCAGGCUCCGAUCUUGCCUCCUGGACCGCCAGUUGCCAGAGUGGCGGCAACCACUGACCACUCCAUUGAUGUGGAGUGGGACCCACCUGCCGAUAAUGGUGGAGGAGAGAUCCUGGGAUACCAUGUGGAUAAGGCCAUGGCCGGUACCAAGGACUGGUCCAGGUCUACAGAGCGUCCUUGGAAGACCCGGGCCUUCACUGUCUAUGGAGUCCGUGAGGGGGCCAAGUACCUGGUCAGAGUCAUUGCCUGCAAUGCUGCCGGAGACGGAACACCAGGAUUCACAGAAUCUGUCUUUGUUAGGAAUCCUGCAGAAAUACCAGUGAUUGAACUAGACCUGUCUGUCAAGAAUGGCGUGGUCAUCAGAGCCGGAGAGACACUCCGUGUACCUGCCACAGUGACAGGUAAACCCUACCCGUCCAUAACCUGGACCAAGGACGACGGUAAACCUGACAAAGACCGUGUGGAGAUCCUCACUGAGGGCAAUGACAGCAUUGUUUCAAUUGCGAAUGUCCAAAGGAAGGACUGCGGAAAAUACCAGAUCUCUGCUUGUAACCCCAGUGGCAUCAAGUCUGCUUGGACCAGAGUGGAGGUCAUGGAUGUCCCUGGACCUGUCACGGAACUGAAGCCUGUUGUUGUCACUCGUAAGAUGAUCUUCCUGAACUGGGAUGACCCUGAGGAUGAUGGAGGCAGUGACCUGACUGGCUUCCUUGUGGAGCGAAAAGACGCCAAGAUGCACACAUGGAGACAGCCCGUUGAAACCGCCUCAUCCAAGUGUGAGUGUGUGGGCAUCGUGGAGGGACAGGAGUACAUGUUCCGCGUCAUUGCCAAGAACAAGUAUGGCAUGGGCCCGCCUGUCGAGUUGGGCCCCAUCUUGGCUGUGGACCCACAGGGCCCACCAUCAAACCCUGAGAAAUUCCAUUACACUGAGCGCACCAAGAACUCCAUCACAUUCACCUGGAAGCCACCUCGUAAUGACGGUGGCAGCCCCAUCAUCGGCUACUUCAUUGAGAAGAAGAGGCAGGACCAGCAGGCCUUUGAGCCUUGCAACACAGAGAUCUGCCCCAACAUGACCAUGACUGUGGAGGGACUGGAAGAGGCCUGGAUGUAUGAGUUCAGGAUCAAGUGUGCUAACCUGAUCGGAGAGAGCGAGCCAUCCAUCCCACUUACUGUUGUCAUCCAAGAUGAUGAAGUGGCUCCUGAGGUCCACAUGCUGAAACACUUCAAAGGCGACUCCAUUACCGUGAAGAAGGGUGAACCCAUUGAGAUCCCCGCCGAUGUCCUGGGACUCCCCAUCCCCAAGAUUGAGUGGUCCAAGGAUGACGUGGUGAUCGAGAAGCCCACUGAGACUCUGCUGAUGGAGACAGAAGUGACGGGCAGGAUGAACUGCAAGACUGUACUGUCCAUCCCAGCAGCCAACAGGAGGGACCGCGGCAGCUACACUAUAUGUGCCUCCAACAACAUGGGUUCAGCCAAGCACACCACCUUUGUCAUGGUGCUGGACCGACCACUUCCACCCAGGAAUAUUACAGUGUCCAACAUCAAGGCAGAGUCCUGCUACCUCCAGUGGGAUGCACCACUUGAUAAUGGUGGCAGCGAACUGACCAAUUACAUUGUUGAAAAGAAGGAUAUGGAGCCAGAGCUGGUAGAAGGACAGGAAGCUCCAUCUGAACCACAGUGGGAAGAGGUUACCAACUGCAUCAUUGAGAGGAAAUACGGGGUGUGGAACCUGCAGACCAACAAGACCUACAUGUUCCGCGUCAAAGCACAGAACCGGUACGGUAUAUCUGACCCCUGCACAACAGAGGAGGUCCAGAUCACAGACCCCUUCGGCCUUCCUGGCCCACCAGAGAAACCAACCAUUGCAGAGUACUCCAAGACCUCCAUGACCCUGACCUGGGAGCCUCCCCUGGACAGCGGUGGCUCCACAAUUAUCGGCUACUGGCUGGAGAAGAGAGAGAAGGGCACUGGCUAUUGGGCCAAAGUCAACAAGGUGCCAGUCUCCAAGAGGGGCAUGAAAGGCUGGGAGUACCAGGUGACUCGUCUGUUUGAAGGAACAGAGUAUGAGUUCAGGGUUGCUGCCUGCAAUUCUGCAGGAACUGGACCAUUUAGCGGACCAUCUGACUCUGCCUUUGCUGUUGAUCCAAUCACUCCUCCAAGCAUGCCUGCUGCUCCUGAAGUGGCUGAUAAGACAAAGCACAGCGUCACGCUGUCCUGGAAACCACCGGAGAAAGACGGAGGAAGCCCCAUCAAGGGCUACAUCAUCCAGAUCCAGGAUGAAGGCUCAUCUGAGUGGGUGAGGGUGAACGACCCCGAUUCCCUUCAUCCUACGACCGAGUUCACUGUUCCCAGUCUCCGUGAGCUGAAACGCUAUCGCUUCAGGAUCAUUGCUGUCAACGACAUUGGCGAGUCUGACCCCAGCCCUCGCACCAGCGAGGUUCUGAUUGAGGAUGUCCAGCUCCCACCUUCGAUCAGCAUUGAUGUGAUGGCUGAUGACCUGCUGUGCAUCCGUGCUGGAGAUCCAAUCAGGAUCCCAGCCACCAUCAAGGGCCGCCCUGUUCCCAAGGUGACCUGGGAUUUCGAUGGCAAAGCCAAGUCACACAAGAAGAACAAACUUCACACACUGCCUGUAGACUCUGAGGUUGAGUCCACAGACACCACAUCUGUAGUGGUCAUCCCCGUAAGCCUGAGGAGCCACUCUGGACGCUACACCAUCACCGCCAAGAACAAGUCUGGACAGAAACAUGUGAACGUCAGAGUCAUUGUCCUCGACGUCCCUGGUCCUCCAAAGGAGCUAAAGGUUACUGAUGUUACUCGGGCUACUAUGAGGCUCAUCUGGAAACUCCCUGACAAUGAUGGAGGAGAGAGAAUUAAGAGCUACUUUAUCGAGAAGAAGAGUGUCACUGACAAGGCCUGGACCAAGGUGAACGCAGCCUGUGCCAGCCAGGCCUAUGUGGUGCCAGGUCUGCUGGAGGGUCAAGACUACCUGUUCAGGGUCCGAGCUGAGAACAGACUCGGAUUUGGACCAUUCACCGUCACCACCGACCCUGUUCGGGCCAGAGACCCCAUCUACCCUCCUGACCCCCCCACCAAGUUGAAGGUUGACCUGGUGACAAAGAACACCGUCACUCUUAGCUGGGAACCUCCCAAAAAUAAUGGUGGAUCUCCAGUGAAGCAUUACAUCAUCGAGCGUUUGAGCUGGGACACCAGCGGUAAGGAGAAGGAGACCUGGAAACAGUGCAACAAGAGAGACGUGGAGGAACUCACCUUCGUGGUGGAGGACCUGAAGGAGGGAGGAGAAUAUGAAUUCAGGGUAAAAGCAGUGAAUGCUGCCGGACCUAGCCGACCCUCUGCCACUGUUGGACCCAUGGUCAUCAAGGAUCAGACAUGUGCUCCCACCAUUGGGCUGCGUGAAGCCAUGGAGGGUGAGGAGGGCUGUGAUGUCAGCAUCGUGGCGAAGGUGAGCGGCUGUCCGUUCCCCACACUCACCUGGCAUAAGGCCACCAUGGCCAAACCUGAGGAGAAGGCCGUCGUCCAGUAUGACCAGCACAUCAACAAACUGGUGACCCAAGACAAGUGCACGCUGCUGAUCCAGCAGGCGAGCAGGCACGACAGCGCCCUCUACAGCCUGACAGCCAGCAACAGUCUGGGCACCGUCACCAAGGCCAUCAAGCUCUCAGUGCUGGGACCUCCUGGCCCACCUGUUGGACCAAUCAAAUUCACUGAGGUGUUUGCCGAGAGGAUCGGCUUGGCCUGGAACCCUCCCACAGACGAUGGUGGAUCUAAGAUCACCAACUACGUGGUGGAGAAACGUGAGGACAACAGGAAGUCCUGGGUUCACGUCUCCAACGAUCCCAAGGAGUGCGCCUACGUGGUGACCCGGUUGACAGAGAACCAUGAGUACGAGUUCAGAGUCAUGGCCCAGAACAAGUUUGGAGUUGGACCUCCACUGGUCAGCGAGCCGGAGAAGGCCAGAAACCUUUUCACUGUCCCGGGUCAGUGUGAGAAACCGACUGUAACAGAGGUCUGUCUGGAGUCAAUGACAGUCAACUGGGAUGAGCCAAAGUACGAUGGCGGCUCCUCCAUCACCGGCUACUUUGUGGAGAAGAAGGAGACCACCUCCAAGCGCUGGACCCGCGUCACACGCGACCCAAUCCGGGCGCUGCCUCUGGGCAAUAACUGGGAUGUCACCGGCCUGCUGGAGGGCGCCCUGUACCAGUUCAGGGUCAUUGCUGUCAACGCCGCCGGCUGCGGUCUGCCCAGCUUACCCUCUGACCCCAUUCUAUGCAGAGACCCUAUCAAGCCUCCAGGGCCACCUGCUCCAAAGGUGACAGACUGGACCAAGUCGACAGUGGAGCUGGAGUGGCUCCCUCCUCUGGUGGACGGAGGGUCAAAGGUCACUGGCUACAUUGUGGAGUUCAAGGAGGUGAACAAGGAGGAGGAAGAGAAGAAGGCUCAGAGGAAACUGCUGCUGAGUGAUGCUGAGGAGGAGAAGGAGCCUGAGAGUGAGGAGAGCUGGGCCAAGGCAAAGGACACAGAGAUCAGAGGAACCAAGUUUGUGGUACCCGGUCUGAAAGAAGGCGGUCUGUACCGCUUCAGAGUCCGUGCUGUGAACGCCGCCGGAGUUGGAGAACCAGGACUCGUGUCUGAGCUGAUUGAGGUCAAAGACAGAACAAUCCCUCCUGAGAUGGACCUGGACGCCUCUGUCAAGGAAAAGAUCGUGGUCCACGCUGGUGGCACCAUCCGCAUCAUCGCCUACGUGUCCGGUAAACCCGCCCCACAGAUCACCUGGUGCCGCGACGAUGCCGAGGUGCCCAAAGAGGCUGUGGUGGAAACGACAGGCAUCUCCAAUUCACUGGUUAUCAAAAACUGCAGACGCCAUCACCAGGGCAUCUACACACUGAGCGCCAAGAAUGAGGGAGGAGAGAGGAAGAAGGCCGUUAUUGUCGAGGUCCUGGAUGUGCCUGGACCGGUUGGUCUUCCCUUUGCUGGCGAGAAUUUGACCACUGACUCCUGCAAACUGACCUGGUACUCCCCCGAGGAUGAUGGUGGCUCGGCCAUCACCAACUACAUCAUUGAGAAGAGGGAGUCAGACCGCAUGGGCUGGACCUCAGUUUCCUACACAGUGACGAGGAACAAUGCUGUGGUUCAGGGACUCAUCGACGGCAAGGGCUACUUCUUCAGGAUCGCAGCUGAGAACAUCAUCGGCAUGGGACCUUUCAUUGAGACCGACAAGAUGGUUCUCAUCAAGGACCCCAUCUCCGUCCCGGAGCGUCCAGAGGACCUGAUCAUUACUGCCGUCACCAAGGACUCCAUCUCUGUCGCCUGGAGACCGCCAAAGUACGAUGGAGGUGCCGAGGUGACCGCGUACAUCCUAGAGUCCCGUAUGAUCGGCCGGGACAACUUCACACGCAUAGGUGGUGAGGACAAGCUGAUGGACAGGAAGUUCACGCUGACUGGGCUGAAGGACGGCUCGAGCCACGAGUUCAGAGUCUCCGCCGUCAACCAGGUGGGACAGGGCAAACCAUCCUUCGCCACCAAACCUGUGCAGUGCAAGGAUGAGCUCGAACCACCCACUCUGGACCUGGACUUCAGGGACAAGAUGAUGGUGAAGGUGGGAGACAGCUGCAUGCUGUCUGGACGCUACAGCGGCAAACCAGCCCCGGCCAUCACCUGGAAGAAGAACGACGAGGAGCUGAAGGCAGACGAGGAGAUCAGCCUCCACAGCACCACCCGCCAUCUCAGCCUCAAUAUCAGCAAGACCAAGAGAGAGCACAGCGGCUGCUACUGCGUCACUGUGGAGAACGCUGCCGGAACUCGCACAGGAAUCUGCACCAUCACUGUGGUCGACCGGCCUCAGCCUCCAGAGGGCCCUGUAGUGUUCAAUGAGGUCUACAGGAACUACAUGGUGAUCUCCUGGAACCCUCCUCUGGACGAUGGAGGCUGUGCCAUCUCCAACUACAUCAUUGAGAAGAGAGAUACCAACAGAGACUUGUGGAUGCCCGUCACCUCGUCCUGCACCAGGACCACCUGCAGGGUGCCGAAGCUGAUCGAGGGUCGUGAGUACAUCAUCAGGAUCAUGGCUCAGAACAUCUACGGCAUCAGCGACCCACUCCUGUCUGCAGAGACCAAGGCCAGAGACAUCUUCAAGGUGCCCGACGCUCCUAAACAGCCCACAGUGAAGGAGGUUUACCACGACUCUGCCCUCAUCAGCUGGGAGCCACCUGCUGACGGAGGAAAACCAAUCACAGGCUACAUUGUGGAGAGGAAGGAGACCAUGGCCAACAGGUGGGUUCGUUGCAACACAGAGAGAAUCCAUCCGAAGGUGGAGUACUGGGUGACCGAGCUGCUGCAAGGUUGUGAAUACGAGUUCAGAGUCAGCGCUGAGAACGAGGUGGGAGCCGGAGACCCAAGCCCACCAUCCAAGCCUGUCUUUGCAAAAGAUCCAAUCGUGAAACCCAGUCCACCAGUGAACCUCCAUGCCAUCGACUUCACCAAGGAGUCAGUGACUCUGUCCUGGGAGCCUCCUACUGACACUGGCAGAGGAAAGAUCUUUGGAUACCUGUUGGAGUUCCAAAAGGCUGGAGAAGAGGAGUGGCACAAGGUGAACCAGACUCCUGACUCCUGCCAGGAGACCAAGUUUAAGGUGAUCAACCUGGAUGAUGGUGCCCUCUACCGCUUCAGAGUCAUGGCUGUUAACGCUGCCGGAGAGUCUGACCCGGCUAAUGUGAAGGAGCCAAUCAGAGUGCAGGACAGACUUGAACCCCCAGAGCUGAUUCUGGAUGCUGGAAUGACCCGUGAGGUGAAGGCCAUGGCCGGCACUCACAUCACACUGAUGGCUGGUAUCAAAGGCGUUCCAUUCCCCACAGUUACCUGGAAGAAGAACGACGCUGAGGUUCCCACCAGGGCUGAUAUUGAAACCAACCAAGCAGGCACUAAGCUUGAGAUGAGGUUCUGUAACCGAGGUGACUCUGGAGACUACACCCUAACUGUGGAGAACCCAGCUGGGUCCAAGACCGUCACUUGCACUGUGCUGGUCUUCGACAAACCUGGUCCCAUCCAGCACCUCCGGGUGUCUGACGUCAGGAGCGACUCUGCCUACCUGUCCUGGAAGGACCCAGAGGACAACGGUGGUACCCGCAUCACAAACUUUGUGGUGGAGAAGAAAGACACAGCAUCCACUCAGUGGGUCCCCGUCUGCUCCACAUCCAAGAAACGCAGCAUGAUGCUGAAGCACCUGAUGGAGGGCACAUCCUACACGUUCAGAGUCGCUGCUGAGAACCAGUAUGGCCGCAGUGAAUAUGUUGAGACGCCAAAGGCCAUCAAGGCAAUGAACCCACUCUUCCCUCCUGGUCCUCCUAAAGACCUGCACCAUGCCGACGUGGACAAGACUGAGGUGUGGUUGGUCUGGAACUGGCCUGACCGCAAUGGAGGAAGUGAGAUCACCGGCUUCCUGGUGGAGUAUCAGGAGGAGGGAGCGAGAGAGUGGGAAGAGUGGAAGACCGUCAGCAUCCCUGAGAGUCAUGUGACUGGCCUGGAGGAAGGAAAGACCUACCGUUUUAGAGUGAGGGCUGAGAAUGCCAUUGGCCUCAGCAGACCUGACACCACCGUGCCUAUCCUGUGCCAGGAGAAACUGGUGCCUCCAAUUCUCGAGGUGGAUGUUAAGCUCACUGAAGGCAUCAUCGUGAAGGCCGGCACCACCAUCAGGUUGCCAGCUAUCAUGAGAGGAAUCCCCGUUCCCACUGCCAAAUGGUCCAUUGAAGGAGAGGAGAUCGUCAGCAAGGACAAUGUCAAGAUCGACACUGACAACUUCUCCACUGUGCUCAGCAUUAAUGAGUGCACCAGGAACCACACUGGCACCUACCUGCUCACUGUGUCCAACCCAGCUGGAACUAAGACAGCGGCCCUGAACGUCACUGUUCUGGAUGUUCCCGCUGCUCCCAUUGGACCUGCCAACAUCCUGGAGGUCACUCCUGACUCCAUGACAAUUGAAUGGCGUCCUCCCAAGGAUGAUGGUGGCAGCCCCGUCACCAACUACAUUGUGGAGAAGAGAGAGUCCAACAGGGAGACCUGGGGAGGUGUGAGUUCUGGCAGCCUUGCCACACAGCUCAGGAUCACACGCCUACAGAGGGGAACGGAGUAUGUGGUUCGCAUUCGUGCUGAGAACAAGAUGGGCAUUGGUGCUCCUCUGGAAACCAAGCCCACUGUCGCUGAGCAUAGCUUCAUGCCACCCAGCGCGCCUGGUAAGCCACAGAUCUCUGAUAUCUCAGAAGAUGCUGUUACAGUCGGCUGGACCAUGCCCCUGUCUGAUGGUGGCAGUCAGAUCGCUGGCUACAUCAUUGAGCGCAGACACAAGGGAGGAAAAUGGAUCCGUGUCAAUAAGACACCCUGCAAAGACCUUAGGUACAGAGUCCUGGGUCUGUUUGAGGGCAGUGAGUAUGAGUUCAGAGUGUUUGCUGAGAAUAUCGCCGGCUUCAGUGGCCCAUCUCCCAUCUCUGAUCCCUGCAAGCCCUGCAGGCCUAUCACUGUCCCCAGUCCCCCUGUUAACCCCAAAGUUAAAGAUUACAGCAAGACCACUGCUGACCUGGUGUGGACCAAACCCACAAAAGACGGUGGCAGCCCUAUCCUGGGCUACACUGUGGAAAUGAAGAAAGCAGAUACAGAGGAAUGGAAAAAAGUUAACCUGGACGACUUCAUCAAGCUAUGCGCCUACAGGGUGAAGGGUCUGGAGGAGGGUGUGACCUACAGAUUCAGAGUCUAUGCCUCAAACAUGAUUGGAGAUGGAGAACCAAGGGAAAUCCCAGAGUCCAUCACUGCUCAGGAUAUCCUAAUCCCUCCAGAGAUUGAGAUGGAGGCUACCUGCCGUGAACAUGUCACUGUGCGUGUUGGACACAACAUCAACAUCAUCGGUUACAUCAAGGCCCGUCCUGACCCUGAUGUACUUUGGUCAAAGCAGGAGACAGUUCUGGAGAACAGCAAACGUAUCACUAUCACUCAGAACUUGCCUGUGGUCCACCUGAAAAUCAAGGAGGCCACAAGAACUGACCAUGGCAAAUACAUGCUUAAAGCUUCAAAUGAGGGUGGCGAGGCCUCCUGCACCAUCACAGUCAAUGUUCUGGACAGACCCAGCCACUGCCAGAACCUGCACAUUACCUAUUCAACCAGGGAUUCAUGCAUGAUCAACUGGGAUGCUCCUCAGGACAACGGUGGAUCCGAGAUAACAAACUACAUCGUGGAGUGCCGUGAGCCCAGCAUUAGCAUGUGGUCUAUGAUCUCUUCCAACUGCACCAAUCGCAAGAUCAAGGCCAAAUUGAUGGAGGGCCACGAGUACCUGUUCCGUGUCUGUGCCGUAAACAAGCUAGGACCUGGACCCUGCGUGGAGACCAAGACCCCUCUGCUGGCCAUUGACCCCAUCGAGAAGCCUGGUGAGCCUGAGAACUUCAGAGUCACUGACAUUGGUAAGAACUACGUCUAUCUGAGAUGGAGGAGGCCUGACUAUGAUGGUGGGAGCCCAAACCUCUCCUACAACCUGGAGUGCAAAACCAAAGAUGCUGAGGAGUGGGAGAAGCUCAAUACCGGCAUUCUCACCGACACCUUCUUCCUGGCUGACAAGCGUGUAGAGAACCAGAUGUACACCUUCAGAGUGCAGACCGUCAAUGAAGGAGGUGAAAGUGCCUGGGUGAAACUUGCUGAUAUUGUGGUGAGAGAGGAAAUCCAGAAGCCUGUCAUUGACCUGAAACUAGCCGGAACUCUGACAGUGAAGGCUGGAGAGUCAGUCAGGAUGGAGGCUGGCCUGAGAGGAAAACCCCAGCCUGAGGUCAAGUGGACGAAAGACAAGGCUGUCGGAGACAACCCCAGAAUCAGCUAUGAGACUGGACCAGACUACUCCAAGUUCCUUAUGACAAAGUCCAGACGCAGUGACACCGGAAAGUAUAUUAUCACUGCCACCAACUCUGCUGGAACCUUCACAGCAUAUGCCAACGUCAACGUCCUGGAUGUCCCCGGGCCAGUCAGGAACCUCAGGAUUACUGGCAUCGGAGCUGACAAGUGCAGGGUGGUGUGGGAUGCUCCAGAGGAUGAUGGAGGUUGUGAGGUGGACAGCUACAUCCUGGAGAAAUGCGAGACCAGGAGGAUGGUCUGGUCCACAUACUCAGCCUCUGUGGUCACACCAUACUGCAACGUCACUCGUCUAGUGGAAGGCAACGAGUACAUCUUCAGAGUAAGAGCUGAGAACAAGAUGGGAACUGGUCCCGCCAUGGAGAGCAAGCCUGUCACUGUCAAGACUCAGUUCAAUAAACCUGGUCCCCCUGAUGCCCCAGAGGUCACCAAGGUUAGUAAAGAUGAGAUGACAGUGGUCUGGGCUCCUCCGGAGAACGAUGGAGGAAAGUCAAUCACUGGUUACAUCCUGGAGAGGAAAGAGAAGAGGGCAGUGCGCUGGGUACCAUGCACCAAGAGCCCCAUCUCUGAGAGACGCAUGAAAGUCACAAACCUGAUUCCCAACCACGAGUACCAGUUCAGGGUGAAGGCUGAGAACGAGGUUGGUCUGGGAGAGCCCAGCAAACCCUGCAGACCCGUUGCAGCCAAAGAUCCCAUUGAGCCUCCUGGGCCCCCUGCGUACCUGAAGGUGGCUGACAGCACCAAGACCUCUAUCACGCUGUCCUGGUCCAAACCUGUGUAUGAUGGUGGUGCCCCCAUAAUUGGCUACAGCUUGGACUUGAGGCUGAAGAGUGAGGCAGACCCUGAGAAGCCCACAGAGGGCUGGAAGAGAAUUGACACCCAUGGCCCGUUGGUACUCACAGAGUUCACCAUUGGCCAGCUGGAUGAGAAGCAGGAGUACGAGUUCAAGGUGUCUGCCCAAAACCAGGUGGGCUGGGGACGCCACGCCUACUUGAAGGAGGCCGUCUCCCCCAAGGAGAUCUUGGAGGCUCCAGAGAUCGAGCUGGACGCCAGUCUGAGAAAAGGCCUGGCUGUCAGGGCCGGCUGCCCAAUCAGGCUUUUCGCUGUGAUCCGAGGAAGGCCAGCCCCCAAGGUUACUUGGAAGCGCCUUGGUGUGGACAAUGUGGUCCGCCGAGGCCACGUGGACCAGGUUGACACCAUGUCCUUCUUGGUCAUCCCUGAGAGCACCAGAGAGGAUUCUGGCAAAUACUCACUGACUCUGUCCAAUUCAGCUGGAGAGAAAGCUGUGUUCGUCCGUGUCAAAGUGCUUGACACUCCUGGGCCUGUUGGCGGCCUAGAGGCAACUGACAUCACCAAGACAACAGCUCAGUUGUCCUGGUUGCCACCAGAAAAUGACGGUGGCAGUCCCAUCCUCAACUACAUUGUGGAGAAACGGGAGGUGGACAGGAAGACCUGGACCAAAUGCACAGAGGAUCAGAAGAAGACCAGCUUCAAGGUGACCAACAUGACACCCGGCAUCGAGUACUACUUCAGAGUCAUGGCCUGCAACAAAUAUGGCAUCGGAGUUCCUCAAGACUCGCCCAAAUCCUACCUGGCUGUUGAUCCCAUCAGUGAGCCAGACCCUCCGAAGAAGAUGGAUGUGUUGGAGAUCACCAAGAACAGCGCCACACUUGGUUGGUUGAAGCCACUCAGAGAUGGAGGAGCCAAGAUCAACGGUUAUGUGGUAGACUACCAGGAGGAGGGUGCACCUGAAGACAAAUGGACACCUUACUCUGUGGUCAAAGACCUGACCAUUGUGGUGGUUGGUCUUAAGGAAGGAAAGAAGUACAAGUUCAGAGUGGCAGCCAGGAACUCAGUGGGAGUCAGCCUGGCCCGAGAGGCAGAGGGAGUGUUUGAGGUCAAGGAGCAGCUCAUGGCGCCUAAGAUCAUCAUGCCCGACAUUGUGACAGUCAGAGCUGGAUCCAAGAUGGUAAUUGAGGCCAUCGUGGCAGGUAAACCUGCUCCCUUCUGCAAGUGGAAGCAGGGCAACGAGGACGUGCUGACCUCUGACCGACUGUCUGUUGUAAAGACGCUGACAACCUGCACACUAAUGGUCAAGAAUGCGACAAGAAAGGACAGCGGCUACUACAGUCUGUCUGCUGAGAACAGCACUGGCAAGAUCAACCAGAUCCUCAGAGUCAUCGUCAUGGACAUUCCUGGACCCCCUGAAGCUCCUCUAGAGAUCACUGAACAGGAUAUUGAUGCCUGUACACUGCUGUGGAACUCACCACAAGAGGAUGGCGGCAGCAACAUCACCAACUACAUUGUGGAGAAAUGUGACGUCAGCCAGGGCGACUGGGUCACAGUGUCCCCAUCCUGCACUAAAACCAGCUUCAGAAUGACCAAACUGACACCCGGCAAAGAGUAUGGCUUCCGAGUCCGUGCUGAGAACAGGCUCGGCAUCUCUGAGCCAAUCUAUUCUGAGAGGAUGAUCGCCAAAUAUCCAUUUGAUCCUCCCAGUGAGCCUAGAAAUCUGCAGAUCAACAAGGUCAACAAGGACUUUGUCAUCCUGUCAUGGGAGCGUCCCAGCAGUGAUGGCGGCAGCCCAAUCACUGGAUACUGCAUUGAAAAGAAGGAGAGGAACAGCCUUCUGUGGGUGCAGGCCAAUGAAUCUGUGGUCAAAGCCACCCAGUACACAUGCACCAACCUGAUCGAGGGCCUGGAGUACACAUUUAGGGUGUCGGCACUCAACCUGGCUGGACAAGGCAAACCUUGCAAACAGACUGACUUCAUCACAGCCAGGACCGCUGUUGACCCACCAGGCAAACCCGAACCCAUGGAUGUGACUAAGAGCUCUGUGUCACUGGUCUGGAGCCGCCCAAAGCAUGAUGGUGGUAGCAAGCUGAUUGGCUACUAUGUGGAAUACACAAAGCUUCCAGAAGAUAAGUGGACUCGCUGCAAUGCUAACUGCAUGAACAUUCAGACGGAGAGCUAUGUGGUGACCGGCCUGGAGGAGGGCCAACAGUACCAUUUCAGAGUCAUCGCCAAGACGGCCAUCAACAUCAGCCUGCCAUCAGAGCUGUCUGACCCCAUCCCUGUCAUCGCAGAGAACGUUCCUCCUCGUGUGGAGCUGGGUAUCAACAUGAAGAACCUGAUUGUGGUGAAAGCCGGAGAGAACAUCUUCCUGGAUGCUGAGGUGUUCGGCAAGCCAUUGCCCAAGGUGAGCUGGAAGAGAAAUGGAGUGCCACUGACUCUUGCCGAGGGCAUGAAGAUGACCCAAAAGAAACAUCUCCACCUGCUGGAGCUCUACUCUGUCACCAGAAAAGAGACUGGAGACUACACUAUCACUGCAGAGAAUAUCAAUGGCAGCAAGUACGCCACCAUUAAGGUCAAGGUGCUUGACAAACCUGGUCCUCCAGCCUCUGUGAAAAUCAGUAAAGUCUUUGCUGACCGUGUUAAGAUGCGCUGGGAGCCCCCAGUUGCAGACGGUGGCUCUGAGAUCACCAACUACAUCAUCGAGAAGCGUGAGACCAGCAGAGCCAACUGGGCACUGGUCACCUCCAACAUCCAUGGGCACAUUACCGACUGCUCAGUGGAGAAACUCAUUGAAGGACACGAGUACCAGUUCAGAGUCAGUGCUGAGAACCAGUACGGUGUGGGAGACCCCAUCAUGACUGACGCCGUCAUGGUCAAGAAUCCAUAUGAUGUUCCUGGUCCAUGUGAGCCCCCAGUCAUCACCAACAUUACCAAGGACUCCAUGACAGUCAGCUGGAAGGCUCCAGCUAACGAUGGCAAGGCUCCCAUUCUGGGCUACAUGGUGGAGAAACGUGAGGCCACUGAACUCACCUGGGCUAAGGUCAACCGCAGGCCAGUCAUCGACAGGACCAUUAAGGCCGCUCAGCUGACAGAGGGCUCUGAGUAUGAGUUCAGAGUCAUUGCCAUGAACAAGGCUGGUCUUGGCAAACCUAGUGAUGCAUCCAAUGCUGCACUGGCUGUCGAUCCCGUCUAUCCUCCUGGCCCACCUGCCUUCCCCAAGGUGGUGGAUUCCACCAAGAGUUCCAUCAGCCUUAGCUGGACCAAACCUGCGUAUGACGGUGGCUGUGAGAUCAUUGGAUACCUGGUGGAAUGCAAGCGUGCGGAUGCUGAGGAUUGGAUGAAGUGCAACGUCCCCAAAAAGCUCCAGGCCACCAAAUUCCUGGUGACAGGCCUGAUGGACAACACAGAAUACCAGUUCAGAGUCACCGCUGUCAAUAAGAUUGGCUACAGCGAGCCCAGCGAAGUCCCUGGAAACCACAUGCCUAAGGACAUCCUAAUUGCUCCUGAAGCUGAGCUGGAUGCUGACCUAAGAAAGGGUUUAGUCCUUCGAGCUGGUGUCACCAUGAGACUCUACGUCCCACUAAGAGGACGCCCAGCACCGAAAGUGACAUGGACAAAGGUGAAUGCUAACCUGAAAGAGAGACAGGGUGUGCUGAUCAAGACAACAGACUGGGACACCUUCAUGAUGAUCGAGGGUGUUAACAGAUAUGAUGCCGGCAAAUAUGUCCUGACGCUGGAGAACAACAGUGGCUCCAAGAGCUACACCAUUGUGGUCAAGGUCCAUGACUCUCCCGGACCACCUCUGAACAUGAUCAUAAAGGAGACCUCCAGAAGCCAUGCGUGGAUCUCCUGGGAACCCCCGCUGAUCGAUGGUGGCAGCCCAGUCAAGAGCUACAUUGUAGAGAAGCGUCUGGCUGAGAGGAAGGCCUGGACCUGUGUGUCGGCGGAGUGCCCCAAGACCUCCUUCAGGAUCACCAACCUGGAGGCGGGACAGGCCUACUGCUUCAGAGUGUUAGCUGAAAACGCAUAUGGUAUCGGAGAGGGCUGUGAAACUGCCGGCAGUGUCCGAGCCUCAGAGCAACCUGGUCCAGUGACAGAUUUCAGAGCUCAGAAGACCACCAAGGACUCCAUCACUCUGGGCUGGAAGAAGCCCAUCAGCGAUGGCGGAAGCCAUGUUACUGCUUACAUCCUGGAGCAGAGUGAAGGCGAGGAGAAGUGGAAGCAGAUCAUGAAGGGCAAGAACACCUCACACGUCAUUGGCGAACUGACUGAGGGCAAAGAGUACUUGUUCAGAGUCAAGGCACUCAAUGAGUCCGGUGAGGGACCACCCACUGACCUCACUGUUGUCGCCAAGGACCAAUUUGUGCUACCUGAUUGCAACUUGAGCAGUCUGCAUGACGGCUGCUAUGUUGUGAAGGAGGGAAGCACCACACGUAUCAACAUCCCCAUCAUCGGAGUACCCUACCCCUCUGCCACAUGGAAGAAGGGUGAUGUGGCACUUGGAGACACUGGCCGGAUGUGCGUGGAGGCAUCUCAAGGCAUCACCACCUUGCUGAUCAGAGACUGCCAGAGGGGAGAUGCGGACACCUACACCAUCACUGUCAGGAACAGCGCUGGCUCCAAGGACUGCAAGUUCCAGCUGAAGGUGGUCGGCAAGCCUGGCAUCUGCACUGGACCCAUUAAGUUUGACGAGAUCACUGCUGAUGGCAUCACCCUGGAGUGGGGACCGCCCAAAGAUGAUGGCGGCGCAGAGGUCUCGAACUACAUUGUUGAGAAGAGGAGGACAACAGACAAUAAGUGGGCCACAGUGGCUUCAGCCAUCCAGAAGACUACCAUGAGGGUGAUCAGGCUCCAUGAUGGAAUCGAAUACAUCUUCAGAGUCUUCGCUGAGAACAAGUAUGGAGUUGGAGAGUAUCUCAGGUCUGACCCUGUCAUCGCCCAGCAUCCAUUCAAUGUACCUGAGGCGCCUGCUCCUCCAGAAAUUAUGAGCAUCCGACAUGAAUUGGCCCUCUUGACUUGGGCUGAUCCAAAGGACACUGGUGGCUCCCCAAUUACUGGAUAUCAUGUGGAGUUUAAGGAGAGAAACAGCCUAAUGUGGAAACGGGCCAGUAAGACUCCUCUCAGAGUGAAGGAGUGCAGAGUCACUGGCCUGAUAGAGGGACUAGAGUAUGAGUUCAGGGUGAUGGCCAUGAACGUGGCCGGCCUAGGAAAGGCAAGCAAGGUCACUGAGGCUGUGGUUGCCCUGGAUCCUAUCGAUCCUCCUGGCAAACCUGAGGUCAUUAACGUCACCAGGAGCACAGUCACUCUGAUUUGGACUGCUCCCAAAUAUGACGGUGGCUACAAGCUGACUGGCUACAUGGUGGAGAAGCUAGAGGCUGGUGGCAAGGCCUGGACGAAGGCCAAUCAUGUCAACAUCCAGGGCUGUGCCUUCACUGUCACUGAUCUGACAGAGGGAUCUCAGUAUCAAUUCAGGAUCAGGGCCAAGAAUGCUGCUGGGGCUGUCAGUGUUCCUUCAGAGUCUACUGACCUUCUGACUUGCAAGGAUGAGUAUGAGCCCCCAUCCAUCACCAUUGAUCCAGACAUGAAGGACGGUGUGUCAGUCAGGGCAGGAGAUACUAUUGUGAUCUCCGCCUCCAAGAUUGUGGGCAAACCUCCUCCCAAUGCUGUCUGGUCCAAGGGAGGCCGUGAGUUCAAGACCUCUGACAUUGUCACCAUUACCAGCACCCCCACCUCCUCUACUCUGUCCAUCAAGUAUGCAAGCCGGAAGAACACAGGUGAAUACACGAUUACAGCCAGCAAUCCCUUUGGCAUUAAGGAAGAACACGUCAAAGUGAAGGUCCUGGACGUGCCUGGACCUCCAGGUCCCAUUGAAGCCAGUAACAUUUCAGCUGAGAAGUGUACUCUGACCUGGCUUCCACCGGAGGAGGAUGGAGGCUGCUCCAUCAAGUCCUACAUCCUCGAGAAGAGAGAGACCAGCCGCCUGCAGUGGACCAAACUAGCUGAAAAUGUCAUGGACUGCAGAUGUGUAGCCAGCAAACUGAUCAAGGGCAAUGAGUACAUCUUCAGAGUGUCUGCUGUGAACCAGUAUGGCACUGGAGACUCAAGCCAGUCUGGUCCAGUCAAAAUGGUUGACAGUUUUGGCCCACCAGGCCCACCCUCGACACCAGAGAUUGACAAUGUCAGUAGGAAUGCUGUCACCAUUUCGUGGAAGAGACCAGUGCAGGAUGGCGGAAGUGACAUCAGAGGAUAUUGUGUAGAGAGGAAAGAGAGGAAAGGAAUGAGAUGGGUGAGAGCCUGUAAGAGGACAAUUCCUGACCUGCGCUUUAAGGUGCAAGGCCUGAGUGAGGGAGUAGAGUAUGAGUUUAGAGUCACUGCUGAGAACAAGGCUGGAUUUGGGGAGCCAAGUGAGCCAUCACGCCCUGUGAUGACCAAAGACAUUGUGUAUCCACCCGGACCUCCAUCCAAUCCCAGAAUUUCAGACACCACAAAAACCACAGCCACAUUUGCCUGGGGUCGACCCCACUAUGAUGGUGGUCUGGAAGUAGAAGGAUAUAUUGUGGAGUACAAAAAGGAGGGACAUGAUGACUGGGAGACAGAGACACAGUACCCACUGAGAGCUACUGAAUAUGUUAUUGGUAAACUUCAGAAGGGUGGCAAGUAUCACUUCAGAGUCAGCGCUGUAAACUCUGAGGGAGUUGGUGAGCCUGCAGAGGUUGAGAAAGUGACUGAACUCGUGGACCAGGAAACACUGCCUGACUUUGAGCUGGAUGCCGAACUCAGGAAAACCCUGGUGGUCAGGUGCCGUGCUUCAAUCCGUAUGUUUGUUCCCAUUAAAGGCCGCCCUGUUCCUGAAGUGACUUGGAGCAAAGACGAUACCAACCUUAAAACACGUGCACACAUUGACACCACAGAGUCUUACACACUACUAGUUAUUCCUGACUGCACCAGAUACGAUGCUGGAAAGUACAACCUGUGUCUGGAGAAUGUUGCUGGAAAGAAGACAGGCUUUGUUAAUGUGAAAGUUCUGGACACUCCAGGACCACCAGUCAACCUCAAACCUAGAGAGAUAACUAAGAACAGCAUCACCCUCCACUGGGAAAUCCCCAUAAUAGAUGGUGGUUCAAAGAUUCAUAACUACAUUAUCGAGAAGAGAGAGGCUACCAAGAAGGCUUACACAGUGCUUAGCACCACAUGGCAGAAGUGUUCCUUCAAAAUUCCUGACCUUGAGGAGGGAGCUUACUAUUACUUCCGCGUGUCUGCUGAGAAUGACCUGGGCGUAGGUGAACCUGCUGAAACCCCUGAGCCAAUCAGGGUGUCCCAAGCCCCGUCUGCACCAGAGAACUUGUAUGUCACAGAUGUGAGUGCUGACAGUGCCAGCCUUGCGUGGGCCAAGCCCCUGCAUGAUGGUGGCAGCCUGAUCACUGGAUAUGUCAUUGAGGCCCAGAAGAAGGACACUGACCAGUGGGUCCAUGUGACCACCAUCAAGGCUCUGGACUACACUGUCACAGAUCUGAUUGAAGGUGCAGAGUAUACCUUCCGAAUAAUGGCUGUCAAUGCAUCAGGUAGGAGUGACCCCCGUGAGAGCAGACCCGCUAUUAUCAAAGAGCAGACUGCCGCUCCUUCCUUUGACCUGCGUGGAGUCUACCAGAAGACGGUCAUUGCCAAGGCAGGGGACCGUGUGAAGGUGGAGAUUCCAGUGCUUGGCAAACCUAGGCCUGUGGUUUCCUGGAAGAAGGGAGACACAGUGCUCAAGGAGACACAAAGAAUCAACACUGAAACCACACCAAGGUCAACCAUCCUCAACAUCAAUGAGAUCAAGAGGACGGAUGGAGGCCAGUACUCCAUGACAGGAAAGAACAUGCUAGGUACAGUUACUGAGACAAUCACAGUCCUAGUCCAUGACAUUCCAGGUCCUCCCACUGGUCCCAUCAAGCUGGAAGAGGUCUCGUGUGACUAUGUUCUUAUGUCCUGGGAAGCACCAGAGAAUGAUGGAGGUGUUCCCAUCAACAACUAUAUUGUUGAGAUGCGGGAGACUACGGGUACUUCAUGGGUGGAGUUGGCAGCUACAGUUAUCCGCACCACAUUCAAGGCAGCUCGACUCAACACUGGAACCCAGUAUCAGUUCCGUGUCAAAGCCCAGAACAGAUAUGGCAUCGGACCAUGCAUUAUCUCUGAACCGGUGGUGGCUGCCUAUCCAUUUGAUGUGCCAAACCAGCCAGGCACUCCUGUGGUCACAUCUUUCAACAAGGAUGCUAUGACUUUGAGUUGGAAUGAACCAUCCUCUGAUGGAGGCAGUGCUAUCCUGGGUUACCACGUGGACAGAAAAGAGAAAAACAGCAUUCUGUGGCAGAGGAUUAGCAAAGCUCUCGUUGUCGGAAAUAUCUUCAAAUCAACAGGCCUUGUUGAUGGAAUCGCAUAUGAACACCGUGUUACAGCUGAAAACAUGGCCGGCCUCAGCAAACCAAGCAAACCCUCCGAGCCUACAUAUGCUUUGGACCCAGUCGACCCACCAGGCAGGCCUGUGGCACUGAAUAUCACUAGACAUGAGGUGACAGUGUCAUGGACCAAACCAGAGGGAGAUGGUGGAUUUUCCAUCACAGGAUACACAGUGGAGAGGAGAGAAAUGCCUAAUGGACGUUGGCUCAAAGCCAAUUUCAACAACAUCUUGGAAACCAUCUACACAGUCAGCGGUCUGACUGAGGAUGCAACUUAUGAAUUCCGUGUGUUUGCUAAAAACUCAGCUGGUGCUGUCAGUGCUCCAUCCCAGCCAUCGGAGGCAAUCACAUGUAGAGAUGACAUUGAAGAGCCCAGGCUUGAUGUUGAUGCAUCAUACAGUAGCAAUGUUGUUGUCAUGGCAGGAGAGGUAUUCAAGCUGGAAGCCAAUGUGACUGGCAGGCCAAUCCCAUCUCUGGUAUGGACCAAGGAAGGAAAGGAGCUUGAGGAUACAGCCAAGCUAGAGAUAAAGACAUCUGACUUCCACACAACACUAAUAAACAAAGAUUCCCUGAGGAGAGAUGGUGGUGCUUUUACUCUGACUGCCAGCAAUCCAGGUGGUUUUGCUAAGUUCACGUUCAAUGUCAAGGUGCUCGACAGACCUGGACCGCCAGACUCGCUCACUGUAACUGACGUCACCGCUGAGAAAUGUGUUCUUAAUUGGCUGCAUCCAACACACGAUGGCGGUGCCAAGAUUGAAUACUUUAUCAUUCAGAGGCGCGAGACCAGUAGAUUGGCAUGGACAAAUGUGGCCACAGACCUUCAAGCAAAUAGAUUCAAAGUCACCAAACUUCUGAAGGGCAAUGAGUAUAUCUUUAGAGUCAUGGCUGUUAACAAGUAUGGAGUGGGUGAACCCCUGGAGUCUGAACCUGUCAUCUGUGCCAACCCCUAUGUUCCCAGUGAUCCACCACAGCAGCCUGAAGUCACCACUAUUACCAAGGACUCCAUGGUUGUUUGCUGGGAGCGUCCUGAACAUGAUGGAGGCAGCAGAAUAAACACAUACAUAAUUGAGAGACGGGACAAGACUGGCCUUCGUUGGGUGAAGUGCAACAAGAGAACUGUAACUGACCUGCGAUUCAAAGCCUCUGGCCUCACACCAGGACAUGAGUAUGAAUUCAGAGUUUUUGCUGAGAACAAUGCUGGUCUAAGUCAGCCUAGUCCUUCCAGUCCAUUCUACAAAGCCAUCGAUACCAUCUUCCAGCCUGGACCUCCAGGGAACCCUAGAGUGCUGGACACAACCAAGUCUUCCAUCACCCUUGCCUGGAACAAACCUGUCUAUGAUGGUGGCUCUGAAAUCACUGGUUACAUUGUGGAGACCUGCCUGCCUGAGGAGGAUGAAUGGACAAUUCACACUCCCAAGAAGGGAUGGACAGCCACUUCCUUCACAAUCACUGGCUUAAAGGAAAACCAGGAGUAUAAAAUCAACAUCUGUGCCACUAAUUGUGAGGGAGUGGGAGAGCCUGCUGCCGUUCCAGGAACCCCCAAGGCUGAAGACAGACUGCUUCCUCCAGAAAUUGAACUUGGAGCAGAGCUGCGUAAAGUGGUCUGCAUCAGAGCCUGCGGCACACUUAGACUCUUCGUCCCUAUAAAGGGCAGACCAGCACCUGAAGUAAAAUGGUCAAGAGAGCAUGGAGAAUCCCUGGAUAAAGCUAACAUUGAAAUCACUUCAUCAUUCACCACUCUUCAGGUAGAAAAUGUCGACAGGUUUGAUGCUGGUAAAUACAUGGUGACUGUAGAGAAUGCCUCAGGAAGCAAGACAGCCUUUGUUAAUGUCAGGGUGUUAGACACUCCUGGAGCACCUCAGAAUCUGAUUGUCAAGGAGGUUACUAGAGAUUCAGUUUCCCUCGUUUGGGAUGCACCUCUUAUUGAUGGUGGCUCCAGAGUUCGCAACUACAUUGUAGAGAAACGUGAGUCGACCAGGAAGGCGUACUCAACUGUCUGUGCAAGCUGCCACAAGUCAAGUUGGAAGGUUGGAGACCUGGAUGAAGGAAAGAUGUACUUCUUUAGAAUCUUGGCUGAGAACGAAUUUGGCAUUGGUCUCCCUAUAGAGACUGUUGAACCAAUUAAAGCAUCAGAGAAGCCUCUGCCACCAGGUAAAGUGUCCCUCCGUGAAGUUACUGGCACCAGUGUCACACUAACUUGGGAAAAGCCUGACCAUGAUGGUGGCAGUAGAAUCACAGGCUAUAUCGUGGAGAUGCAAAGUAAAGGCAGUGAGAAGUGGACCCAGGUCAUGGUGGUAAAGACCAACGAGGCUCUUGUAACUGGCCUUACACAGGGAGAGGAGUACAUGUUCCGUAUCUCAGCCACCAAUGAAAAGGGAGUUAGUGACCCUCGUCCUCUCAAUGUGCCUGUGGUGGCAAAAGACCUUGUCAUCUCACCAACCUUCAAACUUAUUUUUACCACAUUCAGUGUGCUUGCAGGAGAUGAUCUGAAGAUAGAUGUGCCAUAUGUUGCCUGUCCCAAGGCCACAGCAACUUGGCUUAAAGACGGUGUUGCUCUCAAGGAGACAACAAGAGUUAAUGCUGAAGCCACAGACAAAAACCUUCUCCUGGUCAUUAAGGAGGCUUGCAGAGAUGAUGUGGGCACGUACACUAUCAAACUGACCAACACCGCUGGAGAGGCAUCCACAGACAUCAGCGUUGUUGUUCUAGAUAAGCCUGGUCCUCCAACUGGCCCAAUUAAGUUGGAUGAGGUCACUGCUGACAGUGUGGUCCUGUCCUGGAAUCCACCAGAGUAUGAUGGUGGUUGUGCCAUCAAUAAUUACGUUGUUGAAAAGAGAGACACAUCUACCACUAACUGGCAAAUUGUAUCAGCUACAGUGGCGAGAACCACUAUCAAGGCAGCCCGUCUGAAGACUGGAUCUGAGUACCAGUUUAGGAUUGCUGCAGAGAACAGAUAUGGCAAGUCCUCAGCCCUGCUUUCUGAUGCUAUUGUUGCUCAGUAUCCAUUUGAAGUGCCUAGCCAACCACGCUCUGUGAUGGUCCAGUCAGCCACCAAGGAAAGCAUGGUGGUUGUAUGGGAGAAACCCAGCAAUGAUGGUGGAAGCAAAAUUCUGGGCUAUCACUUGGAGCUCAAAGAGAGAAACAGUAUACUGUGGGUGAAACAGAAUAAACAACUAAUCCCAGAGACCAGAUUCAAGGUUCUUGGUCUUGAGGAGGGUAUUGAUUAUGAGUUCAGAGUUUACGCUGAGAACAUUGUCGGCCUCAGCAAAGCCAGCAAACUGAGCGAAAUGCAAGUGGCAAGAGACCCUUGUGACAGACCAGGAAAACCAGAGGCUGUUAUUGUGACAAGAAAUCAAGUGACACUCAGAUGGACCAAACCUGAGUAUGAUGCCGGUAUCAAGAUCACAGGCUAUAUAGUUGAGAAGAAGGAGGCAUCUGGCCGCUGGAUGAAGGCCAGUUUCACCAACAUUAUUGAGACCGAAUUUGUUGCUACUGAACUUAUUGAAAAUCAGAUUUAUGAAUUCCGUGUUAUUGCUAGGAAUGCAGCAGGUGUCCUCAGUCAGCCAUCUGAUUCUACUGGGGCCAUCACUGCCAAAGAUGAGGUGGAUCCACCCAAGAUUGACUUGGAUUCAAAGUACUCCCAGGCCGUGGUGGUAAAUGCUGGGGAGACAUUCAGGCUUGAGGCUGCUAUCUUGGGUAAGCCUGUGCCCACAGUGCACUGGCUGAAGGAGGGUCAAGAGAUUACCGAAGCAGCUCGCUUAGAGCUGAAGAACACAGACUUUACAGCUUGUCUAAUUGUAAAAGAAGCCAUCCGUGUCGAUGGAGGCCAGUACACUUUGCUGGUAAAGAAUGUUGGAGGGGAGAAAACUGUUAACAUUAAUGUCAAGGUCCUGGACAGACCAGGUCCUCCUGAGGGUCCUAUCUCAAUCUAUGGGGUCACCAGUGAGAAAUGCUCCAUUUCCUGGAAACCUCCCUUGCAAGAUGGAGGUAGCGAUGUUUCUCAUUACAUUGUUGAGAGGAGGGAAACCAGCAGAUUGGUUUGGACUGUAGUUGAACCAAAGGUUCAGACACUGAACCUGAAGAUCACCAAACUUCUUCCCGGUAACGAGUACAUCUUCAGAGUGAUUCCAGUUAACAAAUAUGGAGUUGGUGAGCCUCUGGAAUCUGAGGCAAUGAUUGCCAGAAAUCCAUUUGUCACUCCCAACCCACCAACAGAGGUAGAAGUGUCCACAAUCACCAAAGACUCCAUGGUUGUGACCUGGGAGAGACCAACUAAUGAUGGUGGUAGCCCCAUCCAGGGAUACAUUGUUGAGAAACGUGACAAGGACGGUGUGAGAUGGACCAGGUGCAACAAACGCACAGUGAGUGAGCUGCGUUUCAGAGUGACAGGGCUCCUAGAAAACCACAGCUAUGAAUUUAGAGUUGCUGCUGAGAAUGCUGCCGGUGUUGGAACACCUAGUGCACCAACAAUGUACUACAAAGCAUUGGAUCCUAUCUUCAAACCUGGCCCACCAAACAACCCCAAGGUGGUCGACACGUCUCGAUCCACCGUUUCCCUGACAUGGGGCAAACCCAUCUAUGAUGGCGGCUGUGAGAUUCAAGCUUACAUUGUUGAGGCCUGCAACGGGGCAUCUGAUGAGUGGUUUAUGUGCACUCCUCCCACUGGAAUCACAGAUACUAGCUUUACAGUCAAAAAGCUUCUGGAGAAGCAUGAGUACCAGUUCAGAGUGUGUGCCAUCAACAAAGUUGGUGUUGGUGAGCAUGCUGACGUUCCAGGAAAAAUUCUUAUGGAGGAGAAGCUUGAGGCUCCUGAUCUUGACCUGGAUGCUGACAUGAGAAAGAUGAUCAACAUUAGGUCAGCAAGCACUCUCAGGCUGUUUGUACCUGUGAGAGGUCGUCCAGCUCCAGAGGUGAAAUGGGGUAAGGCUGAUGGUGAGAUCAAGGAGACUGCCCAGAUUGACAAUACAGGCAGUUAUGCUUCACUUGUCAUCGAGAAUGUUGACAGAUUUGACAGUGGCAAGUACACCUUGACUGCAGAGAAUGCCAGUGGAGUAAAGUCAGUCUUCAUCAGUGUCAGAGUCCUGGACUCACCAAGUCCACCAACUAACUUAAUUGUGAAAGAGAUUACCAAAAACUCUGUCUCUCUCACAUGGGAGCCUCCACUUUUGGAUGGUGGCUCAAAGAUUAAGCAUUAUAUUGUUGAGAAGCGUGAGAGCACCAGGAAAGUUUAUUCUCCUGUCACCACCUGCAAUAGGAUGUCAUGGAAAGUUGAGCCUCUUCCAGAGGGUGGAAUUUUCUUCUUCAGAGUCCUGGCUGAGAAUGAAUAUGGUGUGGGUCUCCCCGCUAAAACUGUAGAACCAAUUAAGAUAUCUGAGAAGCCUCAGCCACCUGGUAAAGUUAGUGUUGUUGAUGUUACUCAUAGCACUGUAACUCUCACCUGGGAGAAGCCUCAACAUGAUGGCGGCAGUAGGAUCAGUCACUAUGACGUGGAACUGGCACCUAAGGACAGCGAGGCUUGGUCUGUGUGUGCUAGUGUGAAAGCACUGGAGACUGUAGUGACAAACCUACUCAAGGGAGAAGAGUAUAAUUUCAGAGUUGUAGCUGUAAAUGACAAGGGCAAAAGUGAUCCCAGACAACUGGCUCACUCAGUUGUAGCAAAAGACCUUGUGAUUGAGCCCUCUGUUAGACCCAAAGCAAGCACCUACAGUGUCCAAGUGGGAUAUGACCUCAAGAUAGAAGUCCCAGUUGCUGGUCAUCCAAAGCCAACCAUCACCUGGACCAAGGAUGGUGCUGGUCUUAAGCAGACCACCAGAGUUAACGUCACUGACUCAGCACAUCACACUACCCUCACUAUAAAGGAUGCCACCAGAGAGGAUGGAGGCUUAUACAGCAUCAAUAUCUCCAAUGCCCUGGGCUCCAAGGAUGCCACUAUUGAGGUGAUCACCCUGGACAAACCAGGCCCACCAACAGGCCCCGUCAAGUUGGAAGACAUUAGUGCUGAGAGUAUCACUCUUAGCUGGGAACCUCCUACAUACACAGGUGGCUGCCCAAUUUCCAACUAUGUGGUGGAGAAGAGAGACACAACCACAACCAACUGGGUGGUUGUAUCCGCCACUGUGGCCAGGACCACACUAAAAGUGGCCAAUCUGAAAACAGGCGCUGAAUACCAGUUCAGAAUCUGUGCUGAGAAUAGAUAUGGCAAGAGUUAUGCAAUUGAUUCAGAACCUGUUUUGGCACAGUAUCCAUUCCAGGAGCCUGGCCCACCAGGAACACCAUUUGUGUCCUCAUAUACCAAAGACUUUAUGGUGGUUGAGUGGCACAAACCCCCAUCUGAUGGAGGCAGUGCCAUCUUGGGCUACCAUCUGGAGAGGAAAGAGAAGAACAGUAUCCUCUGGACCAAGAUCAACAAAAUGCUCAUCCAAGACUGCAGGUUUAAAUCUACUCCUCUUGAGGAAGGCAUUGAGUAUGAGUAUAGAGUCUAUGCUGAGAAUAUAGUUGGUAUUGGAAAAUGCAGCAAAGUCUCUGAGGUUUAUGUAGCUCGUGACCCAUGUGAUCCCCCCGGCCGCCCUGAAGCUGUUAUUGUGACCAGGCACUCAGUGAAGCUUAGGUGGACCCCUCCAGAGUAUGAUGGUGGUAGCUUAGUUACUGGCUAUGUAGUAGAGAAACGUGACCUUCCUGAAGGAAAAUGGAUGAAGGCUAGCUUUGCAAACAUCAUUGAACAGGAAUUCACAGUCACAGGCCUGACAGAAGACAGUAAAUAUGACUUCAGAGUAAUAGCAAAGAAUGCAGCUGGUGCUGUCAGCAAACCAUCUGAAUGCACAGGAUCUAUCACAGCCAAGGAUGAAGUUGAUCCACCAAAGUGUGAGACAGAUCCUAUGUACAAUCAGGCUCUUGUUAUCAGCGCUGGAGAGACUUUCAGGCUGGAGGCCAGUGUGGAAGGAAAACCCAUCCCCACAGCUCAGUGGUUCAAGGGAGACGUUGAGGUUGAAAACACAGCAAGGGCUGAGAUCAAAAACACCGAUUUUAAGGCUUUGCUAGUUGUGAAAGAUGCCAUUAGAGUGGAUGGUGGACAGUACACGCUGGUUCUGACUAAUGUGGCUGGAACUAAGACUGUCCCAUUCAGUGUGAAGGUACUGGACAGACCAGGCCCCUCAGAGGGACCUCUUACUGUCAGCAAUGUCACUGAGGAGAAGUGCUCACUGUCAUGGCUGCCACCCAGACACGAUGGAGGAGCAAGCAUUUCUCACUACAUCAUUCAGAAGCGAGAAACCAGCCGCCUGGCAUGGACUGUGGUCUCUAGUGACUGCGGUGCCACCAUGUUCAAGGUUACCAAACUGUUGAAGGGCAAUGAAUAUAUCUUCAGAGUCAUGGCUGUCAACAAGUAUGGUGUGGGCGAGCCUCUUGAGUCAGCGCCAGUUAUCAUGAGAAAUCCAUUUGUUCCUCCUGGCCCAGCCCGAGACCUUGAGAUCACUAACAUUACCAGGGAUUCUAUGACUGUCUGCUGGAACCGCCCCGAGACAACGGGAGGCAGUGAGAUUGUUGGUUACAUUGUUGAGAAGAGAGACAGAGCUGGAGUGAGGUGGACCAAGUGCAACAAACGCAGGGUUACAGACUUGCGUUUCAGAGUAACAGGACUAACUGAGGACCAUGAAUAUGAAUUCAGGGUAUCUGCUGAGAAUGCAGCUGGAGUGGGUCAGCCAAGCCCAUCCACACUCUACCUCAAAGCCUGUGACCCUACCUUUGAACCUGGCUGUCCCACCAAUGUCCAUGUGGUCGACACAACAAAAGACACCGUCACUGUGGCCUGGCAUAGGCCUAUCUAUGACGGUGGUUGUGAGAUUCAAGGAUAUGCUGUGGAAAUUACCAAGGCUGAUGAGGAGGAGUGGACCAUAUGCACCCCACCCUUUGGAGUUAAAGCUACCAAGUUUACUAUCACUAAGUUGACAGAGCACCAGGAAUACAAGGUGCGCAUCUGUGCCAUCAAUAAGCUGGGUGUUGGUGAGCCCACCGAGAUCCUGGGAGUUGUGAAGCCUGUGGAUAAGAUUCAUCCCCCAGAGAUGGUUCUGGAUUCAGAGCUUAGGAAGGGAAUUGUUGUCCGUGCAGGUGGCUCAAUGAGAAUCUGUAUUCCAUUUAAGGGCCGUCCUGCUCCUGAGAUCAGCUGGGCUAAGGAGGAUGGAGUGCUGCCCAGUAAGGUUCAAAUAGAGACUGGGGAAGAUUACACACAACUUUCCAUUGACAUCUGUGACAGAUAUGAUGCUGGAAAAUACAUCCUCAACUUGGAAAAUAGCGCCGGCACCAAAUCAGCUUUUGUCUCUGUUAAAGUUCUGGACACUCCAGGGGCCCCUCUGAAUCUAAUGGUAAAAGACAUAAAGAGAGAAAGUGUUACUCUGACUUGGGAGCCUCCUCUUAUUGAUGGUGGUGCAAGAAUCAAGAAUUACCUGGUUGAAAAGCGGGAGUCCACCAGGAAGGUUUAUUCCAAUGUGGAUAAUAAGUGCACAAAGACAAGCUACCGCAUCACUGGCCUCACUGAAGGAACUAUCUACUAUUUCAGAGUCUUAGCUGAGAACGAGUUUGGCAUGGGACUAGCAGCUGAGACAGAGGAUGCCGUUAGGACAUCUGAGCCUCCUCUGUCUGUGGGUAAAGUCACUUUGACUGAAGUGACCAAAACCACAGCCUCAUUCUCCUGGGAGAAGCCAGUCCAUGAUGGAGGCAGCAGGAUCAUGGGCUACUACAUUGAGAUGCAGCCUGUGGGCUCAGAGGAAUGGGUGGUGGCUGCUACAACUAAAACCUGUGAGGGCACUGUCACAGGCCUUAGCGCAGGACAUGAGUACUUGUUUAGAGUGUCAGCUUUCAAUGAGAAGGGCAAGAGUGAUCCCAGGCCUCUCGCUGCACCAGUCACUGCUAAGGAUGUUACUAUCGAGCCCAGAUUUAAGAUGACAUUCACCACUUACAGUUUACAGCAGGGUGAGGAUCUGAAGAUUGAGAUUCCAGUGAUUGGACGCCCUGUCCCUAAGGUUGAAUGGAAAAAGGAUGGACAAGCUCUUAAGGAGACCACCAGGCUAAAUGUAUCUAGCACGAAAUCAUCUACUAAGCUGUGCAUUAAGGAUGCAAAUAAGGAAGACUCUGGUAAAUACACCAUCACAGCCACCAGCAGCGUUGGAACAGCUACAGAGGAGAUUACUGUUAUUAUUCUUGAUAAGCCUGGUCCACCAACAGGCCCAGUGAAGAUUGAGGAGGUGAGCUCUAACUAUGUCACUCUCUCCUGGGAGCCACCAGAGUAUACUGGAGGCUGUCAGAUCAACAACUACAUUGUGGAGAAGAGAGACACCACCACAACAGCAUGGCAGAUUGUGUCUGCUACGAUUGCCAGGACAACCAUCAAAGUCACCAAUUUGAAGACUGGAGUUGAGUAUCAAUUCAGAGUGUCCGCUGAGAAUAGAUAUGGAAAGAGUUCUGCCAUUGUUUCUCCUGCUGUUAUUGCUCAGUAUCCAUUCAGUGAGCCCUCUGCCCCAGGAACACCAAUUAUUUCUGCUACAACAAAAGAUAACAUGGUUGUUGAGUGGAAACCUCCCACCAACAAUGGAGGCAGCCCCAUCCUGGGCUACCAUCUCGAGCGAAAGGAGAAGAACAGCCUCUUGUGGACUAAACUCAACAAGCUUUUAAUCCCAGACACACGUUUCAAGACUACAGAGCUGGAAGAAGGUAUUGAGUAUGAAUUCAGAGUUUAUGCUGAGAACAUUGCUGGAAUCAGCCCAUCUAGCAAGGUCUCUGAGAGCACAGUUGCCAGGGAUCCUUGUGAUCCUCCUGGCACUCCUGAGGCUAUUGAAAUCACUAGAAACCAUGUGACACUCCAGUGGACUAGGCCUCAGUAUGAUGGAGGCAGUGCAAUUACUGGCUAUAUUAUUGAAAGAAAGAAGCACCCAGAUACCCGCUGGAUGAAGGCCAGCUUCACCAACAUCAUUGAUACCCAGUACACACUCACUGCCCUGACCGAGGACUGUGUGUACGAGUUCAGAGUCAUUGCCAAGAAUGCUGCUGGCAUUUUCAGCCGUCCCUCUCAGGGCACAGGAGAAAUUACUGCCAAAGAUGAAAUUGAGGCUCCUGGAGCUACCAUGGAUUCUAAAUUCAAGGAUCUGACUGUUGUUCACGCUGGUGAAACAUUCGUCAUUGAUGCUGACUACACUGGCAAGCCUCUGCCUGAGGUCAUUUGGUUAAAGGAUGGAAAGGAGAUUGACAAAACCACACCAAGAAUGGAGGUCAAGACCACACUCACACAUACCAUCCUGACAGUCAAGGAUUGCAUUAGAGUUGAUGGUGGCCACUUUGCUCUCAAGCUUGUGAAUGUGGGAGGAGUUAAGAUAGUCCCAGUUAAUGUCAAAGUUCUUGAUAGACCUGGUCCUCCAGAUGGCCCGCUAGAAGUCAAAGGGGUCACAGCUGAGAAAUGUUAUCUUCACUGGAACCACCCCUCACAUGAUGGUGGAGCCAGCAUCUCUCACUACAUCAUUGAGAAGAGAGAAACCAGUCGUUUGUCGUGGACCAUGGUUGAGCCCAAGAUCCAGGCCAUUAGCUACAAAAUCACAAAACUGCUGCCUGGCAAUGAGUACAUCUUCAGGGUCACUGCUGUGAAUAAAUAUGGUGUUGGUGAGCCUUUGGAAUCUGAGCCUGUUGUUGCUCGUAACCCCUUCACCACUCCCAGUGCCCCCUCAACCCCAGAGGCCAGUGCUAUCACUAAGGACUCUAUAGUGCUUACCUGGGAGAGGCCAGAGGAUAAUGGAGGGGCCGAGAUUGAUGGAUAUAUCCUUGAAAAACGUGAUAAGGAUGGCAUCAGAUGGACCAAGUGCAACAAGAAGAGGCUGAAUGAUCUGAGAUUCAGAUGCACUGGCCUCACAGAGGGUCACUCCUAUGAAUUCAGGGUCUCAGCUGAAAAUGCUGCUGGUGUGGGAAAACCUAGUGCACCAACUCAAUACAUCAAGGCCUGUGAUGCCACUUAUCCACCAGGCCCUCCAAAUAACCCAAAAGUCACAGACCAUUCAAGCACCACAGUCUCCCUGUCCUGGUCCAGGCCUAUCUAUGAUGGUGGAGCACAGAUUACCGGAUAUGUUGUUGAAAUGAAGGAGGCAGCAGAUGAUGAGUGGGUCAUUUGCACACCAUACACAGGUGUCCAGGCUACUCACUACACUGUAAAGCAACUGAAGGAGAAUGCAGAGUACAACUUCCGCAUCUGUGCUGUUAACUGUGAGGGCGUAGGAGAACAUGUGGACCUACCUGGGUCUGUAAUCGCUGCAGAGAAGCUGGAGGCUCCUGAAAUUGAAUUAGAUGCUGACCUAAGGAAGAUGGUCAAUGUGCGUGCCACUGCCACCCUCCGUCUGUUUGUGACAAUCAGAGGAAAGCCUGAGCCUGAGGUCAGAUGGUCCAAGGCUGAUGGCACACUGAAUGAGCGUGCCCAGAUUGAAGUGACAAGUUCUUACACAAUGCUGGUGAUUGAGAAUGUUGACAGAUUUGACACUGGAAAAUAUGUCCUGACCCUUGAGAACCUCAGUGGUUCUAAGUCAGCCUUCAUCAAUGUUAGAGUCCUGGACUCCCCCAGUGCUCCUACCAACCUUGAGGUUAAGGAUGUCAAGAGAAAUUCUGUCUCUAUCUCCUGGGAGCCUCCUCUAAUUGAUGGUGGGGCUAAGAUAUCACACUAUAUUGUGGAGAAGAGAGAGCAAAAGAGAAUGGCUUUCACCAGUGUUUGCACCAACUGUGUGAGGAACUCGUACAUUAUUUCUGACCUACAGGAGGGUGGCCAAUACUAUUUCCGUGUAUUGGCUGUGAAUGAGCUUGGAGUGGGUCUCCCUGCCUCCACAGAUCAAGUGAAAGUCUCUGAGGCUCCUUUGCCUCCUGGUAAGGUUGUCCUGGUUGACGUGACUCGUCAUACUGUCACCCUUUCAUGGGAGAAACCUGAUCACGAUGGAGGCAGCAAGAUUACAAACUAUAUUGUGGAGAUGCAGCCCAAGGGAGAUGACAAAUGGACUGUGUGCAGUGAAGUCAAAGCACUGGAAGCUACUAUUGAUGGACUUUCAACUGGAGAAGAAUACUCCUUCAGGGUGACCGCUGUAAAUGAUAAGGGCAAGAGUGAUGCUAAACCCCUGGCUGCCCCUGUGGUGGUGAAGGACAUCACUCUAGCGCCCAUCAUCAACCUGCUGUUCAACACAUACAGCGUAAAAGCAGGAGAUGACUUGAAGAUUGAUGUUCCCUUCAAAGGUAGACCUCAACCAGAGGUGUCGUGGAAGAAGGACGGCCAUGUGCUUAAGCAGACAACCAGAGUCAAUGUUCUUAACUCCAAAACCUCAUCCAAGAUUCUCAUCAAGGAUGCAACCAAGGACGAUGUAGGAAAGUAUGAGAUUACUUUGACUAACUCAAUUGGCACCAGUACAGCAGAGAUCUCUGUUAUUAUCCUGGACAAACCUGGCCCACCCAGCAACAUUAAGGUGGAUGAGGUGAGCGCUGACUUCAUCUGUCUGUCUUGGGAUGCUCCAACCUAUGAUGGUGGGUGCCAGAUUAACAACUAUGUGGUGGAGAAGAGAGACACUACCACAACCACAUGGCAGAUUGUCUCAGCCACAGUGGCCAGAACAUCAAUUAAGGUGUCUCGUCUCAAUCAGGGUACAGAGUACCAGUUCCGAAUUGCAGCCGAGAACCGUUACGGCAAGAGUCAUGCUAUUGACUCUGCCCCUGUUGUUGCUCAGUAUCCCUUUGAACCUCCUGGCCCUCCAACAAAUGUCCAUGUUGCCCAUGCCACCAAGAUUGGUAUGCUCGUAGAAUGGGGCAGACCUGCCAGUGAUGGGGGAAGCCCUGUUAUUGGUUAUCACAUUGAAUGCAAAGAACAAAGUAGCAUUCUGUGGACCAAGGUCAACAGAGGAUUGCUGGCUGAGAACCAGUUUAAGAUGACAGGCAUUGAAGAAGGCCUGCUGUAUCAGUUCAGAGUCUAUGCUGAGAAUAUUGCUGGCAUUGGUCCAUGCUCUAAGACCAGUGACCCUGUGGCAGCCAGAGAUCCAUGUGAACCUCCACACAGUCUUAGAGUCACCAACAUUACCAGAACCUCAGUUUCUCUCUUCUGGGAGAAGCCAGAGGUUUAUGGUGGAGCAAAGAUUACAGGCUACAUUGUUGAGCGUAAAGAAGUCCCCAACGGCCGCUGGCUGAAAUGCAACUUCACCAACCUGCAGGACACAUUCUACGACGUCACAGGCCUCACAGAAGAUGUUCAAUAUGACUUCCGUGUCAUUGCUAAGAAUUCUGCAGAGCAGUUGAGUGUUCCUUCAGAGAGCACUGGUCCUGUCACAGUCAAGGAUGAUGUAGACCCUCCCACCAUUAUUCUGGAAGACAAGUUCAGACAGCUGGUUGUCAUUAAGGCUGGGGAGAUUAUUAGAAUUGAUGCUGAAAUCACAGGCCGUCCUCUCCCAGUUGUGUCAUGGUCUAAGGAUGGAAAGGAGAUUGAGGCCAAGGCCAGGUGUGAAAUCACCUCCACCAACUUCACAACCACCCUGAUUGUCAGAGAUGCUAUCAGGAGAGACUCUGGCCAGUAUGUCCUGACCCUGCACAAUGUGGCAGGAACCAGGUCCGUGGCUAUCAACUGCAAGGUUCUGGAUAGACCUGGACCUGCUUCAGGACCCUUGGCAGUGUCUGGGCUCACAGCAGAGAAAUGCACCAUUACAUGGGGACCUCCUCAGGAGAAUGGUGGUGCUGAAAUUAUGCACUACAUUGUGGAGAAACGUGAGACGAGUCGCCUUGCCUGGACACUUGUCUAUGGAGACAUGAAAGCAACCACCUGCAAAGUGACCAAGCUGCUCAAAGGAAAUGAGUACAUUUUCAGAGUCAGGGGAGUCAACAAAUAUGGGGAUGGUGAGGCCCUGGAGAGUGAGCCAGUAAAGGCCAUGGAUCCAUUUACUGUGCCUGCAGCUCCCACUAAUGUUCAGGUCACCUCAGUCACUAGUGAGGCCAUGACCAUCUGUUGGGAAAGACCCGUUUCCGAUGGUGGCAGCAGUAUCUCUGGCUAUGUCAUUGAAAAGCGAGAGAAGACUGGUCUUCGUUGGUGCCGUGUUAACAAGAAACCUGUUUAUGACCUUAGAGUCAAAGCCUCACAUCUGCGCGAGGGUGCUGAGUAUGAGUUCAGAGUGUUUGCAGAGAAUGCUGCUGGCCUCAGUGCUCCUAGCAGCCCUUGCCCACUCACCAAGGCCGAGGACCCACAGUUCCUGCCUUCACCUCCUGCUAAGCCUAAGAUCAUUGACUCUACAAAGACCACAGUCACACUGUCAUGGAAUAAGCCACUGUUUGAUGGUGGAGCACCUGUGACUGGUUACAGGGUUGAAUACAGGAAGACUUUAGAUGAUGAAUGGAUUAUUGGAGUCCAUAACACCAAGAACACAGAGUUUACAGUGGUGGGACUGACUCCUGGUGCUGAAUAUGUGUUCGUUGUCAAGUCCAUUAACAAAAUUGGAGUCAGUGAGCCCAGUCCUGAGUCAGAUAAACAGGUUGCCAAAGAAAGAGAGGAGGAGCCAGUCUUUGAUAUCAGCAAUGAGAUGAGAAAGACACUUAUUGUGAAGGAUGGAAGCUCAUUCACCAUGACAGUGCCCUUCAGGGGCAAACCCAUCCCUAGUGUUUCAUGGACUAAACCUGAUGUCGACCUUAGAGUCCGUGCUGUCAUUGAUACCACAGACACCUUCACCUCCAUCACCUUAGAGAAAGCAACUCGCAACGAUUCUGGCAAAUAUACCGUCACUCUGUCCAGUGUAGCUGGAACCGCCUCCUUGACACUCAGUGUCAGGGUCCUGGACUCCCCCGGACCUCCUUCAAACAUAGAAGUCAAGGAUGUGACCAAGACCUCUGCUAUUGUAACCUGGGACACUCCUGAGAAUGAGGGAGGAGGACCAGUCAAGAACUACCUUGUUGAUUUCCGUGAGGCCAGCAAGAAAGGCUGGACGAGGUUGACGGACACAUGCCACAGAUUGACAUACAAGGUGACAGACCUGCAGGAGGGAGGAGUUUACUACUUCAGAGUGACAGGCGAGAAUGAGUACGGUGUUGGUGUUCCUGCUGAGACCAAAGAGGGAACCAAGAUCUCAGAAAAACCAAGCCCCCCACGAAAGCUGGGUGUGACUGAUGUGACCAAGGAGAGUGUCUCCCUGGCCUGGGCCAAACCAGAACAUGAUGGAGGCAGCAGAGUCACUGGCUACCUGGUGGAAGCUCUGGAGAAAGGCCAAGAGAAGUGGGUUAAGUGUGGUGUAACCAAGUCCAUCCACCUCACAGUGUCUGGUCUGAGGGAGAAUGCUGAGUACUUCUUCAGGGUCAGAGCUGAGAACCACGCUGGAUUCAGUGAUGCCAAGGAAAUGGUCACACCUGUGGUGGUCAAAGACCAGCUUGAAUCUCCUGAAAUCAACAUGAAGGAUUUCCCUCACAACACCGUGUAUGUUAGAGCUGGCUCCACCCUCAAAUGUGAGAUCCCACUGUCAGGCCGUCCUUUGCCUAAAGUCAGCCUGUCCAAGGAUAAUGUGCUGCUCAAGUCAACAAUGAGGUUCAACUCUGAAGUCACCCCUGACAGCAUCAAGAUCACUUUACGCGAGAGCAUAGCUGGAGACUCAGGACGCUAUGAUAUCACUGCCUCCAACUCCAGUGGAACUACCAAGUCCUUUGUAAACAUUGUGGUUCUAGACCGUCCUAGUGCCCCACUUGGACCUGUGGAGCUGUUUGACGUCACAGAGGACAGCGUCAGCCUGAAGUGGCUCCCACCGGCAUAUGAUGGUGGCAGCCCCAUCACCAACUACAUCAUUCAAAAGAGAGAGACAACCACAGCCAACUGGAUGGAUGUCUCUUCUGCUGUGGCCCGCUGCACCAUGAAGAUCAUGAAGCUGACCACUGGCCUGGAGUACCAGUUCAGAAUCAGGGCUGAGAACAGAUAUGGAAUCAGCGAGCACCUUGACUCACCAGCUGUCACUGUCAGCCUUCCUUACACUAUUCCUGAGGCUCCAUCGACCCCAGAGAUCACUGCUGUAACUAGGGAGAGCAUCACUGUAGCCUGGAAAGAGCCCAAGUCAGAUGGUGGCAGCCACGUGUAUGGCUACCAUCUCCAGAUGAAGGACAGGAACAGCAUCCUUUGGCAGAGAGUUAACAGAAUGGUGAUCCGUGCUACACACUUCAAGGUUACCAACAUCAACGCUGGACUUAUUUAUGAGUUCAAGGUGGCAGCAGAGAACGCUGCUGGAAUCAGUGCCUUCAGCAAGGCCUCUGAUGCAGUGCUGGCUAUUGAUGCUUGUGAGCCACCCAUCAACUUGCGCAUCAAUGACAUAACCAAGAACUCCAUUAGCCUGGUCUGGCAGAAACCCAACUACGAUGGUGGAUCCCCAAUCACUGGCUACAUCAUUGAGAAGAGAGAAGGUGUUAGUACCAAGUGGUCCAAGUGUAAUCUCACCAAUGUCACAGACACCCGCUUCACUGUCACUGGCUUGACCCAGGAUGAGACAUACGAGUUCAGAGUCAUGGCCAAGAAUGCCGUUGGCUCAGUGAGCAACCCAUCCAUGACCGCUGGACCAGCUACAUGUGUGGAUACCUAUGGUGCCCCAGAGAUUGAAAUACCUCAGGAGUACCUCAGUGAGGUUAAAUACAGGGCUGGCUCUAAUGUAGAGCUGAAGUUUAAUGUCACAGCCAAACCUGCUCCCACUAUUGAGUGGUUUAAGGAUGGCAAGGAGCUUGAGCCCACUGCCCAGCUCUCUUUCAAACACACAUUUGAGUCCACCAGUUUGUUCCUGAAGGAAACCACUCGUUUGAAUUCUGGUACCUAUGAGGUCAAGGUGAAGAACUCCCUGGGAUCUACAUGUGGCCUUGUCAGGCUGCUCAUUCAAGACAAGCCAGGCCCCCCUGCUGGAGAUAUUCAGUUUAAGAAGGUAACAGCUGACAACAUAACCAUCAUGUGGUCACCGCCUGCCGAUGAGGGUGGUGCUAUGGUAACUCAUUACAUUGUGGAGAAGAGGGAGACCAGUAGGGUCAUGUGGUCCAUUGUCUCUGAGAAACUGGUCGACUGCAUCGUUAAUGUGCCCAGACUUAUCCAGGGCAAUGAGUACAUCUUCAGAGUCCGUGGAGUCAACAAAUACGGCAUUGGAGACCCACUGGAGUCUCAGCCUGUAGUUGCAAAGAACGCAUUUGUUCCUCCUAGCGAACCAUCCAAGCCUAAAGUGACCAUGAUCACCAAGUCUACCAUGACAGUGAUCUGGGAAAGACCAGCACUGGAUGGAGGAAGUGACAUUGACGGCUAUUACUUGGAGAAGAGGGAGAAGAAGAGUCUGCAGUGGUUCAAGGUGGUGAAGGGCACCAUCAGAGACACUAGGCAGAAAGUUACCAACCUGGUGGAAAACAAUGAGUACCAGUAUAGAGUUUGUGCUGUCAACAAGGCUGGAGCAGGGAACUACUCUGAGGCCUCUGACCUCUACAAGGCCUAUGACCCCAUUGAUCUGCCUGGUGAGCCGUCCAAGCUGCGUGUGGUCGACUCCACAAAAACUUCCAUCACCCUUGGAUGGGAGAAACCUGUGUAUGAUGGCGGCAGUGAAAUCACACACUAUAUUUUGGACCAGAUGAACUCAGAGGACAAGGAAUGGGUGACCAUCAACCCACAGGUCAAGACCUGUGAGUAUGUGGUCUCUCACCUCAAACCUGGAAUCUACUACUACUUCAGAGUGUCUGCCGUCAACUGCAAGGGCAAAGGAGAAGAAAUCAAAAUGUACCAGCCUGUGCAAGCCAAAGAUAUCUUGGAGGAGGCCGAUUUGGACUUAGAUGUUCCUAUGACCACCCAGUACACAGCCAGGGCUGGCCGUGACGUGGAAGUGUUUAUCCCUCUGAAGGGACGCCCUGUCCCCAAUGUCACCUGGCGCCGCGGCGACCGCAAUAUGGCUGGUGACAACCGCUACACUAUCAACAGCACUGAGCGAGCCACCACACUCCUCAUACCUAAGGUCACCCGUGAUGAUUGCGGCAAGUACCUACUGGAGAUUGAGAAUGGCGUGGGAGAACCCAAGAUAAUUACAGUUUCCCUUAAGGUUCUCGACAGUCCAUCCACCUGUCAGAAACUGAUGAUCAAGAACGUGACAAGAGGAAAACUGACUCUCAGCUGGGAGGCUCCUCUUGUUGAUGGCGGUUCCCCUGUCACUAAUUACAUUGUUGAGAAGAAGGCCUCCACCAUGAAGGCUUACCAGGUGAUCACCGCUGAGUGUCCUAACACGACUUACAAGGUGUCAGGCCUGGAGGAGGACAUAGCUUACUUCUUCCGUGUGUCCGCUGAAAACGAGUUUGGUGUAGGUGACACCUGUGAGACCACUGAGCCUGUCAGAGCCACGGAGACUCCAGGAGCUGUGAAAGAUCUAGUCAUGGUGGACUCCACAAAGACCUCUGUUACCCUGCAGUGGACCAGACCCGACCAUGAUGGUGGAAGCCACAUCACUGAAUACAUCAUUGAGAAGAGAACCAAGGAAGAUCCUACCUGGACUUUGGGUGCUACCUGCAAGCGUUGCACUUGUGAGGUCACAGGACUCAAGGAGAAUGCUGUCAUGGACUUCAGAGUGUUUGCCAAGAAUGAGAAGGGCAACAGUGACUUCUCCCAGAUUGGUCCAAUUACAGUGAUGGACUUCAUCAUUCCACCCGAGGCCAUUCUCAGCGACUACCCCAAUGGAGAGCUUGCUGUUCGCGUUGGUCAGAACAUCCACAUUGAACUGCCAUUCAAGGGUAAACCAAGACCUGCAAUCAGCUGGCUGAAGGAUAACUUGCCUCUGAAGGAAAGCGAGAAGAUUCGCUUCAGGACCACUGACAACAAGACUGCUGUUACAGUCAGAGGAGCUAAGAAGGAACAUGCCGGUCAAUACACCUUGGUCCUGGAUAACAGAGUUGUCAAGAACUACUUUGACAUUAAUGUAAUUACUCUGGGACCCCCCUCAGCCCCUGUCGGUCCCAUCCGCUUUGAUGAGAUUAAAGCUCAGAGUAUCAUCAUCUCCUGGGAUGAGUCAAAGGAAGAUGGAGGUAGUGAGAUCACCUGCUACAGUGUGGAGAAACGCGAGACCUCCCAGGCUAACUGGAAGAUGGUCUGUUCCAGCGUUGUCAGGACCACCUUCAAGAUUCCCAACCUGGUCAAAGGAACUGAGUACCAGUUCAGGGUCCGUGCAGAGAACAAGUAUGGAGUCAGUGAACCUCUCAACUCUUCAGACGUUGUUGCCCAACACCAGUACAAACCUCCAGGCCCACCAGGAAAACCUGUUGCCUUCAACGUCACUAGUGAUGGUAUGACCAUUAGGUGGGAGGCCCCAGAGUUUGAUGGAGGAUCCCCCAUUUUGGGCUAUCAUGUUGAGAAGAAGGACAGGAACAGCCUGUUGUGGCAGAAAGUGAACUCUACCAUCAUCUCCAACAGAGAGUACAGAAUCAUUGGUCUCAUGGAGGGACUGGAGUACUCCUUCAGAGUCUACGCUGAGAACAAUGCUGGAGUUAGCCUUGUUAGUGAACAGAGCAAACAUGCGCUCGCUAUUUCUCCUGUUGAUCCACCUGGCACCCCUGUCUGCAUCGACGUAACUAGAGACUCAGUCACCCUACAGUGGGAUGUCCCCAAGAGGGACGGUGGCAGCAAAAUUGUGGCCUACAGUGUGGAGAGGCGCCAAGGUAGAGGCAAAUGGCUGCGGUGCAACUUCACUGAUAUCAGCGAAACCCAGUUCACUGUGACUGGCCUGUCACCUGGAGACAGGUUUGAGUUCAGAGUGAUUGCCAGGAAUGCUGUGGGCACAGUCAGUCCACCAUCUAACUCCUCUGCAUACAUCAUGACCAAGGAUGAGAGCAUUGCUCCUGAGAUCGAGUGGUCUCCAGACCAGGUUCUCACUCUGAGGGCUGGAGAGAAUGUUAAACUUGCCUGCAGCAUCACUGGACGUCCUGUCCCCCAGAUUGUCUGGUACAAGGACGGCAAAGAGAUUGACAAGAGGACCAUGAUUGAUAUUGAGAUUACCACCGGCAUUGGCACCAGCAGUCUGUUUAUUCGUGAUGCUGACAGGAACCAUCGUGGAAUCUACACUGUAGAGGCCAAGAACAGCUCCGGCACCAGGAAAUCUGAUGUCAAUGUCAGAGUACAAGAUACCCCGGGACCUGUUGAGGGUCCCAUCCGUUUCACCGGCAUCACAGCUGAGAAGUGCACUGUUUGGUGGAACCCGCCAGAGAAUGAUGGCUGUGCUGCCAUCACCCAUUACGUAGUGGAGAAGAGGGAGACAUCCAGGAUCACCUGGGCCUUGGUCACCUCCAAGUGUGAAGCUUGUUCUUACAAUGCCACCAACCUCAUCAAGGGCAAUGAGUACCAGUUCAGAAUCUCUGCUGUCAACAAGUUUGGUGUUGGUAAACCACUGGACUCUGAUCCUAUCAUCGCACAGAUGCAGUACACUGUUCCUGAUGCCCCUGGUACCCCAGAUGCCACCCAUGUGACUGGAGACAGCAUCACUAUGUGCUGGACCAGGCCAAGGUCAGAUGGAGGCAACGAGAUCAAACACUACAUCCUGGAGAGGAGGGAGAAGAAGAGCCUGCGCUGGGUGAAAGUUUCCUCAAAGAGGCCCAUCACAGAGCUAAGACACCGUGUCACCAACCUCACAGAGGGCAACGAGUAUGAGUUCCGUGUCAUGGCUGAAAAUGGCGCUGGUGUCGGACCAGCCAGCAGUACUUCCAGGCUCUUUAAAUGCAGAGAGCCAACCAGUGCUCCUAGUGCCCCAACGGUGAUCAAGGUCAUUGACUCAACAAAGUCCUCUGUCACUUUGGAAUGGACCAAGCCAGUCUUUGAUGGUGGCAUGGAAAUCAUUGGCUACAAUAUAGACAUGUGUAAAGCCAGUCUGGAGGAGUGGCACAGAGUCAACAGCCAGAUUUGCAUCCACACCAGAUACACUGCCAAGGGCCUGGUGCCUGGAGAGCUCUACAAGUUCAGGGUUAGUGCUGUAAAUGGAUCGGGACAAGGAGAAGCCUCAGUGAUGCCCAACCCUGUUCAGGCUCUGGACAGACUUACAUCUCCUGAGAUUGACAUUGACGCCAACUUCAAGCAAACACACAUCAUAAAGAAUGGUGGCACUGUCACCCUCAACGUUGCCUUCCGCGGCAAACCAACUCCUCUUGCCACCUGGUCUAAGGUAGAUGGUGAGCUGCCUGUCAUGGCUGAUGUCAACACCACAGAUUCAUUCUCUACUUUGACCAUUGAGGGGUGCACGAGAUAUGAGGCUGGCAAAUACACCCUGUCUCUGGAAAACAACAGUGGCCGCAAGUCCAUCACAUUCACUGUUAAAGUGCUGGACACACCUGGACCUCCGGGAGCCAUCACCUUUAAAGACGUUACCCGCGGAGCCUUGACUUUGAUGUGGGAUGCUCCCGCCAAUGACGGUGGAUCCCGAAUCCACCAUUACAUUGUGGAUAAACGCGAGGCCAGCCGUCUGGCCUGGCAGGAGGUCAGUACCAAGUGCUCUCGCCAGAUGAUCAGGGUAACUGGUCUGGAUAUUGGCAUACCAUAUCUGUUCAGGGUGAUUGCUGCGAACCAGUAUGGCCAAGGAGAACCUCAUGAGAUGACAGAGCCUAUCAUUGCCACAGAAGAACCUGCACCACCCAAGAGACUGGAUGUUGUCGACACCAACAACUCAACAGCCUCACUGGUGUGGCUGAAGCCUGAGCAUGAUGGAGGCAGCCGAAUCAGAGGCUACAUUGUUGAAUUCAGAGCUAAAGGCACUGACCGCUGGGUUGUCAGUGGAGAGACCAAGUCCCUGAAGAUGUUGGUGGAGGGUCUGAUCGAAAACACAGAGUAUGAUUUCAGAGUCAGAGCCAAGAAUGAUGCUGGAAUCAGCGAGCCUCAGGGUACCUUUGGCUCUGUGGUCAUUAAGGAGCCUCGCAUCGAACCAACUGCUGACCUCAGCAGCAUAACCAACCAGCUCAUCACCUGCAAGAUCUCCAACACCUUCACUAUCGACAUUCCUAUCAGUGGCAGGCCUGCACCUAAGGUCACCUGGAAGUUGGAGGAGAUGAAGCUUAAGGAGACUGACAGACUCUCCAUCAAGACCUCGAAGGAGAGAACCACUCUGGUGGUGAAAGACAGCAAGAGAACCGACAGCGGUAAAUACUACCUGAUCCUAGAGAAUGCUGCUGGUGUGAAGACAUUCACAGUGACUGUGGUUGUUGUUGGAAGACCAAGUCCACCCACAGGCCCUGUGGAGAUUUCUGGAGUUUCCUCUGAGUCCUGCACCCUGUCUUGGUCUGAGCCAGCUGAUGAUGGCGGCACUGACAUCACCAACUACAUUGUGGAAAAACGAGAGUCUGGCUCUGCCUCCUGGCAAGUGGUGAACUCCAGUGUGAAGAGAACCACCAUCAAAGUGACUCAUCUUACCAAGUACAUGGAGUACACCUUCAGAGUGUGUGCUGAGAACAAAUUCGGAGUCAGCAAGUCCAUUGAGUCUGCUGCUGUAGUCAUUGAGCAUCCAUUUGUUCCACCAAGUCCUCCAACUCGUCCAGAUGUGGUAUCUGUGUCUGCUAAUGCCAUCAACAUCAAAUGGGAUGUGCCAUAUGCAGAUGGUGGCAGCAAGGUGACAGGCUACUGGAUUGAAAAGAAGGAGAGGAACACGAUUCUGUGGGUGAGGGAAAACAAACUGCCCUGCCUGGAGUGCCAUUAUAAGGUGUCCAACCUGAUUGAGGGCUUGGAGUACCAGUUCAGGGUGUAUGCCAUGAACCUCGCUGGACUCAGCAAGGCCAGUGAGGCCUCCAGACCUGUGGUGGCACUGAAUCCUGUUGAUCCUCCUGGUAAACCAGAGGUGACGGACAUCAGCCGCUCCUCCGUUUCAUUGUGCUGGACCCUACCAUUCAAUGAUGGCGGCAGCAAGAUCGUUGGUUACGUGGUGGAGAGGAAAGUCUACAGCACGGAUGAGUGGGAUGACAACCGCUGGCUCAAGUGCAACUACACCACCAUUACCGAGAACUAUUUCACCGUAACUAACCUAGGAGAGGGAGAGACCUAUGAGUACCGUGUCAUCGCCAAGAAUGCUGCCGGUGUCCACAGUGCACCCUCAGAGUCCACCGGACCAGUCACAUGCAAGGAUGAAUACUCUCCUCCCAGAGCUGAGCUUGACAGCAAGCUGGUGGGUGAGACAGUUGUCAUUUCUGCCGGCUCUGACCUCGUCCUGGAUGGUGCUGUAGGUGGUAAACCAGAACCCACAGUGUACUGGUCAAAGGGUGACAAGAUUCUGGAGCUUGGAGAGAAAUACUCAUUGACCUACACCUCCACCAGAGCCAUGGCCGUUAUCAAGAACUGUGACAGAUACGACACAGGCAGAUACAUCCUGACCGUAAAGAACGCCAGCGGAAUCAGGACCGCUGCUGUCAACGUUAAAGUUCUAGACACUCCUGGAGCUCCAGCUGAUAAGAUCGUAAUCAGCAGAGUGACAGAGGAGAAGUGUACAGUGUCCUGGAAGAUUCCUCUGGAGGAUGGCGGAGACAUUGUCAGUCAUUACAUUGUGGAACGCCGUGAGACUAGCCGCCUCAACUGGGUUAUCAUGGAGGCGGAGUGCAAGACUCUGUCAUGUGUCAGCAGUAGGCUGAUCAAGAACAACGAGUACAUUUUCAGAGUAAGAGGAGUCAAUAAGUUCGGACCUGGAGUUCCUCUGGAGUCCGAUCCUGUCAUCGCCAGAAAUGCCUACACCAUCCCAUCCCAGCCGGGUACACCUGAAGCUACAGCGGUGGGCAAGGAGCAUGUCAUCAUUGAGUGGCUGAAGCCUGAGAGUGAUGGAGGCAGUGAGAUCAAAAACUACAUAGUAGAUAAACGAGAGAAGAGCAGUACCAGAUGGACUCGGGUGAAUAAGACUUACACCAUCUACGACACCCGUCUGAAGAUCACAGGCCUGCUGGAGGGAAGCGAAUACCAGUUCAGGGUGACUGCCGUCAAUGCUGCUGGAGACAGCCAGCCAAGCGAUGCCUCACCAUAUAUCCUCUGCAAAGACCCCACAUAUACACCAGCUCCUCCAUCAAUGCCUCGCAUCACUGACACAACCAAGCACAGCAUCAGCAUGACCUGGACCAGGCCCAUGUAUGAUGGUGGCUCAGACGUCACCGGCUACGUGGUGGAGAUCCUAGAAGAGGGCUCCGAACAGUGGUACCGCGCCACUGCCAAGGCACUCAAGACCAAUGAGUACGUGGCAGCAGGCCUGGCAGCCAAUAAGAAGUACAGAUUCAGGGUUGCUGCCAUCAACAGCAAUGGCACUGGGGAGUUCAGUGAACCUAGUGCUGAGGUUGAGCCGCUGGAGAGAAUCGAAAUGCCUGACCUGGAACUUGCUGACGACCUGAAGAAAACAGUAUGCCUGCGUGCCGGAGGAACACUGCGUCUGUUUGUGUCCGUCACUGGCCGGCCAGCACCAGUGGUCGCCUGGAGGAAGACGGGCACGGAGCUGCAGAGCCGCGGCUUCAUUGAAACCACUGAUAGCUACACCUUGCUACUGGUGGAGAAGGUCAAUCGUUACGACUCCGGAAAAUAUGUUGUGGAGGCUGAGAACCCAUCUGGCAAGAAGACUGCUACCAUCCUGGUUAAAGUCUAUGACACUCCUGGUCCUCCAGGUUCUGUGAAGGUGAAGGACUACACCAAGGAGUCUGUUGUGAUCACCUGGGAUGUUCCAAGCAUCGAUGGUGGUGCACAUGUCAGCAACUACAUUGUAGAGAAGCGUGAAGCCAACAUGAAGUCAUACAAGACUGUCACCACUGAGUGUAGAAAGACCCUGUUUAGGAUCACUGGUCUGGAGGAGGGCGUGCACUACUUCUUCAGAGUCCUGCCAGAGAACAUCUAUGGCAUUGGUGAACCUUGUGAGACGGCUGAGGCUGUGCUGGUGUGCGAGGUGCCAUCAGUGCCUCAGAACCUCCAGGUUGUCGAUGUCACCAAGUCCUCUGUCACACUGCACUGGGACAAGCCGCUGCAUGACGGUGGCAGUAGGCUGACAGGUUACAACAUCGAGGCCUGCAAGGUGGGCUCAGACAGGUGGAGUGCCGUGGCAGUGGUCAAGGCCUCAGUGUCCCAGCACACCAUCCAAUCCCUGAUGGAGAAUGACCAGUACCUGUUCAGAAUCCGAGCUACCAACAGCAGGGGAGCCAGCGAGCCUAUGGAUACUGUCACUCCAGUCACAAUCCAGGAGAUCAAGGUGAUGCCCAAGAUUGACAUGACCAGCAUCCCUCAGAAGAUUGUCCAUGUGCACCGCGGCAAACCAAUCGACCUCAACAUCCCGAUUAAAGCCAAACCACAACCUGUCUGCUCCUGGUUCUUUGGCGGUGUCAAGUUGAAGGACAGCUUGGACCGCAUCAAGAUUGACAGCAACGGCAAAUACACACGCCUCGUCAUCCGUGAGACCACAAUCAAUGACACGGGAGACUACACACUGGAGGUGAAGAAUGCCAUUGGCAUGGCAACCGAGGUCAUCAAGGUCAUCAUCCUUGACAAACCUGGCAUCCCAGUUGGUCCAGUGAAGAUUGAGGAGGUUGACGGCGUGUCAGUGACAGUGAGCUGGGAACCUCCAGAAAAGGAUGGUGGAGCUAAUGUCAGUGGCUAUGUGGUGGAGCAGCGCGAUGCCCACCGGCCAGGCUGGACCACCAUCUCAGAGUCGGUCACCCGACCCUGCUUUAAGUUCACCAGACUCUCGGAGGGAACUGAAUAUGUCUUCCGUGUUGCUGCCAUGAAUCGCUUUGGCGUAGGCAGCUUCCUGCAAUCUGAAGUGGUGGAGUGCAAGAGUGCAAAGACCAUCCCUGGACCUCCAAGCAGGCCAGAGGUGCUUGAUGUCACCCACGAGGGCAUGACCGUGACCUGGCAACCACCUGAGGACAAUGGUGGCUCUACCAUUGCCGGCUACAUCAUUGAACGUAAGGAGGCCCGUUCUGACAGAUGGAUGAAAAUCAACAAGAACCCUGUCACCAUGACCAGGUACCGCUCCUCUGGUCUGAUCGAGGGCCUGGAAUAUGAAUACCGUGUCACUGCCAUUAACUCAAGAGGAGCCGGCAAACCCAGCGAGAGCUCUGCCAUCACUGUUGCCAUGGAUCCCAUUGCGCCUCCAGGUCCUCCAGUUCAGCCCAGAGUCACUGACACCACAAGAACUUCAGUCUCUCUGGCCUGGUUGCCGCCUGAAGAGGAGGGUGGUGCUGUGAUUACUGGUUACUUUAUCGAGAUGCAGAAAGUGGAUCAGGUGGAAUGGACCCUGUGCAACACCACACCCACCAAGAUGUGCGAGUAUACCCUCACUCACAUGCCACAGGGCGCAGAGUACAAGUUCAGGGUCAUUGCCUGCAACGCUGGUGGUUCUGGAGAGCCCGCUGAGAUUCCUGGAGUGGUUAAAGUCCAGGAGAUGCUUGAUUAUCCCGACUAUGAGCUUGACCGUAAAUAUGAGGAGGGCUACGUGGUGCGGCAGGGUGGAGUCAUCCACCUGUCUGUACCCAUCAAGGGUAAACCCAUCCCUACAUGCAGAUGGACUAAGGAUGGUCGUGACAUCUCCCACCGGGCUAUGAUUGCUACACAUGACAAUAUCACUGAACUGGUCAUCAAAGAGGCACACAAAGAUGACACUGGUACCUACGACCUGGUGCUGGAGAACAAAUGUGGCAGGAAGGCUGUGUACAUUAAGGUGAAGGUCAUUGGUCGACCUGAUGCCCCAGAAGGCCCUCUGGAGUUUGAUGAUAUUCAAGCCAGAUCAGUACGGGUCAGCUGGAGGCCACCUUCAGAUGAUGGUGGCUCUGACAUCCUGGGAUACAUCGUGGAAAGGCGGGAAGUACCUAAGGCUGCUUGGUAUACAGUGGACGCUCGGGUAACCGAGAAUUCUCUGGUGGUGAAGGGCCUGAAGGAGAACGUGGAGUAUCACUUCAAGGUGUCUGCCGAGAACCAGUUUGGCGUCAGCAGAUCCCUCAAGUCUGAUGAGUCUGUUACACCAAAGACGCCACUUUGCGCACCAGAACCUCCCAGCAACCCACCAGAGAUCAUGGACGUAACCAAGUCCACGGUGGCUCUGUCCUGGGCCCGGCCUCGGGAUGAUGGAGGCUCCCGCAUCACAGGAUACUAUGUGGAAAGAAGGGAGAUUUCAACAGAGAAGUGGGUCCGCCACAACAAGACACACAUCACCACCACUAUGUACAAUGUCACCGGGCUCAUCCCAGAUGCAGAGUACAUGUUCAGAGUGGUGGCUCAGAACGACAUUGGGCAGAGUGAACCUGGUCCUGCUUCUGAGUCUGUAGUCUGCAAAGAUCCAUUUGACAAACCCAGUCAACCAGGAGAGAUUGACAUCAUCUCCAUCACCAAAGACUCCAUUACCAUCCACUGGCUCAGGCCUGAGCAUGACGGAGGCAAGGAGAUUCUGGGCUACUGGAUUGAGUUCAGGGAGGCUGGGGAGAGUGCCUGGAAGAAAUGCAACAAGGAGCGUUCCAAGGAUCGUCAGUUCACCAUGGGUGGCUUAAUGGAGGCCACUGAGUAUGAGUUCAGAAUCUUUGCCGAGAAUGAGACUGGACUCAGCCGUCCUCGUCGCACGCCGAUGGGCAUCAAGACCAAACUAAGCGUUGGUGAGGCUCCGGCUUUGAAGGAUGAGAUACAAGAUGUAACCACUAAGCUUGGUGAGUCAGGCACUCUGACCUGUGGCAUUAUUGGCAGACCUCUGCCUGAGAUCAAGUGGUACCGCUACGGCAAGGAACUGAUCCAAAGCCGCAAGUACAAGAUGAGCUCAGAUGGCCGUAACCAUUCCCUCAGCAUACUGACAGAUGAACAGGAAGAUGAGGGCCUGUACACUUGCAGAGCCAUCAAUGAGGCUGGAGAGAUUGAGACCAGUGGCAAACUGCGCCUGCAAGCACCGCCCCAGUUCCACCCUGGCUUCCCUCUGAAGGAGAAGUACUAUGCCGGGGCCGGCACCAGCCUCCGCCUGCACGUCGUCUAUAUCGGACGUCCUAUUCCCCAGAUCAUGUGGUUCUAUGGCAAGAAGCCCCUGAAUUCAUCAGAAAAUGUGAUCAUUGAAAACACGGAAAGCUACACCCAUCUGGUGGUGAGGAAUGUCCAGAGAAAGACAAAUGCCGGCCGCUAUAAGGUGCAGCUCAGCAACGUGUUUGGAACCAUUGACACUGUGCUACGUGUGGAAAUCCAAGAUAAACCAUGCAUCCCUGAGGGCCCUGUGGUUGUUGAAGCCCUGCUGAAGAGCUCAGUUGUCAUCAGCUGGAAGGUUCCAAAGGAUGAUGGAGGCUCCAUGAUCACAAACUAUAUCGUGGAGAAGCGUGAGGCCAAAGAAGGUGAACAGUGGCACCUGGUGUCCUCCUCUGUCUCUGGCACCACCUGCCGUGUCCCCAACCUAAUAGAGAGCGCUGGCUACUACUUCAGAGUCUCUGCCCAGAAUCAGUAUGGAGUCAGUGAGCCUCUGGAAAUCCCGUCAGUGGUUAUCAUCAAGAGUCCAUUCGAAAAACCUGGCAUCCCGCAGCAGCCCUUCAUUAUCAGUUCCACCAAGGACUCCUGUGUCGUCUGCUGGAAGCCUCCAAGCAGCGACGGUGGAGCUAAAAUCACCAGCUAUUAUCUGGAGAAACGUGAGAAGAAGCAGAACAAGUGGAUGUCAGCAACAACUAAGAAGAUCGUGGAGACCAGUUAUGAGGUCACAGGCUUGAUUGAGGGCUUCGAGUACGAGUUCCGCGUCAAGUGUGAGAAUGCAGGCGGUGAGAGCGACUGGAGUGAGAUCUCUGCACCAAUCAUCCCCAAGUCUGACCAGUCUCCUCGUGCUCCUGCAUUCAGGGAGGAAAUCAGGGACAUGACUGUCAAAUUCCAAGCCAAUGCUACCUUUGUCACUAAGGUGGUGGGACAUCCAAAGCCUUUGGUGAAAUGGUACCGCAGUGGAAAGGAGAUCCUGGCAGAUGGAACCAAGAUCAAAGCCCAGGAGUUUAAGGGAGGUUACUACCAGUUGGUCAUCACUAAUGCUGAUGAGAAUGAUGCCACAGUUUACCAAGUCAGGGCAACCAACUCCUCAGGAUCCAUCUCUACAACAGCCAACCUGGAGGUGGAAGUUCCUGCUAAGAUCCAUCUGCCCAAAGAGCUCCAGGGAAUGGGAGCAGUCCAUGCUGUCCGUGGUGAUCACAUCACCAUCAAGAUUCCCAUCUCUGGCAAGCCUGAGCCAGCAAUCACUUGGCAGAAGGGUCAGGAGAUCCUCUCCAACUCUCCUUAUUACCAAGUCAUCACCACCAGGUCUUUCACCUCCCUGGUCUUCCAGAAGGGAGUGCAGAGGAGGGAUACAGGCUACUACAUUAUUACUGCAAAGAACAGGUUCGGAAUGGACAAGCAAACCAUUGAGGUGAAUGUGGCUGACAUACCUGAAGCUCCAAAGGGACUCAUUGUCAGCGACAUUGCACGGGACUCCAUCACCCUGACCUGGGAGCCCCCAGCCAAUGAUGGUGGAAGCAAUAUCAUUAAUUACAUUGUGGAGAAGUGUCCCACCACUGCUGACAGGUGGAUCCGUGCUGGACAGACCACUGACUGCAGCAUCAACAUCAUCAACAUAUUCGGAAAGACCAAGUACCAGUUCCGCGUCAUUGCUGAGAACCAGUUUGGCCUGAGCCUUCCCUCUGAGCCAACUGAGCCUAUCACUACAAAGGAGGACAAGUCUGUGAUUAGGAACUACGAUGAGGAAGUGGAUGAAACCAGAGAAAUCACCAAGGAGGAGGCUCUUUUCUACAAGGUGAAGGAGCUGUCCUCCAAGUACAUCAUCUCUGAGGAGCUUGCACGCUGCCAGUUUGGAGCGGUCCACCGCUGCGUCGAGAUUGCCACUAAGAAGACCUUCAUGGCCAAGUUUAUCAAGGUCAGAGGAACUGACCGUGAGUUGGUUCUUCGGGAAAUUGAGGCUCUCAACGUAGCAAGGCACGCAAAUAUCAUCUACCUGCAUGAAUACUUUGAAAGUAUGGAGGAGAUUAUCCUGAUCUUUGAAUUCAUUUCUGGAGUUGACAUCUUUGAGCGCCUUGGUACCAGCAACUUUGAGCUAACAGAACAGGAGAUUGUCCGCUACUUGAGACAAGUCUGCUCUUCCCUCAAGUUCCUGCAUAGCCACAACUUUGGCCACUUUGAUAUCCGUCCAGACAACAUUGUCUACACAACAAGGAAAAGCACCAACAUAAAGAUUAUCGAGAUGGGCCAAGCUAGGCUGCUGGUGCCUGGAGAAAACAUCAGAAUGCUAUUCUCAGCUCCAGAGUACUGUGCCCCUGAGGUCCACCGCCAUGACCUAAUCACAACAGCAACUGAUAUGUGGUCUGUUGGUGUUAUGGCCUAUGUUCUGCUCAGUGGCCUUAAUCCAUUUGCAGCAGAGUCCGUUACAAAGAUGGUUGAGAACAUUUCCAACUGUGAGUACAUCUUUGACAGUGAAGCAUUUAAAGACAUCAGCCUGGAGGCUAUGGACUUUAUAGACAGACUUCUGAUCAAGGACAGGAAGCUCCGUAUGACAGCUCAUGAGGCUCUGGAGCACCCAUGGCUCAAGAUGAAGAUUGAGCAUGUCAGCAACAAGAUCAUUAGGACGCUGAGACACAGGAGGUACUACCAGAGUCUGGUGAAGAGGGUAGAUACUAUUGUAUCAGCAGCUCGUAUAGCUUAUGGUGGUGCCUUCAAGAACCAGAGAGGAUUGGCUGUGGGUAAAGUGAAGAUCGGAACUGAGUACCGUGGCCUCCGUGCUGGUCCAGUCAUGCACGGCUCAGCUGAGGAAGGUGGCCAUAUCAGGUUCACUUGUAGCAUUGCCAACUAUGACAAGAGCACACAGGUGUCGUGGUACUUCGGAAACCGUCAGCUACACCCAAGUCCCAAGUAUGAGAUUACUUACAGUAAUGGUUUUGCCAGCAUCUAUGUAAAGGACAUUGAAGAGAGUGAUGAUGGUGUGUACAGAUGCAAAGUGGUGAGUGAUGAUGGAGAGGACAGUGCUUAUGGAGAGCUCUUUGUUGAGACAGUGAGGAGCAUCAGAGAGCACUACAUCAGUCGCUCUAUCAAGAAAUUGAGGAAGAGAGUUGAUAAGACUAAACUCCUGCAGAGACCACCAGAGUUCACUUUGCCUCUCUACAAUCGCAGUGCCUACAUUGGUGAAGAUGUCCGCUUCGGUGUCACUAUCACUGUGCAUCCCGAGCCUCACGUAGCAUGGCUUAAGAACGGGGAGAGAAUCAAGCCAGGUGACGAUGACAGCAAGUACACAUUCACCAGUGAUAAGGGUCUGUACCAGUUGAUGAUCCACAAUGUGGAUAUGAAUGACGAUGCCGAAUACACUGUCAUGGCCCAUAACAAGUUUGGAGAAGACAGCUGCAAGGCCCGUCUGACGGUGGCACCUCAUCCUGUCGUGGAGGACAGUAUGAGGCCCAUGUUCAAACGUCUGCUGGCUAAUGUUGACUGCAUUGAGGGGCAUAGUGUCCGUUUCGAACUCAGAGUCUCUGGAAUCCCAACUCCUACUCUGAAAUGGGAGAAGGACGGUAAACCACUACAGUUUGGUCCCAAGGUUGUUGUCAUAGAGGAGGAUGUUGACUACCACGUCCUGCACAUCAGAGAGACUCUGCUUGAGGACUCUGGUGUCUACAAGGUUACUGCAACCAACUGUGCUGGCUCUGCAAGCUGCCAGGCUACACUGAAGGUUGAACGCCUUACCUACACCAGGAGAGAGUAUAAGAGCGAGGAGGAGAAAUACAGACACAUACAGAAACAAAUUGAAAAGACAAACAAGAUGGCUCAGCGAAUUGUUGCCACAGAGGAGCUUGUACCCUUCAACCCAACAGCCCAGGAGGCCCUCAAAUUUGCUGCAGAGAUAUACAAGCCUGCAGUGAGUACCAAGAAUGUUGAGGGUGAGUUUGACAUCACAGUGGAGAAGUCUGAGACCAAGAAGCUGGAGGAGGAGAGGAGGAUUUUCAUGCCAUAUGAGAUCCCUGAGCCUUUAGUUCACGAUCCCAGAGAUCUAGAUGAAGACAAAGCCAUCAAACAGUUUGUACCUCUCUCAGACAUGAAGUGGUACAGAAAGCUGAGAGACCAGUAUGAGGUUCCAGAGAGGAUGGAGAGGAUUGUGCAAAGGAGGCAGAGACGUAUCCGUCUGUCCAGGUGGGAACAGUUCUACGUCAUGCCUCUACCCCGAAUCACUGACCAGUACAGGCCAAGAUGGCGUAUUCCAAAACUCAGUCUGGAUGAUCUGGAGACUGUCAGGCCUGCACGCCGUUCACCCUCUCCCGAAUCUGAGGUGUCCUUCAGAUCUAGGAGGAGAUCUCUGGGAGACCUUAGUGAUGAGGAGCUGCUGAUGCCUGUGGAUGACUACCUUUCCAUGAGGAGAACAGAGGAGGAGAAAAUGAUGCUGGAGGAUGAACUGGAGCUCGGCUUUUCUGCAUCUCCUGCUGGCAGCCCCGUCCGCAUGGAGCGGCGUGCCGUGGAACGUGAAGAGAGGAGGCAGGAGGUCAGACACGAAGCUGUCGAGGUUGCUGAGACAAAGAAAAAACGUACUGUUUCUCAGUUCAUGAGGAGGAGAAGGUCGUUGUCUCCCACAUACAUUGAGCUGAUGCGCCCAGUUUCAGAGCUCAUCAGGCCACCACGUACCAGGCCUCCUGUGGAAGCAGAGGGAGAGGUCGUGGAGAGAAGGUCCCCCACCCCAGAGAGGACCCGUCCCCGCUCUCCCAGCCCUAUAAGAUCAGUUGAAAGGUCAUCCCGUUCCUCCUCCAGGUUUGAGCGGUCUGCCCGCUUUGACAUCAUGUCCCGUUAUGAGGCCAGAAAGGCUGCUCUGAAGUCUGAGAGGAAAUAUCAGGUGGUUAGCCAGACACCUUUCAGCCUCGACCAUGCUCCCCGUGUGACCGUCAGGAUGCGCUCUCAUCGCAUACCAAUCGGCCAAGACACCAAAUUCACCCUAAAUAUCCAAGCCAAGCCAGAGGCCGAGAUCAAGUGGUUCCAUAAUGGAACUGAAAUCUCUGAGAGCAGCGAGAAAUACAUUUUCAUCAACAUGAGUGGUGUCUUGUCUAUCACUAUCCUGGACUGCCAAGAAGAGGACAGUGGCACAUACCGCUGUGUAUGCUCUAAUUCCAAGGGAGAAGCAUCAGACUAUGCCACCCUGGAUGUGUCAGGUGGUGGCUACACCACCUUCUCCUCUCGCCGCAGGGAUGAAGAGGCUCCCAGAGCAUAUGUCCCUGAAGUAACUCGCAUUGACCACUAUCACACCACUCACUUCAAAGCUGGCUAUGCCUCCGAGACCCACUUUGAGGUGGAGGAGAGCAAGUCUAAGCUAACCGAGACCCAUGAGACUGUCACACGAGAAAGAUAUGCUGCCUCCUCUGAGAGAUAUUCCUCUGCUGAGAGGUAUGACUCAUCUAUCAAGUACGCCUCUGCUGAAUACCUGUCAUCCGACUCCUCUUUCUCAUCAGAAAAAUUCUCUUUAACUGGGAAGCACACCACAUCCGAGGCCAAACUUAAGUCAUCCUCUGCUGCUGUUGCUGAGGAAGUUUCUGUCCAAAAGGUGAAGCCUUCUCUUCCAGCCAGAAUCCUCACCAAGCCCCAGUCUGUGACCAUUGCAGAGGGAGAGACAGCCAGAUUCUCCUGUGAUAUUGAUGGGGAUCCUGCCCCAACAGUAACAUGGAUGUAUGAGAACAGAACUAUUGUCUCAUCUUUCCGUAUCCAGGUUUCCACAACUCAGUACAAGUCCAGCCUGGAGAUCUCCUCUGUGAAGGCCUCAGAUGAGGGCAGCUACACAGUCGUGGUAGAGAACUCAGCGGGCAGACAGGAGGCUCACUUCACUUUAACUAUCCGCAGACCAGCUCCAAAAGAAGAGGUUAAAGCCGUGAAAUCCCCAGAGCCAUCUGUAAAGUCACCCACUCCAAGUGUAAAGUCACCAGAGCCUUCAGUCACAUCACCUGUUCCCUCCAUAACUUCCCCUGUCCCCAGUGUUAAGUCCCCUGAACCAAGUGUAACAUCUCCUGCACCGAGUGUGAAGUCACCCACACCAAGUGUUAAGUCUCCUGAACCAGAGGGAAUUAAAUCUCCUAGGAGUGUCAAGUCUCCCGAGCCAUCUGCACCCUCUCCAGCACCCAGCUUAAAAUCACCAGCUCCAGGUGUCAAAUCUCCUGAACCUGAGGGAGUUAAGUCUCCACGGGGUAUAAAGUCUCCAGAACCCAGACUCAAAUCACCACCACCAACUAAGUCACCUGAACCUGAGGAGGUAAAAUCUCCUCGGGGUAUCAAAUCCCCAGAACCUGCAGGACUCAAAACACCAAAAGGUGUAAAGUCCCCAGAACCUGCUGGAAUCAAAACGCCAAAAGGCAUCAAGUCCCCAGAACCUUCAGGUAUCAAAUCGCCCAGGGCCUUGAAGUCCCCUGAGCCUGAGGGAAUCAAAUCACCUCCCAGGAUGAAGUCUCCUCCUCCAAGCCUGUCCCCAAAGAGGGUUGUGUCUCCACCCACUGUCAAAUCCCCAGUCCCGAAACCUCCCAAGGUCCUGAGUCAACUAACAGCUGAGGCCUGCGAGGGCUCAGUGAGGAUGUCCUGUGUCUGCGAGAGCAGCGUCAGGGAGGUUGUGUGGUACAUCAACGGGAGGAGACUGUCGAAGAGCAGCCGCUUUGAGAUGCACUACUCUGAGGGCUCCUGCAGCCUUCUAAUCCAUGAUCUGGCAGACAGCGAUCAGGGAGAAUACACCUGUGAGAUGACAUCAGAGGGAGGAGUAUCCAAAUCCUCCUUCUCCUUCACCGGACAGGUGUUCCAGUCCAUACGCAUGAAGAUCACAGCCUACCGUGAGCAGCAACUGGCACUUAAAGGAUCAAUGAAGAUGAGUCACAAGGAGUCCUCAUCAUCCAUGAUGAUGAAGAAAGAAGUCCAUGCAAUGGAGGAGUCAUCCUCCUUUUCUUCCUCCGCCCAGCAGGCAAUGAUGUCAUCCAUGAUGGAGUCCAGCUCCUUCAGCAGCAUGGCAGCUGAGAUGAAGUUUGAGACCAUGUCCAUGUCCAGCAUGUCCUCAAUGACAUCUGAGACAUAUGCAAUGAGCUCCAGCAGCCUCACCGAGAUGGCCUCCCACAUGGAGGGAUCCUCAUUCAGAGCAAUCAGUUGUGCUCCCAGGAUCGAGGCUCUGCCGGAGGACAUCAGCAUUGAGACUGGCAAAGUCCUGACAGUUGCCUGUGCCUUCUCCGGCGAUGCCAAACACAUCGAGUGGUCUUGCGGUGGCAAAACCAUCGAGGUAACAGCUGGUGGACGCUUCCACAUAGAGACCACAGAGGACCUGACCACCCUCAUCAUCACCGGAGUUAAGGCGGAAGAUGCUGGAACCUACACCCUCAAACUGUCCAACGAGCUUGGAUCUGACACAGCGACUGUUCACAUUAGUAUUCGAUCAUAGGCAAUAGUGUAAAAAAAAAAAAAAUCUAAUCUUCCCCUUUUCCCUACUUCCAUGCCUUUUUAUUUAUUAAUUGAGCGAAAUAAUCUACUUUAUAAAGAUCUGGAUUUCUGUUCUUGUAAAUAUGAACUAUUUUUGUACCAAUCUUGACAUUAAUUUAUGCCAAACUAGACUCAAGUCUAAAGUUGUUAUAAAAUGUGCCAUAUUGGAUAACUAUGACUUAGGAUUUUUGAUCCAUUUUUCUGUGACAUGUACAUAAUGUAUAUAGCCGAAUUUAACGGUUAUGGGAAAUGUAUGCAUUGUUAUUUAUGACAAUAAUAUUAACUGAAACAAAAUGAAACUAAAUGUGGUUUAACAGGAGAAAGUUUCACCAGGAACGAAUACCCUGUUAAACUUAGAAACUAAACUCUGUGCCUCAACGAUAAGUUGAAGUCUUAAGAUUGCCUCAACAGGUAGAGAGGCUCCCUGUUGAUGUUAACUCAAUCAGAGACAAAACUAUGAAUGCACUGCUGGAGCGUGAGAGCAGUGCUGUUGCAUUGUACCAAGAGUGUGAGAUCCUGAGUGCUGUUUGCAUUUACCCUCAUGUAAGCAGGACGACUGGACCUCGUGCUCUGACUGAUUAUGUCAUACCGCCAUUUUGAUGACAUGCUCACAGUGCGAGCGGCCUGCACUCCCUGAGCACAAAUGUUUCUUUUUUGUUUUGUGCUCUGCUUCUGGCAAACGACUACUCGCUCGGGCUCCACAUUCGUACCAUCAACCUGGCCAAUCACAUUAAAUAAAGAGUCCAUCCUGUGCUUGUUUGCAGAGGCAGAGCUGUCUCUUGGAGGUCUGCAGUGUGUUUGUGUGUUAGUUUUUAGAAGUUCACCUGUCAGUCAAGCUGGGCACUGCCAAGCAGAUGUACCGCAGCCGAAACCAACCGUUGCUGCGCUCACUGAGAACAAGAUGAGGCGUGGUCUUGCGUGUUGCCCCGCACUUUGGUUUGAUUGAAGUUAGAGUUGUAGCAUUGACUAUUUUUCGCAGCCUCCUUGAGUUUUUCUCCAAUUAUUGAUUUAAUAAAGCAUGAUUCUCAGCACUACAA
Molecule: messenger RNA, 95645 nt
Organism: Lates calcarifer (barramundi perch)
Lineage: Eukaryota; Metazoa; Chordata; Actinopteri; Centropomidae
Product: titin-like
Biological process (GO): protein phosphorylation
Molecular function (GO): ATP binding; protein kinase activity; protein binding
Source: RefSeq, a predicted model, not a curated record